This is a messenger RNA of Spirometra erinaceieuropaei, 91783 nucleotides long. NCBI's taxonomy places the organism in Eukaryota, Metazoa, Platyhelminthes, Cestoda, Diphyllobothriidea, Diphyllobothriidae. The record is from the annotation of a GenBank genome assembly.
AUGAUAUCUCUUCCGUCAGGUCUCCUAACCACCACGCGAGACAUCCCGUACAUCUCUGGCCGAACACACUUCCUGUCGGUUCAAGCCGCCACCUGCAGUCAACCUCCAAUCAUGUCCGUGCCCGCAAUUGUACUGGUCACCUUCUGUUCGCCAUACUGGUCCGGUAAUACCCAAAGAGCCCUUACCUGACAGCAUUUUAAAGCCUUGCCUUACCUGUGAGAGGGGGAGGCUAUUCCUGACUCAUUUUGAUUUCGCGCCUGUCCUCUCAUUUGAGUUUGCUUUUAAUGGCCGCGCAGCCAUGAAAUAUUACACCGUUAUCGUCGCGCGCCCAUCUAGUGGACUGCCUGCGGCAGUGAUGUGGAUGGCCUUGGAUCCGACGAUGACUGCCGGUCAUGCUGAAAAACAGAGCACAUCGCUGGAAUUUUGUGCGGCCGUGGGAGGUGCGAAAACAAAUGCCUGCUGGACGGGACGGCGGUGCAUAGUGAACAUUUAACUCAGUGUAAACAUAAAUACUGCUUGUGUAGUAUCAUGAGUUACCUGACAACAACUGCCUGAAACUAAAAUAAAUCAAUAUAGAGGACAGAAUUCACCAAUAUUCUAGGAGUUAGCGACCAAUGUCUUAACUACUAGUCGAUUAGCCAACAGAAAAGGCGAAUGGAAAGGCACACGAAACUGAAAUGAAUUCAUAGGAUCGACAUAGAACUAGGACAGAAAACCCAUGUUCAACCAAUGAAGCCUAGUAGAUCAGGUUUAUUUUCAAGGACUUGUAGGAUAAUAAAGUUAAAGAUCGCAGAAAGUGACGUACAGUCUUUAGAAGGGAAGAGGAGAAGAAAAAGAUGACGCUAAGAGGUUUGAAAACUGUAAAGUGGCGGAAAAGGAAGAUCCAAAAUGUCCCAUGGAAAAGUCAGAUUAAUGCCUAACACUAUCGACAAAGGCAAGGGGACUGAAAUGAUCAUUUCUGGCUUAAUGGCUGUUGUCAGUUAGCCAUACCUACCCUUGAAGCUUGAUCCCUCGACACGUUGGUAAGUAGAACAACGCAGUAACUAUUGAGUCAUGAGCUCUUUGUCCUGUCGGUUGCGAUCGCGUAUAUUAAUAAUCGUAAAGUAAUGAUCAGUGAGCGCUCGUCAAUAAUUGCCAAUUUGUUUUCAAAAGAGGGGGUCAUCUUCCAGUUGUCGGCUUCCUCAAUUUAACGCGAAUGCUGGUUUUGCGCAAAAGAAUGUUCGAUGCCGAUUGUAGCUUUCGUAAUAAAAUAGCAAGGGAUUUUGGAUGUACUACAUGCAAACUAAGUUUUAUGUAAAAAUAGAUUAAAUUCUGAAAUAAAGCAUUUAUUGGUAAUCUUUGCUUAGACAGACCUGUGAUAUUGACACAACAUACAGUUCUAUGCCAAAUUAUUUCAGUCACGGCAAGACGCCAGUUUUGAAAUAGGCGUAUUUUCGAAUGCCUCAUAAAAUCCCACUUGAUAAAUUAAUCACUUGUGUUGAUCAAAAUUUCAUGAACUUGAAGAUGAACGGAAAUAUCCUUUUAGACCCAUUUUCGGUGGAGCUGGUGUACCUUAAAGUUUAUACUUAGACAAACAAUAUCUUUCAAUUUUCUCCAAAUUUUCCUAUUCUGGAUGGGUUCAAACCCAACAUACAUUUCAUUAAGGGAACAUCACAGGUUUUUCUGCACUACAAAGACGGUUUCAUGUAGAAAUAGCAACAUGAUUCAUUAUAAGUUUAUUAGGUUUCUUACCUCAAAAGAAACGGUAAUAAGCGACAGAUAGGAUGUUAUUUCCAUAUACUUUUAACAGUUUAAAAAUACCAUUAGUUCACACUUUUUUAAACUAAUGGAUACAUUGCCGUAAAAUGGUACUGCGAAAAAGACGUAGUUUACUACAAGAUCAGUACACGAGAGUACCUUUAUGUGUAAGCUUGUUUGAAGAUAUGUUUGAAUUACCAAUGUAAUCGGAAACCAAGAAGGAAUCGCAUGCUUCUUAAGCAGUCAUUGUUCAAAAAAUUUAACGUUUGCAGGCGGCCGAAAAGACGAACUAUUAAGAGCUAGCAUCCAGACGCGACUGAAAUAUUCCUUGAUUAGACUGCAUUUCCAGUAGACGUACUACCGUAAUAAAGUAGCCGUUUCUGACAAAAAUCGUUUUUCAAAAUUUUUAUUAGCGUUUUAUGAGUUGAAUCACCAGGGCCCGCACUUCUUUCCACAAGAUUGGUGUUUUUUACCGUAAAUUACGAACUCACGGUUCUCCACACAAGCCUCUACACAAGCUCAAUUUAAUUUGACUCCAAACUGGUUUUUAUUAUCAAUAGCUCUUUUUUAAAAUAAUUGAUUUCGUAUGCGAGUCCAAAAGUUUCUAGAAAGUAAGCAACUUAGAGGCUGUUCUGCGGAACUAAGAUAAUUUCCAGCGAAAAACAGCGUUUUUGAACUGAUAUAAAAAUAUUGUUUUGCUUGUGCUACUUUCGAAGUCGCAUGCAAAUAUCUUCCAAGUUCUGUACCACUUGUGAGUAUAAGAAUCGAUAUUUAACGAGUUCGGAUAUUCGGGUCGUUGAGUUAACGCGCACUUUUGCAUAAGUUCCAUAUGCAUGCCGAUAUAGGUUUCUCUUAUAGACAGGACGGACAAAAGAACCUUUAUAUCGAUGCUUCAUGGAAGAUAGCUUUCGCUGACUGUAAUAUUCGGAGAUAACAUACAUUUAUAAAAAUCAACGUUCAGUCGGAGAAAAAAGUUUCGAUUUCAAAACUGUUCCAGUUCUUUUAACAAGUCUAUGAGUUAUCCAACUGUAGAAGCAUGAAAAUUUUACUGUUAACUUGGAUAAAAACACAUGUUAUGCAGCUUUAAGCCGUGAGAGCACCGAGGAAUUUGGCAAGUUUGUACUUUAAAGGUAAGAAAUCACCUUCAUACUUCCAUCCAAAACUUGUUCAUAAAAACCGGGCAUGUUAGUCAUCCAACUGUUGCGGAUGAAAUAACCAGGUCCAUUUUGAAAAUUGGAAAAAUGCCAUAAACUCCAUGGAGCCCGGCGGAGGACACUCCUCCGAAUUUUCAUUGAACGUCUGUUUAAAAUUUUGGUGAGCACUUAUGUUUGGAGUGGAAAGUUGUUGUGUAUCUAUCGGACAAAGUUCAACCGGUUGCGGUUAUUUCAAGUGUAGUGUAAAGGCUUUACAGGACACAUUCAAUUGCAGGACUGGACUACCACCACUUCUCCCGGAAAUCCAUGCUUACAUGGUUUCUGGCUUAAUUUGUUGGAUAGAGUCUGCACUUAGUUAUUGCCCUCGGAAAUGAUACUUUUAGGGAUUAAAGAGAUUCCACUGAUGUUUGACUAUCUGCCCUAAAAAGGAUGCAACUAUAUGCAGUUAGUGGCAGCAUAUGUCUCAAAACUGAAUCACGCUGUCUUCAUACAAUAAUACGGUGAGGACUUACUUCUAAUAAUAUAAUAGCAAAUUGGCCCUCAAAGAUCUGUACGAACAAAAUUCAGGGCUUAGAAGGAAGUAAACCGUUUAAAAUGCGCGCAUUUAGAUGGGAGGAUAUUGUGGAGUACAGUUCUACCAAUACCGUUACGGUUACAAUCUCUCUGGGGUGAUGUAAAAGAAUACAUUGACGUUUUGGGGGUGGAUUUCAGCGAAACCUUUGAAUUUCCGUGCAUCCUACGCAGUAAUCAUUGUUUACACUUAACUGCCACUUUCUAAGAACCGUCGGUUCGCACAGAGUCAUUUCGAUAUGCGCUCGACUGCGUAGUCCCUCUUUAUCGGACAGUUUUAGGGGUGGUAAAUUUUACCGCUGAGAUAGACAGGAAGAUUAAGCCUCUGUCGGUCAUAAAAACUAUUCUCUUAAGCAGAAAAUGGCCUUCAACUGACAAGGCUUAAGCUAUCAGACAGGCGAUUUAUCAGAGAAAAUAGAUCUUCAGCAUCAGGUUCACACCACAGCAGCCUUCAACUUUCACUUAUGGCCUUUUCCGCAGUAGAAGCCGGAUCCUGCAGACUAAUGUUUCUCACCUCACCCGUCCCUACAAUUGGCAGACAAAGUGACUUCUUUCAAUUUUCUGAAAAGCAGUUACCGCCGUACAUGCUGUAUCCGCAAUCCACCCGUUGUUUCAUUGUCCCUUCUGAAGAGCAGGCAAAACUAAUCCAAUUUUUGUAUGAAAAUGAAGGCCAGAUGUCACCAAUCUUAGGGAUUUACAUAUCUGUGUUUUUGGAAAAAAUGGCGGACCUCGAUGUGACCCUCGACCAAACUAACUCUUAAAGAGAAACACAACUUUAAAAUUUGAAUACGUGAUCCAGUCGAAUCUUUUAAGUCUUUACAUCGGACCUCAGGUAUUAGGGACUUAUCUUUCGGUGAAACGGAGUCAUCAAAUAUAGGCUGGGAUCCCAGAAUCCUGGAUGUGUAUCCCCAACCAACUGCUCUGCUGGAAUUAGAAAAUUUGCCGUCUAAAGAGCCGAAAAAAAGCAGCAUAGAGCACUUGGUCAACAGAACUGUCGGCGAUAGGUCUGAGAGGUGGGCAGUCAAAGCCUGACCCUCGUUUUAUCUCUGAGUAAACAUCUAACUCCCCUACAGCCUACCCCAGGCAACUUUUCGACUAAACUUCCAGCCUUUGGCUUUGAUGCAAUAGCACUGACUCGCCUCUUGUUUAUGCGGCAGGGCAUAUGUAAACGUAGUAUUGCUUGACAGGUAAAACCUGGCAUCUUCAAUCCGCAAACUUCGCACACUUCUGCCUCUCCGAUGCCUUAAUAUCAGUAAGGUUACUUGAUAAAAAGGAUAACUGUCCAAAAUUCGAAAGAAUUCUCAAGCUGUCCAGUUCGCUGUCGUCCAAGUCUUUUGCGCUUCAAAUGUGCACCAGACCGCAGUCUUGCAGAAGUCUGUCGCGUUCAUAGUGUCAGAGUGCUAAAUCAUCAUGGACACUUUCUCAAUAUGUAUAGCUAGAUCUCUCCGUAAGCAAAAGCCUUUGCCUAGAGACGUUUUUGUGCGCCAAUAUUUACAUCAAAAACCGUAUAAAAAUACAGACACAUAAAAAGAAUAACAAUUUAAAUAAUCCUUUAACGCACAGAUCUUCAUUUUGGUCAAUGUAUUCAGACGGCUAUUUGCAAGCCUAUGUGCCUCAAUCUGUUAUACAUUCGAAAUGUCUCAAUUUUUAAAAUUUAGCAUGGUCCAUGGAAAGGAGACUAUUAACUUUUCAGAGGGCUGAAGUGUUUUAAGUGUUGCCAGUACUUCUCGACUAUUCUGUCGGAAAAGAUUCCGCAAGCACUUUUGCAUGGGUACUUUUCCUCACUUCCAUUGAUUGAUGCCUUAUUUCUCAGUCGACUGUCAGAAUAUUGGGAAUUUUCGCAGUUCACUUUGGCACCGCAAAAAUAAAUUUUGCUUUGUGCAUUCUGGGACAGCUUUAACAAAACAAAGCUAAAUUUUAAAUAGUAACUCCUUUUAGGUACAGUAAAUGUGUAUAAUCUUGAAAUGUUAACCUGAAUUCUGAAAUACGUUUUCAACUCGAAAGAUUACUUAACAAUACAAUACUAUACGGGUAGCAAUAACUAUGACAUCAUAAUAAUGGUAAUAUUGAUUACCGUGCACUAUAAUCCAAAAAUAUUACAUACACUUCGAAAUAGCGGCUUUUGAGUGAAAUUCUUUCCGGCAGCCUGCAAAAAUACACGUUGCAGAACAGGACUGCCAAAGUAGAUUGAAUUCUCUAGUUGAUUUUAAAUGCUCUUAUAAAUUCAAACAUAUGUUGCGGAAAUAAUACAUAAAAUGUUCAUUCUUUGACUCAUUUAGUGGGAAAGUAAAUAUUUUUUAAAUAUUUUUAUUGACAGAGGGCAAAAAUUAGGUUAAACACAGUUUCUGAUCGCAAAAUUUGUAAAACCCAGAAGUGCCCGUUUAUAAAGCGUUAUGCAGUUAAAUUUGCCAACGUUGCUUGUUAAGUAUACAAUGUAGCGCGAACCCCCUACUGCAUUUUACGAACCCCAUAUAUUUUCCUUUCAACAGCGUAAGAAAUGUAUGAUUUUUCGCGCACGGAAAAUAUACAACUUGUUGUUUGAAAACCCCAAAUGCAAGUGUAACGACAUGCCGGGUUUGAAAUUAUUCAAGAGUUGAGAAAGUGUUUUCAAACCGAGAGAUGUCCUUUUUCAAGUUUAAAAUUGCAGCAAGACAUUAUUUUAUACCAAAUAAGCAAAAGGAUAAAUAUAUUUAUGCAUGUUUUUUGUCAAAUAUAGUUGGGUGUGAAGAGUAUGGAGAAUUAAUUGUUAAAAUUCAUAUUACUUAAGUAGUGGCGUUUUUACAGACGGGAGCUUCAAAUGCGUCUGGAAAGAAUUUCAUUCAAAAGCUGGGAUUCAGUGGUAAUCGAAAUACCUAUAGAUGACGAUACUUGAUGAUUUAUCAAAACUCAUCUGAAGUAAGCUUUUCCAGUUGAAAAAGCACUUCAAAAUUCCGAUGAACAUUUCAUGAGUCGGCUCAUCUACUACAAGUCUGUCAAAUAGGCGUUAAGCAUAUUUGGUUUUUUGUAAAUAAGGACUUCAGUGUCGAAUGUUAGCACAGCCAGCCCUCGUGAGCCGCGCACAAAGUCCCCGUGAUUUGUGCGAAAAUUCAAGAAUAACUUAGGAUUUGUCGUCAACGCGCCAAUCGAAAAAUACAAAAAAGGCAGUGACUAAAUGUGAAGACAAACUUACAUUAAAACCUAAUUAGAGUGUGUGCAACUUAUAAUUAUUACAUGAAGCAUACAUUUGAGAACCGCGUAUCGUGAAUUACUUUGUAAACACCAGGUUUGUCGUAACAGUAUAUAAGCUGACAUAAAAGAAUCCACAGCAAAACACAUGCUAUCAUUAGGUAAGUUGUAUCUGUUUCCAUUUUCUAUACUUGAACGUAGUAGAGCAGGGUGACUGUGAACAGAAUUUGCUUGCUAGAAAGUGAAAAAGUAUUAUUUACAAGCUGCAACUAUUUUCUUCGAAUAAACGUUCUUUUUGAGGUUGACAGUUUGUAUUCCAUUUAAACUAUAACGUACAAAAUAAUGGUCGAAGUGGGAGCUGUUGUAUGGUCUACUGACUGACCUAAACACGCUAGGAUACUCAGCAGGCGCAGGCAUCAGCGAAAAAUGUUUGGUUUUCAGACACGAAGUUUUUUCUGUAAAACGGCAAGUAUUUUCAAUGAUAAUGGAGGCCGUUAUGUCUGAAAUCGUCCUUGGGCUGUCAGAAAACACUACAGCUUUCUAUUUGUCCAGUUGAUAGGCAGAAAGGAGGACACCUGCAUUUUAUACUAAUCAGAUUCAGCAAAUGUAGACAGUUCCUGAGAGCUUUUAUCCACUUAAGGGCUUCUCAGAAAAUGUUGUCUCACAAGCCAAGGGUUCGAAACAUCGUCUCACAAGAAAAAGAACCGCAUCUCUAAGGGCUGUAAGAACUUUAUUUCCUACCAAAUUGGAAACGCGAAUUCAAAAGGUUUUCCGUUAAAAAAUAUUUUUUUUGCACAUGAAUGCUUAUUCUAUGUGUGUCUGGUUUAAUUAAGAUCAAAACAGAAAUAAAACUUCUUCCCUUGUGCAUGGUUGCCUGUUCGAGGUGUUUUGCUAGUCAAACAAAAACAGCGUUUUAAUGCCAACUUAUUAACGUUUUCGUCAAACUUUCCCUAGUCCUGCCAUGAGUUCUACCAGUGUAAAUGCUUUCUGCGCUAACUAGUUAAAUAAAAAAAUGUGUGUCAAAUCUACAUUUGUGGCAAAUUAAAGGAUAACUUACCUAAAUUUUGUCGCAUUUUUCAAUGAAACAUCGCACAAAGUUAUAUAAAGAAUGCAUAAAUCCGUAUACAAUCUCGUGUUUUCGAGAUAAGACAGCGAAUAAAACUUCGCCUAAUCGGAUUUACGUAGAGGGAUGAGUACACUUGGAAGUCCUUGAAAGCUGUUUGAGUCAACAGUUCUUAAACGAGAGUUGGUCUGAGGCUAACUGCAGCUAAGACUGAUUACAGUGGCCAACUCUUUUGCGCAAAGGAGUUGAUAAUCUCAGUGACGCGGAGUGAGUUAAGUGAAGCCUUACGGAGUUUCUCCGUAAAUGGAGACAAUCACGGCUAAUAAAAAAACUUCUUCAUAAAACAUCCGGUCUAACAGGAUUCGUCAUGCAAGGUAUUGGGUUAUCGUAUGAAGACAGUUAAACCGCACGCACAGCUGACAGCUGCGCUCCCAGACCUGAUCCGUGUGUGAUCGCUCGCUUGCUUGUUCCUGCAAAACAGACUGAAUGCUGCCAGAAGGGGCAUGAUCAGGUUCAUCUUGUAGACGCCGGCUCUCAGGCGAGCAUGAGAGAAACCUUCCGGAUGAUGCACAGGGUUCUUGGGGAACUGAUCGAGGCUGCUGCGUCGAAACACACUGGUGACGGUGGAGGCGGUCGAACAUGCCUAUGGGAUGCUGUCCUGUGUGCAACAAAGCACCUCCGUGGCUUUCUUUAGCCAUGUAUGACUGCCAAUCCAUUGUUACGGUGCUGACGAUGGUCACGCGUUCGUUUACUCUCUCUGCCGAUGAAGUGAUUCCCUGAACCCGAUCCCCCAUGACCGAUAACCGGCCAAAAGUGAUCCCGCAGCAAGCAAAACCGCCCUUCCUUUUUCCCUUAAUCACUCUAUGGCGUGAAAAAACUUCGCAAAGCUGUUGCAGUCCGCCAUACCUUCGGUUUUCUAACUUCCACUCCCACAGUUCAAGCCUGUUACUAAGAUUAACCCCUAUUCUGUAGAUUUAGACCAACCAAUUAAGUAUCGGCAAAUUGAAAUUUCAGACUGCCACCGCAGCUGCCGAUUUCUAUGGCAGACGAGAGGGCACAAAUGCAUCUGGUCCGCUUCCAUGAGCCAGCAAGUUGUCACUAGUGUGACUGAGGUCACAGGGCCAUAAGAUGGGAGACAGAGAGAUGAAGACGCCUCUCACAGAGACUGUCCUGUGAAAACCUCCAUAGCUAUAUUCAGGCGAGCGAACGUUACUUUCGAUAACUUCUCGUCAGGCCAUUACAAAUUUAUGGAAAGGGGUGGAGUGAGGGAAGAAAAUCGAUAAAGGACUUGCGUCGCGAGAACAGGUAUCCUGACAGGUUCACUGCAAAGAGCCUUGCCGAACAACCCGAAGAACCCACCACCCUUACUGCCGGAAAUAAAACGUUGUUUCUCAAAGUCGCUUUCCAAGAAGAUGCUCAAGUGAACUCCUAAGAAGACGCCUUGACCAAGCUGCCUCGGGAACCUUCCCAGCAGCAAGGGUUCGCAUAUCAUUCUCCACUAACCCUAUUCUACGCGGAGAAGGCAAGGAUAAGCUGCCACCGCAGACUGCCUCAAUGUGCAUCUAUUCAUUCACUUGCUCCUGUAGAGCAGAUUACAUUGGUUGUACGAGUCGGUAUCUUUCCAAAAGAAAAUGAGAACAUCUUCCCGCGUGGCUGGCAAAAGGUGAAAGAAGGAGAAUAGACAACGCCAUCCUUGCGCCUGCAGUGGAUUCAGAGCAUCGUGUGGACCCCGCUAAAGCAUUCCGUGUGAUUUAUAAGGUCCCCUCGAGCUAACCUGAGCUAUUGGGCCAGAAUCUGUUAAAAACAGCAGAAUUGGCCGCCAUGAGGAUAGAAAAAACUGAUCCUAUGCACCCAAAAGAACCUCGUUCAGGCUCCGCGCUUACCGUGGUCAAAGGUUGAAUAACCACAUACAAUUUUCUGCGUCUUUCCGCUCUUACCUAGCCUGUAUUUUAAAAACGAACUUUCCUGAGACAGAUGCCUACACGGAACGCCAUCUGGGAAGAUUUAACCGACGUUAUUUUCAUAAUGCAGACUGCUAGCUGAGGGGGUGUGGAGGGUGUACGCACUCAUUGUUGUCCUCCAAAAGGACGUCAUAUGCGUCUAGCUAGUUUCAGCGUAACUUAAUUAAAUGUUAAUCCGUUUGCGCAGACAAUGUGACCACACUUGGUGCUGAGAAAUGAAUGGCCACACCAGAAUACUUUGUACUUUUGUCAAAAUGUGCGAUCGCAAUCGACCGUACAACGAAUCCGUAAUUCAGUGCAUUGGACGUCUUAGCAAUAGGUCGCAAGUUUAAUCUGCGGGGCUACGCAUCUCGCGGCUGUGUAUAUUUAGUUAAUGAUGGCUAACCAGUUCAAAUAAUCCCUCUCAGUCCUCUUUGUCCUUUCUGUUCAUAUUUCGCACUGUUGACCGGGGACGCCAAAGUACAUGGCAUUUGUUUAAUUUUCGAACCCUCAAAGCCUGAUAUUUUGUUUUCUUGAGUCACUGUGGCUAGCAUUACCUCAGCAGACCAUUCAUAAAACUGUUGCCAGAGAUACGGCCCUAACCCAAUAUUCAACAAUUUCCAGGCGAAAUUGUGCUGGCUUUUGCGUUAUAAUACUCAACGGUUUCUGACAUCGCUUGCCUUCUCUCCCCUCCCCCAGAAAUCCCUCAAAUUCUGAGGUACCAGCCCUUCAGUGGCGGACAGUACGUAUUUGAAAAUGCAACCUUUGAGAACUGCUCACUGCAACCCGAGGUCUGGGACGAGGACAACUACGGAAAGCCCACGAAACGAACUGAAACGCCGGUGGGCUGCAAGCCGGACAGAACGAUCGCCUUUGUGGAACUGUUGCCCGCGACAGAGUCUUCUAACCUUGCAUGUAUGGUGGAUCCGGAGUUGAUGAGAACAAAAUUCAGCACUUGUGGUGAGAUUUUAAAGUAGAAUUUAGUACUCAGAUUCGUCUAUUGCGUUAGACAUGAGGAGAAACAGCGGCAGCAUGGCACGAGAACGCUCGUUCACUUUGCUUCCAUUGCAAGAUGACAAUUUUAUUGAACCUCCUCUAUCCCUCUUUCGGGAACGGUCUUAGAAAGUACUGGCGUGUCUUCACGCCGCCUGUACUGUAGGCAGGCUAAAUCAUGAAUUGUCAACCGAAACUCCAAAAUGCGUUUUCUUUUCGAAAAGAUUAAUUAAAGGUGUUGUAGAACUAAUUAGCAUGCAGCAUAAUCCUAUAAUAAUUUGGUCACCCCAAGAUGGCGGCUUUUAAACAAACUUCUUUGUGGCUGCAUGCAAAAGCUACAAUAUGUAAAAAAUGAUCAAUUAAUUAGCAUGCGUUUUUCUAAUUAACUUUCGAGAUCCAUAAAAAUUUAAUUAUAUUUCCUGAAAACCAUAGAUAAACAGUUCGUUCUUUUUUUCAUUCGGUAGAAAAUGACGUUUUCAUCCAAUGUUAUACUAGAAGAAAAAGUAUAAUUCGCUUUUCAAGAACUUUUCAAAUUUCCGAAUAAUUUUGAACGCGAUCUGCCGUUACGCUUGCAUUUAGGAUUUUCAAACUAAAAACUGUAUGUUUCCCGCGUACAGAACGCAGUGCAAUUUUUUACAGUGUUAAGAGAAGAUUAAAUAGGUUUCAUAAAAUUUAGCAGUGGAUUUGAUCCAUAUUGUUAACUUAACAUGCAUUUACAUGGUAAAUGCAGAGGUAUAACGAUUUAUGAAUAAGCAUUUCACGGUAUUAAAAUUUGUACUAGCAGAAAGGUUUCUAAAACUGAAUUAUACCCUUCCUUCGAGUAUAACAUUGUAGGAGGACGUCAUUUACUACCGAAUAAAUAAAAAAACAAAAAGUUUAUCCAUGUUUUCCAUGAAUUAUAAUUUAAUUUUUAGGGGCAUCGAAAAUCAGUGAGGGAAACGCAUGCUAUUUAAGUGGCUAUUUAUUGCAGAAUAUAUCUAUUACAUGAAGCCGGAAAGAAAAUCGUCUAAAAUUUAGAAUUAUUUUAAAAUCAUGCUGCAUGAUGAUUAGUUUUACAACCUCUCUAAUUAAUUUUUCUGAAACAAAAACGCAUUUCGAAAUUUCAGUAAACAUUUCAUGAGUUAGCUCACCUACUGCACAUAGUGAAUCCAGCGUGUGGAACUGGUAUGGAGAUGUUUUAACUAUCAAACAAAUCGUUUACAUCCAUCUCAUGUCAGAAAAAUGAUUUGGUCUAGGAUGCGGCACCCUUGCCCUCAACCUAACCCUAGUUUUGCUGGAAUUUGGCUUAAAGACAGCCGUGUUGCCGGCGGUUCCUGCUUUCAAGUUCCGUUUAGGUGGCCUUGCAAGUCAGUCUUACAGAACACUUUAAAUCUUUUGGAUCUGGAGAAAAGCGAAAAUGCACUUCUCCUUGCUAUUGAGUUCGGCAACUUACGUAAAUGCCAGUUUUCUUUUAGUCAGCUAGUGAAUGCUGUCGUCUUGGGGAGAGGGGUAUCCGCGGGCAUAAAUAAAUAAUGACUUCGGCUAGGCGUGCGAAAAUGAAGUAGGCAGAUUCCUGUAUUGAGGUACUAAACUGUCGGUUAAUGACAUCCGGAGAGAAAAGUGUGAUUCUCUUCGAAGAAUCCGCAUAUGCAGACCUAAUGAUUAUGCAAUAUUCGGCCUUAAAACGUCUGUCAUUGUCAUAGUUUUGCAGAAUUCGUUAUGUGUAUGUAUGUGAUCGAUGGAUGUCCGUUUGUGAAUGCCAUCUUCAAGGCAUUUACAAAGAGCCAUAUCCAUUUUAGCAGCUUAAGGACAUCAAAAUGCUCCUUGCAAAAAAGCGAAAAGAAAUGUUAGUUUUCUAGGAGAAGACAGGAAGGAGAUCAGUGCGCUGUGGGGAGAAAUCACAUAUCAGACCUUAUCAUGAUCGCGUAUAUUUCUAAUAUGCACGCGCAAACCCACCAUACAUGAGCCUUCCCCGGCUAGAGGACGAAAUAGCCACCUGUAUCCACUUCAGCAGUCGCAAAUAGACUGGUGAAGGCCAACUCCACCUACAGUGGGUAACAUAUGCCACGGAACAUUGGGCAAAAAUAAAAAAAUAUUUUUUCGGGAUGUAACACUAAUUGGCAUAUAGCAAUUGUAUACAGAGAAUGAGUCUUCGCUUUGCAGUUUGCGUCUUUCCCGUAUAAUUUGGCCAUAUACAGUAGGUGAACAAACAUGUGAAAUGUCAACCGAAAUUCUGAAAUGCGUUUUCGUUUUGAAAUAUUUACUUCAGUAGGGUUGUAAAACUAAUCAGCUUGCAACAUAAUUCUAUAAUAUUUCAGCUACCUCAGAAUGUCAACUUUCGACUGAACCUCCUUCCGGCUGCAUGAAGAAGAUUUACUGUAUAAAAACGACUACUUAUGUAGCAUGAAUUGUUCUUAGUGAUUUCUGAUGCCGCUAAAUGCCCAAUUAGCUUUCAUGGAAAACAUGCAUAAAAAUAUUCAUCUUUUGGCUCAUUCGGUAGAAAAUUAACAAACCAAAUUACAUCGUUCCUUCGAGCAGAAUAUCAGAGAAGACGUUAUUGUCUAUCGAAUGAGCAAUAGAAUUAAUAUUUUUACGCAUGAUUUCCAUAAAAGAUAAUUAAAUUUUUAAGGGCAUCAAAAAUCAAUUAAAAAAUCCAUGCAAAAUAAGUGUUUGUUUUUAGAGAGUGUAGUUUUGACAUGCAGCCGGAGGGAAGUUCAUUCGAAUGCCGGCAUCCUAAGGUAAUUGAAAUAUUAUAGAAUUAUGUUGUAGGCUAACUAGUUUUACAAGCUCACUUAAUAAAUCUUUUUGAAACGAAAACGCAUUUCGGAAUUUUGCUUUACAUUUCUUAGGCGUGAUUUUUUCUUUUAAUUACAUUGGACUUGCGCGGCACUUGAUGGUUCGACCAUCUAUUUCAAUGAUGUCCACCGUGAGCCCCACAACAGCAGCAGCAGUGGGAGCAGAAACGGUGACUUACGCAGGGGUUUACAGUUCCAGUAGACUUGCGCUGCAUCUACCUACACUCUCUCCUCCUCCCUCGCCCGAGCCCGGUGUCGAGACAGAGUCAAAAGGACCGGAGACGAGGGAAGCCGCAGGUGGAUGACUCGGACGGAUCCUCACCUUGGCGUUCCACCACACCCCCUGGUCCACACAACAAAUAACCAGGAUUUCAACCAACAAAACAGAGAUUUGGAGGCUGUCACGUCCGAUGCCGCACCUAGGAGUGCCGCCGACGCCUGGCUCGGAUCCCAUACUAUGGUAGGAGUGCCAUAAAGGCCACAUUAAAAAGGAGCCAUUUCAGCCUGACUCUCAGACCUUCAGUCAAGGAGGUCCAAGUUAUCACGUCAGGUGGCAACCUUCCAAGCCACGGCUUUAGGCUCAUCAUGAUAGCUUCAAACGCGUCAGAUUGUUUUAAGUGAAGAGAAAGUGCGCUGAGUCGUCGAGCUUACUCUGCCUUCCCAUUCCCACAUCUCAGUCGCUGUCCAAACCGGUCAGCAGACCGGAGUGGGGAAAGGUAGCGGUGGCUGGCGUGGUCGACUGACCAUGACUGUGCGCGCCACGUGUACGACCUUACCCCCCAUACACACACACACCAAGAUUUCGCACAACGGGGUUGAAGGGCUUGUCUCUCGCUUACGUGAGAGGGCCGUGGAAGGUGCUGUUUCAGCCCGUCCUCAGCCCACCAGUCCGCCAAUUCACACAACACACAUACACAACGGGACAAACUGCGUGGAUCAAGUUGGUGCGUCAAUCAGUAACUUUCCUACCCACGACGUUUGACGUGUCGGGAUAGUCUCAGACUCAAGUCACCCGUGCAGCCGAAGCCGCAUGGGGACCAAGUCGAGAUGCGGACUUCCCACUUGCGUGGGAGGUGACAGUUGGGUGCUUGUGGUGGGUGAGUGUUGAUGUGUGGUGGGGUGAUGGUGAUUGUAGAGGCAGGGAGGGAGGGUGUUAUGGUGUGGUGAAGAAGGUCGUCGUGGGUGCGCAUGUGGCUGAAUAGGCCCAUGCGAUGCGUGAAGGAGCAAGGGCAGUAUGGACAGUGGAGGCGAGUGCUUUGGGCGUAGGCUGGUGCUCCUGGCACAGGUUUGCCAGUCUCUGGGCGAUCGAUUCGCAAGUGACUGACCAAGUCGACUUGUGAGGAGAAGGUGCGGUUGCAGUGAGGGCAGGUGUAGUCCUGGUCCUUACCCCUGGAGUAGGAGGUUGGAGGGAUGGUGUCUGUUGUUAUGUCAUGGAUGUGUGUGAUGCUGAUGUGAGUGACGGCCACCAGAGUGUCCGUGGUUGGUGCAGUGAGGCAGGAGGAGAAGAGGCCGGAGGAAGAGGAGGAGAAGGAGGAAGAAGAGGAGGAGGUGGAUGGGGAAAAGGAGGAAGGGGGAGAAAGAGGAAGAGGGAGAGGUGGAGGAUAGAGGCGGUGGCUCAGAAGAAUUGUCAGAGUUAGUUGGCGGCAAAAAGGGCGAGGAAGAGGCGGGCGGUCGGACGGCGUUUGGUGCGGUAUGGGAGUUGCAGCACCUACCGCGCUCUCUCCUCCUUUCCCACAUGGAUCCAAUGUCAAGACCGGGUCCAAAAUAGUGGUAGGAUGAGGAGUCGCAGACUGCUGGCGCGGUGAAGACUGCAUGUAGGCGUACCACGUCCUCUAGUUCACAACAGACUUUGACCAGUAUUUUGUACCAUUACACAAAUAGGGACGCAAGGAAAACCGGCAACUAGGCGUGUCACCACAUACCACAUUUUGGAGUUUGUUAUGGGAGCGCAUUCUCGAUAACUCCUGGCGGACUCCAAUCUCUGCCUCGUGUUGUUCCAGCGCAUCUACCGCGCGACCUGUUUUAAGGACAGAGAAGUAGUUCAUAGUAAAACAAACUUGUACGGUAACUAGCGCACUUCCUCUCUCCCCCUACUCGCCUUAUUCCGGCAACAAGAGAAAGUCAAGAGAACUAAAGAUGGUUUCGUAUACAGCGACCGACAAAUCUACUUACCCCGUCUACGCGAUCCGCGCAUCCGAUUUGUUUCCCACUGCGUGUGUCAGGCCUUGUGAAGGCAGCUUCGAUCUUGCAUUCCCGAGAGUGCCAUAAAGCUUGCGUUAAGAAAGAGCCAUUUUAAUAAAAUCCCACGUCCUGAGAGCGACACAAGCUGUCACGUUAAUUGUCAACCUUCCAGGUAACGAUCCACAACGUGUCAAGAUAGGCUCCAGCGCUUUAGUUUAAACAAAGUGGGUAAUGCGCUGCCUUGAAUAGAAUUUUCCUAAAUUCGGCCGCAUCCUUUCUCUCUCUCCUUUCUCAUGCAUCAGGUGACUGUUUGGACCUGUUAAGCAGCUUGUGGGUAAAAUAAGCAAAGUGAUUGAAACGGCUUGAGAAUGCGAUAGUACGAUAGUACUUAAAUCUCGCAUGAACAUAGAGCAGCCCAAUAAACGAAUGCUGUGCCAGUCUGGUUUCAGUUUCCUUCCAGCUCACUCACAGCCUAUUCCGUUUUGGUAGCAGGUAGACUACACGAACGGUAUUAAUAAACGUGCUUUUAAAAUAAUAAUUGCAACCUUCUAAUUUCACACCACGUAGCAUUAGAAGUAAACUGUCCCAAAAUACGGGGUUUGAAGAGGACUUUAUUUUCCUUAGGAGGAGGGUAAGUGAAAAUGCUUUCCAACAGGCAGAUGUGAACUUAAAUAGGCCUCUAAAAUCAACGGAAAAUUACCUACUACAUAAUCGGCCAUUUUUUUUGGCUGGUGAGGAUUUUGCCAAUGACCGUUAGGAUGCGUAUUAGAAAGACAGUAGCCGGUCCGGUGUGGUUAUGUAGCCCCACCUCACGUAAACAAAAUCCAGCCACCUGUAAUACGGGAUCGGUGGUAAUAGGGGUUUUUACAGGUGGGGCCGGGGAACGCACAGGCGAUGCGGUCAAGUAGCUGUAUGCAAAAGAACAGCUAAUAGGAAUGCGCGGUUGUACUUUGGGUGGUCGAGAUAUAGCUGCCUAACCCUAACCUUUAACCCUAACCCCUAAAUCUAGCCCCUAACUCUAACCCCUGAGCAUAACCGCUAACUGUAGCCCCGAGCCCUAACCCCUAAUCAUAACGCCUAAUUCUAACCCCUAAACCGAGCGCCAACAAUACCGUGACUAUUAGGCGGGGCUCCAUAACCACAUCUUACCCAGCAGCCUGGCGUGUUCGAAUAACGUCACUAUCAUACUUCACGCUAAUCAGUACUGCAAACUCACUCACCUAGCCUCCUCUAACAAAAACAAUUUUCUUUAAAAUUCAGGCUUCCAGGUUCAUGAGUUAAGACAUGCAUUGUAUUUUGAAAAUGGAAAUUGCCAAUUGACCUCUUUACUCUUUAAAAAGAAGUCAGACAUGACGUAGUCACUGGGUUAGUUCUGAGAACGUUACUUCUACGUAAAAAUAUUAACAAUAAUUACUUUAGUGAGCAGGUAAGGUGCAUUUAUUUGUCAUUCUUAAGGUUUUUUAAACGAAGCUUCCUUCUAAAAGUUUCAAUCAAGUUUAUUUUAAUGACCCUGUAGUACAUUUAUUAAUUUUUUACACUUUAGGUUCAUGGUUGGUUCGCAACAGUUAGCUUGAGCGAAACAGACUUAAGGGCCUUAUCUGCGUUAGACUUCAUCCCUACUGUGGUCUGAUGUUUCGUUUUAUUUUUUUCUUUCUUGUCCCUGUUGCGAACAGUUUUGAUUAACAGAUUUCCAGAUGAAUGUCUGUACGAUUUAUCGAGCUAUUUAUGGAAUGUUUUUGUGCUCGAGGCAUCAAGAUAAUGCUAGGUUCGUAAACAAACUCUGUCUGAAACGGGCUUUCCGACUAUCAAAGAUCCCAUGAUUCUCUGACUUAUAGUUAACAGUCUAGAAACCAAUGGAUUUAUUAUUAAAUUACGCUUCUCUAAAAGUAAGUGUGAUAAAAUUUCUUUCCCAAAUGCUAUUUAACCAUUUAUAGCGGUUCUAAAGAAGGUUGGCAAAUUUUGUGCAAAUACAUUCAUAUAUGCGUAUAAUAUAGGUGAGCAUUUUUUCUUAAAUUUUCAAGACUAGUUCCCCAGCUCGUUUUAAAACUUAUAGGUCAUGUAUAAUUAGCUAUUUAACCAUGUUGAAUGAAUGAUUCUCCGGUUGACCAAAAACUGCAUAUUGGCUGCUCUGGCUUUUAUUUGUCGUUGGGUUAUUCGUACGUAGCGUAUACAUCACUAUGCCGAUUAAAGAAUCGUUCAUCAGAAUGUAUCGCUUUCAGAAAUUCAUGGCGUCUUCUUACUGGUUAGACGCCAACAGUAAGAGUAUUCUCUAAUGCAUAUUUAUAUGCAGUACCCAUUAUGUGCAUAGCUAUCUGGGAUAGAUGAUCUCGCCUCUUCACUGUUAACUGAUGUUCAUUUAUAUGUUUUGAGAUAGAUUUUCCAGUUUUUCCACAGUAAACAGCAUUACAACUGACACAUGGGAUCUUGCAAUAAGCACCUUUUCUAUAGAGCUCUCAAACCUUAUUUUUAGGUUGUACACACUGGGUGGGCAAGGUGGUUUCCAGCUGGUGUGCUACUUGUAUCUGAUAUUUUUUCAGCUGUCUUUCGACGGGCUCGGACGUCUUUUUCAAAUAUAAGAGAAUUCACCAGGUGAUCGCUUUUAGUAUUCGGAUGUCCGCAAUGGUUGAAAUACCUUUCUGUUUGAACUCAUAAUGUUUCAUGCACUGACGGAUUAAAACACGCAGGCAUCCCUUGUGCAAAAAUAAUUUGACGGAAUAUUUGAUUUCUGGUUAACAACCUCCUUUAUCGGAGCAGUUUACCUUAGCUCGUUUUAGCAGGCUGUAGACAGAACACCUCGUAAGAGAGACGAAAAUGACGAUACGUAGUCUGCGCGCGUGAACGCAAGCCUCAGCCAACUGCAGAAUCUUCAGUUUAACGCGGUUUAAGGGCUAACUGUUUGCAUACGUGACUUACACAGUAGGUGGGCUAACUCAUAAAAUGUCAACCGAAAUUGCGAAAUGCGUCUUCGUUUCGAAAAGAUUAAUUAAGUAAGCGUGUAAAAAUAGUCAGCCUGCAACACCAUUCUAUAAUAAAUCAGUUACUUCAAGAUGCCCGGUUUCGAAUAAACUUCCUUCAGGUCGCAUGCAAAAACUAUACUCUGUAAAACUAGCCACUUAUUUAGCAUAAAAUUCUCUCAUUGAAUUUCUAUGCCCCUAAAUGUCCAAUUAUAUUUUAUCAAAAACAUGCAUAAAAUAUUCAUUCUUCUGAUCAUUCGAUAGCUUAUUACGUUUUAUUCUAAUUUUAUUCCCGAGGAAAGGGUAUAAUUCGGUUAUUAAAAGCUUUUCCCAUUCCAGAAUAAUUUUAAACUCGCUUUACCGUUACACUUGGAUUCAAAGUUUCAAAACUUCAAGCUGUAAAUUUUCCGCGUACGGUAAACCACACAUUUCACUACUGCAUUAAAGAGGGAUCUUAUAGGGUUCAUAGAAUUAAGCAGUGGAUUUGGUCCAUAUAGUUAACUUUAAAAGCAACAUUGGUAAAUACGAAAACAUGACGGUUUAUGAAUUGACAUGUCGCGGUAUUUAAAAGUCUUUAGUGAAACACGUUUCAAAGACCGAACAAUGCCUCUUAUUUGAGUAUAAAAUUAAAAGAAGACGUCAUUUUCUACCGAGAGAGCAAAAAAAUAAAUAUUUUUAUGCAUCUUUUCCAUGAAAUACAAUUGGACUUUUAGGGGAAUAGAAAUUCAAUGAGAACAUCUCAUGCUAAAUAAGUAGCUAGUUUUACAGAGUAUAGUUUUUGCAUGUGGCCGGAAGGAACUUAUUUGAAAGCCGGCAUCCUGAGGUAACUGGAUUAUUAUAGAAUUACGUUGCAGAUUGACCAGUUUUACACCCCGUCUUAAUCUUUUCGACAAAAUGCAUUUAGGAAUUUCGGUUGACAUUCCAUGACUUAGUCCACCUACUAUAAGUCUAAUGAUGUUCUUGGGAACUGGCCUCAAAAACUUAUGCACUAAAGGUUAUUUUCUAUCCAAACCAAUUCACUCUCUCAAAUCACAUUCUAUUCGAUGCUCAUGUUAUGCUACGUGUCUGCUUUGUUUGUGAAUCCGAUCACAAAAGAUGAUUGAAUACGCCCGAGUAAAGUCUUUAAUAAUCUGCUCAAAUAUUUUGUCAGCCUUUCUCGUUCAUACCUAUUUAUGCGUAGAAGGAUCGCGAUAAGGACAAGGGAGGCCGCGAUGUCAGUUUUGACCUGCCAGUCGUCGUCUGUCCGCCAUUCCCCACUCCAGGUCAGGAUGUCCUUAAAAUCGAACCCGGUUUAUCCGACCCCUGAUCGUCGAGUACCUCAACGUCUUACCAUUAGGCUAUUAGUCUUUUGGACCGUCGCCUGUGAUCGUGGAUGAUAACGAAGAAUGCAAAGGCGUUCAACGAUCAGAUAACGGGGCGUACAGGCUGUGCCUGGAGAUUCAGUCUAGAGCCUUUACGGACAAUCACAUAGCCGCUUAAGUGUUGGGUAUGUUCAACCGACGAUGGCCGCAAAUGACGACCCAGUCUUCCUCCUCCUUAACGCCACGCUUUGGAUAUUUAUUUCUCAUUGUGCGACUGUGUAUAACGGCUAUAGACUUGAGGUCAAGGCGCUUAGGGCCGACCAUGUCCAAUAACCUGAUCGGUGAACGUCCCUCCUACGCCAGAAUGUGAAACCGGGAUGGUCUUUUCCAACUCAUUGGCCGCCGUCAGCUUGUUUAAUCUAACCCCCCCCAGAUGUAGCGGCACAGCUGUUCAAAUACGGCAUCUUUUGGUCAUUGAGCGUGCAACGCCCUGACCAAUAGGCGUGGACUUAUUGUACUAUUAUAUGCACGGUAUAGGUGAAGAUGCAGAUAUCAGAGAGGGCGAAUCGUAUACCAAUCAGCCUUCGGAACAUUCUCACCCUGUCACGUCUUGGGCCUCAAUCUGGAGCCCACUCAGGCGGACAUAUAGCCGACAGCAGUGAUGCGGAAUGACGUGAUCUUCACAUUGCUCGGUUAAGCCGUAUUACUUGUGGGCAACAAGCGUGCAAGACUCCAGCGCUCCCAUCCAUAAUUUCCCUUAUGGAAAAUGACGUGAACACUUCGCAAAUGUCGCCCAGCAAAAGGUGUCUGUUUUUUCCCUUACACCCUAUUCCUGGCGAAAUAGUCUGGACUGUCACAUAUCUCGCUUCACACCUUCCAGCCGCUUAUGCUGCUGCUGAAAACUGAGACGAACAGAAGCUGAUAAGCAGGCCUGUCGGCUGCACCUGUAUUUUUCCCCCUCUAUCUGAUGAUCUGUUCAGUCACGCAAUGCUCCCCUGUCGAUGGAUUGUUUGUUUGACCGGAUCCCCUGCUAAACACUGUGCUAUCAAGAAACCAAAGUAUUUGCGGUCUGAAAGGUGUAAAUAAUAAGCCCUUAAAAUGUGUAGCAUUUGACAAGACCGCCUGACGAGGAAAGUGUGUUGCGGAUGAAAAAGUGGAGAAAUUAGUUUUGUAGGCGAGCGCACCAGGCGAUGUGCAUUUGGAAAAGAUGACCUGGAGAGCUCUGAGAAGGAGGGCAGAUCCGCUGAACCCUUCACAGUCGCCAUCCAAUCUCAGAAAUUGUUCGGACCUUAUUUCGUAGCCGUUCCUGCAGUAGACAAGCCCCAACCCAAUCCCUUGCCCUAACGGCAACGAAAUGGGAUCUUGCCAAGAAAUCUCAAAAAACGUGUAUAUAAGUGUUCACUUCGCACAAACAACUGUCACACUUGUACGCAUGAGCCUUUGGAUUUUGCUUCGUUGCAUAAUGUAAUAUCUAAAUACUCGCAGUGACAGUUGUCGAUAUAUCUCUGGCAAAUACUUUUCAAGUUUGUUAGACGAAAUUGCAAAGCAUCAUGCAAGUAGUCUUUGGCAUCAGCAUAAUCUGAGCAGUUUUCAAGAACGUCUUAAUCGAGUGCUGCGUAGGAACGAAUAUAAGUUAAUAGUACAUUUUUAUUUUGUCCUGAAACGGGAGAUUUAAGUUUUCUUUUCUGCUUGCAAAUAAUGGGGAUAUUAGAUUUUUUUACAAAUAUUUAUGCAAUAGUUUAAGAGCACUUUUAACACACACAGCAUUCUCCUUGCAGAGCGUGGCCGGUUAGAUCUGAACUGAUAAAGAUUUUGCUGAGGGGUUGUGUACAGUAGGUAGGCUUACUAAUGAAAUUUAAACCGAAAUUCGGAAAUGCGUUUUCGUUUCGAAAAGAUUAAUUAAGAAGUUUUGUAAAAUUAGUCAGCCUGCAACAUAAUUCUAUAAUAUAAUAUCCCGGUUACAAAAUUUUGUCCCUCCUUUGCGUAUAAAUUUAGAAGAAAACGUAAGUAUCUACUGAAUCAGCGAAACAUGAGUAUUUUUAUGCAUGUUUUCCAUGGAAUGUAAUUGGAGACUUAGGGGCAUAGAAAAUGAAUGAGAAAAAUUAAUGCUACUUGAGUAGUCAUUUUUGCAGAGGGUAGUUUUUGCAAACAGCCGUAAGGAGGUUCAUUCAAAAGCCGGCAUCCAAAGGUAAUUGAAAUAUUGAAGGAUUAUGUUGCAGGCUGAUUACUUUUACAAGUCUACUUAAUUAAUCUUUUCAAAAUGAAAACCCAUUUCGGAAUUUUUGGUUGACAUUUCAUGAGGUAGCCCACCUACAGUAUAUCAGAGUUAACUAGGCAGGGGGAUUAAUAUAAACAUAUUUUCUGACGAAAAACAUGAGCACUGCUGAUCACUGGAUUCCUUUCGCACAUAAGAGCACGCGUGACCAUCGGAAAUACAGUUGCAUAAGCCUGAACACUCAGGCGCAUAGAGGAGCGCAUUCAGCCAGGGACGCAGAGUUGACAGAUCUCGUAUCUGCACCCCAGCCAAGAGCACAUGGUCCCGCUCUCCCCCCCCCCCCGAGGCGUCAUUCAGCAACUGACCGUUUGGCGCAUUAUAUGGUCAUACAAAAUUAUAUACCAACAACAAUUAUCAGUUAUUUUAAUACCGACUGAUAAUUAUUGUCAAAAAUUAACGGACAAAUUGGGAUCUCGAGGCCGGACACUUUGGUGAGCAAGAAAGCGCUCCAUCCAUUGCUCCAAGUGACUGGGAUUUUUAAAAAUCUGCGAAGUGAUUGACUCAAUUUAUUUGGACUAGGAGAAUAGGUAGGCCACAUUUCAAGCCAUCGGAACAAGCGGACGAAUGGGCUUAAGAUAGAGUCCCCAGUGUUGAUAGUUACCUAUUAGAGAGGAUUCAAUAAUUUCCUUAACUCAUCCUUUUUGUCCAAUUGAUAGAAUUUUGGAAAUGGGCGGGACCGACCUAGAUGGACUCACACAUAAUUUAAGAAGGGAGAAAAUAUUAUCCUGUCCUAACCCUAACCCCAGUCGUAUUAGAAGACUAGACCAUUGCUCUAAUAUUGACACCAACCAUACUCUGAACCCUAACUCUGCAGUCGACACUAACCCCUGCCCUAAAUCCUAACUUACAUUACCGUCAAAUUCAAAUCCAAAAAACGUGUAUAUAAGUGCUCACUACGCCCAAACUACCGUUAAACUUGUACGCAUGAGCCUUUGGAUUUUGCUUCGUUGCAUAAUGUAAUAUCUAAAUACUCGCAGUGAAAGUUGUCGCUAUAUCUCUGGCAAAUACUGUUCAAGUUUGUUAGACGAAAUUGCAAAGCAUCAUGCAAGUAGUUUUUGGCAUCAGCACAAUUUGAGCAGUUUUCAAUAACGUCUGAAUCGAGUCCUGCGUGGGAACGAAUAUAACCCUAACCCUGGCCUCAGACCCAAUCCUAGUUUUGCCGAAAUUUAGCCUGAAGCCAAUCAACAGGAUCGAAGAUACGAUUUCCGGGAACCAGUCAUGAAGGAGACGCGAUCGCUUGGACAAUAGCUUUAUUCGCCUGACGUUUUGGAUUCCUGAUCCAACCCACCAUCAGAGACAAAAGCAGAUCGUCUGGGCUUGAGUACAACCAGCACUCCGGCCGUCUGAGCUGCGGGACUUGUAUUAACUAAAUGAACAUGGUAGUCAUCUGGUGGAUUCAAGAUUGGUUGCUAAGGCCAUUCCGUCUCGGCAAUCAACUUACUGUAUCCGAUAUGUCGGAUCUCAGACGUUGCAGAAGGCUGGGUGAGUAAUUUGACUCAAAUGUUAUUAGACCCACGGCACCUGGUUGGGCCUCGUAGCUCAAGUGGCUGAGCGUUGGCUGUGCUCAGAGCUUCCUCCUGCCUUCGUGUAUUUGAACAGCACCGAGGUUACCAACUUGUUUAGAGUCGGGUCAAAAUGAAUAAGAAGUAAGUAACAUGCUACCCGGCUAAAGUGUCUCCGUCUUGGCACAGACUAUAAACUUAAAUCUCAAGUUGUGCCAAUAGUCAGAUGGCGCAAGCAAAAUGCGAUGUGCUGUAAAUGCGUCUGUGAAGUCAGAAAAGGCAAUGCUGCACAACCUACUUAAAAUACAGCCGGUUGUGUCUGCAACCUUGCUCUAACCCUAAGCGACAUCUAGUCUUUCUGUCUAUUUAGCAAGUGUCUGCUUCCACAUGUGCUCCCUCAUAAAAUCUUAUGCCAAGCAGCCGGCGGAGAUGAUUACUAUUACAGAACAACAUCCGGCCUCGCUCUUCUUCCUCGUGUUUAUCCUGGAAGAUGAAAAAACGGACGCAAGGCUCUCUAAAAUUAUGCUAAUCGGUUUUUAUUUUUGUUCACAUGCCGCAGCUCUGGUUGACUUUCAAGUUGGCGGUAGAAUUGCUGAGGCCACUUUAACUAUGCCACUGCCUGUGACAGCUCCGGACCGGAUCUCUAAGUCAAUGCGUAACCCGCGUAUUCCGUUUUGUAGUCAAAACAGGUCGGUGAAGGCAGUUGCGAAGCUAAACAGGGGACUUUCAACUGCAAUCGACCAGGAGUAAGCUCGUGACUUAGCCGUUUGUGUAGAGAUUCAAGCCAGGCUAGGUAAUGCCUACGAGCAACCCAGAAGUUAUCGACCAGGUCUCAACUGCUUUGCCUAUAAACAUUCUCGAUAUCAUUUUGCCGGAUUAUUGUUCCUUACUCUAGCUGUCUUGACCAGAUGGGUAGCAGCCGUAGCGGGGAGGAGAAGCGUUGUGAAUACUCCUGCCUGAGAGUGGACUCCCGCAAGGAGAAUCCAGGAUAUGAAUUUUGUAAAAAGGAACUUGUCAGGGUUUCGAUUUUUCAGCAAGUAGGGAGUUUUAACGUAGUUGCUAGAGAAGACAUUUCAGCAACACAUGUAGUAAAUAUUUGACAAAGGCAUUCGUUCAUGCUGAUUUCAUAGGCAGAAAUAGAGGCCUGACAUCAAAUCACUCGAAAUCUUCAAGGUGAUAUUGGUACAGUUUAAAAGUUUCCGAAUCCGGUAAAGUGACUGAUUUACUGUGUACGUUUCCUAUGAGCAACAUCUGCCGCAUGGAGACCGGAGAACAUGAUAACGAUUGGGUGUUUGUCGUUAGUUUAGCAUGAUUGAGAAAGUACGUUUUAAGAUAUGCACCCUUCAAUUAUUUACGGUCGAUUUUUUGAUAAAAAUUUGUCGGGCGUUUCAAGAAAGCCAACAUUGGCAUCACUGAAAAGACAUAGAGAAGGGGGGGGGACUGUAGCAGGGAACGGCAGCCAAAGAAGCAGAUUCGGAAACCUCAUCUAUAUAUUUGGGCAUCUAGGUGUCUCUUCUGGACGGGUAGUUUUUUUCGAAGAAUAUCUUAAGAUUAAGAUUGGCUUUUCUCUAGGUGAUUUAAUACGAGCCAGGUCAACUCCCUCAAAUACAUAAACGAAGGACUUUUGACUAUACCAGAAAUAUACCCUGGAUUUCUUUACGUCUUGGCCUAAGAGGCCAAAUGCACGCAAUCAACCUAUCCAAAAGACUACGUAAAUUGAGAAGAGCAGUAAGUUACUGAGCCAGAUUGCUUGUUCAUACGGGCAAAAUAAAGGCUACUGAGAGCGGGCGUGUGGAUCGUUUUGAAAACCAACAGAGAAAUCUAACAAAGUAAUGCGGCUCUGAUAAAAUAUACAGGAUAAAAAUGCCUGGGAAAUAUCCACAAUUUUUAUAAUUUAUAAUAAAAUGCUGGAUAAUAACUUUUUGCCCAUUUUAUACAAAAGCGUUUCAAAAAACCGACUAACUCCGCUGAAUUUAAAGCAUUCUUUGACUUCUAACGAUGGUUUAUAACGCAUCGGCAAUAUAAAUGAGCUUCAUUCGGCGGUCGGUAUAAGAAGAAUCUGGUUCUACGAUGAUACGAAAUUAUGAUCGAUAUCCUAAAUUAGCCUGUUAGAGGAAUCAAAAGGCCCUUUUUGAUAAAAACAUAAAACAGUUAUAAUAAACAGUUUUUAGCGCACGACACUUGAAUUUAUCCCAAAUAAAGCAGUUGGCAUAUAUUUGUAUUUCUUAGACGGCACCUUAAAAGCGAUGAUAUUUGUGGAAUUUAAUGUUUCUAUUUUCACAAUAAAUCUCCACUUUAAACAGACAGGGUUCUAAUUUGGUUCCUGCAGAUGAAACAUUGCUUAUACUGCACAAGUGAGGCACGAUUGAUGUUUUCAAUCCAUUUGCUAUUUCACCAAAGCAAAAGUUGCAGAUAAGAAAGUUCACGCAAGACUAUGUACGUUAGUCCAUAAACAUUUGCAGACGGUAUUUUCUACGCCUUAAAAUGUGGUAGCGAGUUAAAAUAUGAAUACCAAUAUACUGGUGGGAAAACGUUUGAUGCAUGUAUUUGAGUAAACAUAUUAUUAAUCAUUUAUGUUCAGGUUACCUGGAAAAAUCAUUGCACAGAUAAUAAUUUUACUUUCAUUUGGCCGUUGAUGUGUAUAUGUAGCCUCCUGACCGAAAUCGUUUGAUUCUCAUGUUCAUGUAGAAAGUAAUUUUGUUUGUCAAAUGUAUGUUUGAGAGAAUGGGAAAGUUAGGUUUUACAAAACUUAUCUGUCAUGUCAUAUAGAGUGUCCUCGAAAUGACGUGAAAUGUGUCAAAAUAUCACGGAGAUGCGAAAGAUACCCGUGUCUCCUCAGAUUUUACGACAUCAAAAGCGACCGUUUGUGAUAAGAAGGCAUAACCAAAGUAAGACUUUGUCGCCUAGUAGCUGAUUUAUAUGGUUUUGCUAAAAAUCAGGAAUUCAGCUCUCCUGCUUACGCAAGCAUAAGUGAAAUUUUUCUCAAAACUAAUGACGGAAUAUCGAUAAUUGCUUGCUCGCUUUUAGCACGGAAACAACCGAUGGCGAGUUGGUUUAUGUAAUUAAUGACAAAUAUACAAAAGCCUUUGAAAGAAAAUUUUUCUUAUCUAUGCAACGCUUUUUUUUGGUGGCAUGAAAAUAUCUCCACUAAGUUUGCGUUCCUAGUGUUUUACGCAGGAACAAAUAUUAUUUUAAGACCAACGGCAGGGAGGUUGAUUAUUCACAAAUGAAGGCGAAAUUUCGAGUUCCAGGUGUACGCAUAUAUGAAGAAGAUUUGAGCACCGGAACACUUUGUUUAUUUUCUUGAGCUUUCAGCCUCGUACAGGGAUCCAUCAUCAGAGGUAGUGGCGGGAAAAGUACAAGCGGCAGUUUUAAGGCAUGUAAGCCCAAUCAUCGAUCGAUGGCGCAAGACUUGAGGUGACUACGCAGGGCUCUGUACGCCGGCGCCAGAUCGAUAAAUCGAUUGACCGAGUUCUCAUCCGAGGCUCAGGCUUCAAUCAAUUCUCGGCCUAUUUUCUUUCAGGCGUGUCCUGAAAGCUCAUGUUGAUAAACAAAUUGUUCAGGUGUUCGAGUAUUUAUCUUCACUUAGGUUUGUUAUUAUCUAUAUAGUUAGGGUAUAGCCAUAUGUGCUACUAAAUUACCACCUCCUUUGAAUACUUAACACUAGCAUGUAUCCCAAAAAUAUUUUAUUCAUUCUGCGUCACUGAGUGCCCACGUGACUGAAGGUUUGCUUUAUGGUAUCCUUGUGCACCUUGAUGUCCAUUAUGUCCUUUGAUUGCCAGCUUGGCCGUUUACCAGGUUUGAUAGCCAUCCAAACUAUCAGACUGUAACAGUUCCUGAGAAUGAAAAUCCAAAUGUUAGAUGCUGGCAAAAAGAUUCUUCCAUAAUUGACUAUCUCUACAGCCUACAUUGCGGAACAAACGUUAUUCCGGUACUAAAAAUGGAGUGACCAGCAUUCACCUCAGGAAAAAUGGCUUCUCUAGCCGAUGGUAUCAGUCUGCAACAUAGAACAGUGUAUUAGCAGAAUUAGAGGUCUUUUUGUCCCAAGAUGUUCUGCCUUCUUUAACUAAUGACUUGGUGGCAAAAUCGCCUUCAGAAAAUGCGCCCUUUGCCUCUAAUGUAUCUCACAGGCAUACUUAACUGUUGCUUAAGUAUCCAAUGGUAAACAUUCCGAUUUCGUUCUUAGUGUCUUUUUAAUUGCGCUAUAACUGUCAAUAAAUUAACUACGCCAAAUAAAGUUCACUUACUAUCGGUUUCUCAAAUACACGAUCUUUUUCCAGCUGAAAAACCUCUUGCUGUAAUUUAUGUGCUAACUGCUUCGUGUGGGAACAAGUUUGUAACCCUGCUUGCAUGCAGUAGAACGCAUUGGGGAGAUAUUAAGUUCGUGGUGUCUCUAAAAAGAAGUUACUACUUCUUCCUAAUGCUCUGUUGCACACGCACAGUUCAUUUUAGCUCACGGAGCGAGCGUGAUCUUCCAAUCCUUACUAUAUCCCUAGCAGACCCUUACUUUUAUAAACGUUGAACCGAAUGAUGUAUUACCGAAUUCCUGGGAGUAAUUCUUGCAUGAAAAGAACGUAUGCAAUUCUAAUGUAUUAAAAUAAGAUGGAUAAUUUUCAAACUAAAUUCCGGUGGUUUUUACGGGCUGCUCUCGUGUUAAUUUCAUCUCAGUCAGUCUCCAGUGGAGGAGGUUUUAGCACGUGAAACAAGACUGGCAAAAUGACUUCAGAUUAGUCACCAAGACUACAAAUGUUAUUAAGGUAUAUAUGGGGCAUCAUACAUUCUAAAGCAUAACCUACAUUUUAAAACGCUUUGCAGAACUUAAAAGCAUGAGUGAUGUAUUUUGUCUUACACAACCGCACAUAUAGUUCUUCACGGGGCUGUCAGUAGACCUCCGGUGGCACGCAAAAUUCUGUGUCAUAUACGUUAAACUCUGAGCUUCGUGGAUAUUUUUGAUUAACCUGGGGUAUUGACGCCAGACAAAUAAUUUUAGAUAUGAUGGCAUUACCGACAAAGACAAGGGAGACUGGAAUGGCCACUUCUGGCUUAUUAACUGUCGUCGGCCAGCCAUACCAAAGCCGAAAGUGUGGAACACCCGAGCUCUGCCAUUCCCGUCUACCUUGUCUUUGUCGACAAUGCCAUUCUGCCUAUGUAUCAUGCGCCGCUGUUCGGCUGCUGGUUGGGCUCGAGAGAGAGCCCUUAAGACACAACGGAACGAGUGAGUUCCGUAUGAACGAUCAGUGAGCGCCCCCUACCAAUUAUGAUAUGAUAUUAUAUAAACCUUUCCUAGUGGCCUCGCCCAGAGUAGAAGGGGCGGUGAAAAAUUAAUGUUAAAAAAGUACUAGAAAGUUAAUGAACGGACAGCUCUUGUUUAUGCAGAUGCCUGAAAGGUAACGCAACUAAAUGCAAAAGAUUUACCGCGUAUAAACAUGCAUCUAUAGGGUGAAAACGCAUAUGCUACUUAAAUGGCAAUGUAUCCAGGUGAGUCUGACAAUGGAUGACUGGAACACCAGUGGAGUUUACACAAAAAAUAUUUAGGACCUAACUAUUUAAAUUCAAUUUUGGAGAAAUCAGAAUUUAGAAACCUUUCGGCUGUCAUUAAAACUCUUGGAUCGCGUUGCGCAUCUAUAAUAUUGAUUUAAUUGCUUUCCUCAUUUGGCUGCUUUUUAGGAAUUUCAGUGGCGAAUACACCCUGGCACAACCUGCUACCGACAGUCAUUCGUUAUGAGGACGCUAUUGGUCGAAAAAACUGGCCCCGGCUUCUGGCCGAGGUAGACGACAGCGCUGACGCCCCAGUUAACACCUACUUUCACUUCGACGGCACGCAACACUUGAAUCUGACCGCCCUGCAUGUGCUGCGUGACAUAGGAAAGGACUAUCUAACGCGAUUCUCUCUUCUCUUCUGGGUCCGCCCCUCAAAUCACACCUCCAAGAAUGUCAUCGUUCAUUCAACCCUGCCAGUUGGUAAGUCAACGUUUGUGUACAGCCUCAAAACCCAGCAUGGACGCCAUGGGAUUUUUUAAUGAAGUUAUGGCACUGAAGUUCACGCAGUCAAAUGAAAUUAUUAUGACCACCUUUUGAAACUUAACGAGCACCUUUUUGAGGCAUUGAUGAAGUUCGUCAGUUUUGUGAUAGGUCUGCCGAGGGAAUCAACAGCACAGUGACUGCCUUCACUUGAGAAACGUGACCUUCUCUUGCUGAAUGUUAUUAUGGCGUCAUUGAAAUACCGCUUUAUCUUCUCCUACGGGAUAUUUUAUAGGCAUUUGACGUCUAUGUGGAUCAUUUAAAUCGGUCUGCUUUCAGGACGCUGUUAGCGAAUAGCGUUGGUUCAUUGAUGUCAUCGUCUUUAUGCACUUUUCUGUGUUUUGAUGCCGGUGUUAACAUAGAAAAUGACGCCGCCACAUUGUUGUAUCGAUGCUUUCAAUGAUGUUUUGUCCGGCGGAGCUCAGCCUACACAUUAAGACAUAGGACUGGUGUAGUUCACCCUAGGGGCACAUUUGAAGUAUUGGCCGUCCGACAUGUUUUAUGGUUUCGUCACUAAGUUUGCAUUCUUUCACCGAAACCUCUUGACCUUUUACGAUAUUUUGGGGAAGCAGAUGCCCUAAACACGACAGAAACAUUCCACUCGCAAGUCAGACCAUUACACCUCCUAUUGUGUGAACUUCAGUAAGCAACAGACCAUUCCAAUUGCUGAGUCUUUAAUUGCCGCAUUAAAAAUUCAGAGUGCGCUUAGCAACAGCCGCGUUUCAACCUUUGUUGGUUUGGAGAAGACAUUUGACAGAUUCUAUAAAAUCGUUACAGGAACACCCGAUUUUCUGUGCAUUGGCAGGCUUAAAAACGUUCCGCCUAGAUGACGUUUUCUCAUAUUCGCAGGAGCAGCCUUCACUUCCUACGUAACAUGCGGGGCAGUUACUCAUGAUAAAGGGCAGGCAUUAAAGAUUGAGCCAGUCCUCCUGAGGACUGAUUGUUAAUCAUGAAUCCCCCUCAACAGCAUCAUUAUGACGUCUGGUGAAACUCUGAGCUUUUGGAAAGCAUGGAUACGUUGCUAUUCGGAGAACAUUCGCAUAAGUAUAAGUGAACGGGAAUGUUUGGGAGAGAGAGGACUGCUUUAUUUUGAAAAUAACUUUCAAAACUUUCAGCAAAAACGGUUUCUCCAGAACACAGUGAUUACCAUAGAGAUUAACAGGUUUUUGGACAGACAGGUGGACAUGAUUAUGUAUGAAGAAAAAAAGACUUUAAGGUGCAAGAUCGAGUUUUAGUUUUUGUUUUUCAACAUCUUUGCAGGUGAGAUACCGGGCUAGAAAUGGCAGUAUGGAAUUCCGAUAGGCCGAAGUGCGGCAAGGGAUGUGGCGGAAGCAUCGACGCGUGAGGCGUAAGGAUUUCGCAGCCAUUAACUCAUUAUGAAGGCGAUGGACGGUGUCAUUCAGAAUUCGGUCAGCGAAUUGCUCCACCGAGUUGAAAUGUCGCUGCACGAUGAUAUCAACUAAAAGAUGAUAGGAAACACCAGCAGCAGAGGCGAGCAUUCGAAUGACACGUUUAAAAAUAAUUAGAUCUUAUUUAACUAAAGCUGGAAAAAUAACUGGAGAACAAUAAAGAAUGAGUGGAAGAAUACAGCCAUCUAUGAAUCGCCAGAUAAAGGACUGGGGUGUGUGAUAUGAACGUAGACGACGAAUAUAAUAAACAAGUUUUUGAAUUUUUGUUAAAAGGGUUUCCAUAUGAAGAGAGAAAGAGAGAUUUGAGGAUAAAGUAACACCUAGGUACCGGAAAGAAGAUACCUCAUUGGGAAGAAUAUCCAAAGGUUCAGCAACAGGAGAGGGUCGCAAUCGAAACACACACUGUACUGAUUUCUGAUUGUUGAGUAGGAGUCCAUUAUUCGAAGACCAUGCGGAGACGUGGUCUAAGCCAUCCUUUAAAGGCUGUAGGUGAGUCAGGUUUUUGAGUGGGUGGGUUUAAAAAAUCCUUUGUAUGGAAGCAUCACUUCUUCCAGAGCAUGUCGUAAUUAUUGCGAAUUCGAAAGGCAAUUCACACAGGCUGGAAGUUCAGGACGGCUUCGCCACUUACAGGGAAAAUGUACUGGUUGGUAUAAGAGGCUGUUUUUUUUACCUUUACAAAGCACAUCUGACAGCCGAGUUCUGUUGACUAAGUGUUAUUUAAGGGGGAGAUGUUAGUUAAUCGUAAUCUAUCUAUCUGUGAUUUAUUUUCAACUUUGUAAUGAUGAAUAUGGGUUUGUAUGUGGCGCGCAUCUGGAAGGGCAACGGUUAUAACAGAGGUUCCUUAUUCCGGGAAUCAAAUGUACCAGAGAAAAAAAUAAAAAUACUUCACGGUGGCUGUUGCGUGAGGGUAGUUAAGAUGCCUUAAGGUUGUCAUCGAAGUAAAAAUACGACAAUGUGAUACAUUCUUGGCAAUGCCUGCAAAGGGGCAUUAAAUUCAAUUACUGUCAUCAGCAAAUGAUAAAAACCGAAUUCCUUUUUAGUUGGUGAUAUUAUGGAGGAUCACAAUGGGGACACGAGAGACUAGGUAGAUUUUCAACUCUUUCGUUCGACACAAAGGCUCCCAGGAGUAAGCAAUCGUGGCCAUAAACUAUACCCUUGCCACAAGUGUAUGAACAGAACCGUCUUGUACAUUCGUUUGAUAUUUCAUUGUUUUCCACGAAUAAUCACUAAAAAUUUACAAUAACCUGAGCGUGAAGGUUUCCAGAGUUGGAACUGCGAAUAUUUCUUUUUUUAGGUCACAACAUCGACGUUUUUAGCGUGGCCAUAGACAGGGAAAACGUUGAGGUGUUACUCAGAUGGGUGCAGAAUGCAGAGACUGCCACCUUUAAGGAAAUCAUGUUAGUUUUUACGGCGUCAAUUUAUCCAGACGUCUGGCAACAUAUCGCCGUUGUUUAUCCGGGAGAGAUCAAUGUGUCCGAGGCAGAGCCGAGCGUAAGUGAAUUGAGAUUUGUGCUUCUAUAUUCACUUACUCAGCAGUUUUUAAAUCAAAAGAGAAAAUGUGCUAUGUUGGGCCACUCUGUGCAGUUUGCCAAAUGUUUGACUCAAUAGCCACUGCGAUAACUUACAGGCCAUGAAAUCAAACAUUUCGUGGUUGCCUUUGCAUUUUACUUGUUCGUUAAAUAAAAGGUAAAAGGUCCAAAUUAGCCUUUCACCGGGCCUCCUGCGUUUUUUUACAAAAACAGUUUGUUGACAUCUAUAAAGAAACGUAUGUUUCGUCAAAUGACAAAAAAAAUUGGCGGCAAAAAACUUUAUGAUGGCCUAUCAGAUUCAUUCGGAUGGUAACUGUGCAUAUACUGGUAGAAGGGCGCUUGCUGAUCAGGUUACGGAACGUGUUCGUUCCGUUGUGCCAUAGGGUUUAUACUAGACCCCUCAAAGGCGUCGUACAGCGACUAGUAGUAGACAUUGAUGAGAUGGUACCGACAAAGACAAGGGAGACCGGAAUGGCCACUUCUGGCUUGGUAGCCGUCAUCAGUCAUUGCAUAUGUUUGUAUUACCAAAAAACCAAUAUAGAUUACAGCAAGAUAGUGUCUCCAAACAUGGUUUAAUCACUGCUCACAUAAAAAACGCGGGACUGCCACAGUGGCUUGUAGGAUCUCACAAACCCGUGGCGAGUAAGCAGGUGUGGGCGAAAGCUCUUAAAAUUAUCAAAGGAAAAGACAGAUUGAUGAACAAUCUUCGUUUGAACCUUUAGAUGCAGGCUGCCUCCAUAGCGUAGGUCUAAAACUGAUUAAGAGCGACUGACGACCCGUGGAAAUGUCAUCGAGUCGACAUAAUAUAUGCUGUUCUUAAAAGGAUUUGUGUUGAUGGUACGAAGAAUAUUCUUUUCGGAUGUUGUAGGUCAUUUUGACAAGCGAUUAGGAGAUUGGGCAUUAACUUUGCGUCCCGCAAGCUAAAUUAUGCGGAAGUUAUCCUACAUUACGUGAGCAACUACGCUACUGCUCACAAACGCAGUGCUGUCGACACACUACUUAAUCGCGCAAAGCCACACUGCUCUGAGAACAAAGGAUUCAAAAGGGAGCUCAGUUAUUUUUCAAAUCUAUUUUCCCAAAACGACUAUCCUAGAGAUUUUGUACGCCGAUGAACGAGACAGCAAGAAUCAAAAGAAAGUGAUAAGAAACUAGAUUGUUCCGUUUGGGAUCCUAAACCAAAAAAUCAGUGAACGCUGCCCUACAUUGAAAUGUGUCUGUAAUCGUUAAAAGACACCUGAGGAAGCACCAAUUGCAAGUCACCCACAAACAAAUGACUACGCUACGCAACAAGAUUGCACACCCUACGAAUAGGGUUGGCAUUUUGGAAAAAAAGAUAUGGUCUAUAAGAUUAAGUGUGGCAUUUGUAAUGCGGUAUAUUAGGGUCGAACCAGAAAAUCCGCCUCCACACGCUUAUAUGAAUACCAAUUAGCAGUAAAGAGGCGGAACCACUUAUCUCACAUCGCCAUGCAUACUCUAGAAACUGGGCAAAAAUUAUCGGUUCCUGCCCACAUAAGAAAGGAUGAGAAUUCCUAGAGGCCAUUUACUCUGAUGAUUUAUGCAUUGAUCGGCGUAUUGAUCCGGACACCAUACACACAUAUCUUAAAAAAUGAAAAAGGUGGUAGAUAAGUAAAUCAUGAAGUCAGCCCACAGCGACGACUUACACUCAACACUGACAAAUACAGAUCAAUUUUUCAGGCAUAUAUAGAUUUUAGUUGUUUUCACAACUGCAACACAUCUGACGACGACCUGAAGAACCAGCGUGGGAAAUUUACGAAAUAUUCAUUUUUCAUCGAAAUAGUUACUUUUAUAUUUGUACUCAUUCAGAAGUCCAUUCUGAAUUGGCACUUUUGCAGCCUAAUCAAUUAUCACUUUACGGCUGAUAAAUUUUUAACGAACUUGUAUGUAAAAAACUCCUUGGAGUCGGCAAGUCCUCCUAGCGCAGGGAUUUUCUUAGACAAUAUUUAUUGGACUAUCUUCACGGUAAACUGCGCAGGAGAUGCUCCAUAAAAUCUAAACGUUUUCAAUGUUAAGCAGAGUUUUAGAAGUAAAAUCACAUGAUGUCCAGAAUAUUAUGAAAGGAUUCGACGUAUAAAUCUGGUUUCGAAAUUAAUAUACACGAAAAAAAAUCAUUUUCGAACACUUUUAACCUUCCAAGUCAUAGCAAUCAGUAGGGAUUUAGCAGUCAAGUUUGCUGAAUUGCAUAUGCGAUGCCGAUAAGCAAGGAAAAUCCUUGGUUGCUAGUCUGCAUAUAUAGGCCCCUUGAACUGCGCAACAGACUUGGCAUGCUUGGACUGCAUUUUGUCUGGCAUGUUUUAAGCCGAUUACGUCAAAAACUCAGCAGUUUGAUCUUCUACCCGAAUGGCAAUGCGUAGACUAUUAAUUGACGAGCCAGCCGACAGUGCGGCUUUGCAUUUUGGCUGCUCAAACAGAAUUUUUGGUGAAGCGCAAGGCCAAUGAGACGCCGAAAAUAAGCGGGCAAAUGAGGAUCUUGGGAAUUUCAAUUAGUGUAUUAUUGCAUGCUUAGCGUGCGAAAUCGAAAAAAAACUUCUCUGGACAAAGGCCUUGGAACCGAAUUUUGAGGUUUCAGUCUCUUGAUGCCAAUCAAACGUAGUUCUGAAAACGAGGAUCUUAUAGAUUAGCACUUAGUAUUUUUGAGUAAUUAACGUGGAAAUCGUAAAACCAUCUAUCCGCGCGAAUGCCUUGGAGAAAAGCUUGAGGGUUCAGUCUGUUGCUUCCGAUUUUACGCAAUUGUGAAAAGCCUCAUCAUCGAGGGAAUCAUAAGUGACCCUACAGUGUACAAUAGACUUAAGUGCGGUAUCUUGUUCCGACCCCUAAUCCACAAUUUUACAUGGGAUAACAAAUUAGUCCGUCUAUUUGUGAGGAAAAAAUGUCCGAGCCCCAAUCUUCUCUGUCAUUCUGAAUAAGAUAAGAAAUUUUCAGACAGGUCUAACUCAGGGUAAGAUGAUAUCAUAAACACUGCAUAGAUACUAACCAAACGCCCAUAAACGGGUGUUUUGUCGAUAUUCUGCCGCUGCAAGGCGCUUCUACAAGUUUUGUCGCUCAUCAGUGAGUCCUAGCGUUCCCAAAGUGUUCGUAUCUGUGCGAUUACUAUGGUAUCACCUUAUCCUAAAGUAUACUACUAGCUGUCUGUCGACAGUUAAUGAAUAUUACGCGGUUACGCGCUGUAGCUGACAAACGUCCGCCCAAAUUUACAUCGUAGAAAAUCUUGAUCUGAGUCCGUAGACUUUUACUGAACUCGCCUACUCCAAGUUCGUAGUUAUUUUUACUUGUUUUUCUGGGCGAACAAUUCACUUGCUGUACUGCAUCAAAUUAAAGAAUAAAUAUUUAAUAAUAUUUUUGACCGCGUGCUUGCUGCUUGCGUUAAUAUUUUGAAAUAUCUGCUAAGGCCAGCGCGGUAAUCGUCCUUUUAAAUAAACUUUUUGAACGUUUUGUUACACACUUAAGAAUAGCAAGUCAUAUUUAUUCUAUUUCGCUAUUAUUUGUAUCAUUAUGACAGCGUUUGCAGUUAUAAAAAUUCGCCAAUUGAGUAAAAUCAUCCGUGUAAAAUGGUGCUUUUUUCGAAAGGGUAAGAAAAAGACUGGUUUGCACGAUUUGAGUAUUUUUAAUCCUCAAGCGUAUCCUGAUGAAUGGAAGAGUUUUCUUCGAAGUUUCUCAGUUACAUCGCUUUAUUUAACUCAAAGGAAAUGGGAAACACGGGCAUUUACGUUUACUUUUUUGGUCUUCGCGUGUAUGUGUGCACUUAUGCCAAAUGGUAUCCGACAGUUAUUUGUUAUGCUGAUUUAAGCGAAAAGGUUUUUAAAUGGCUUGCCACUAAAGUGACAUGAAUGUUUAAAGUGCAAAUGCAUUCCGUGAGUAGUAUCAUUUAUGUUUAUACUCAAAAGACAACCUCAAAGUCAUUCUUCCACAAUUAGAAAAUUUCUUUCCGCCAAAUCCAUUUACUGGUUUUAAGAAAUAAAAUAUUCAGUGGAAUAUGAGUUCUUUUGGCUAAAAGACAUGUGUAAUAUUUGACACAGAAUUUCUUUAGAUUUCUCCAAUACUUUAAGUGCAUUCAAAUUACUUCCGACGUGUCUUUUCCUAGAGCACAUUAUAAGACACAAGCGAUUUUGCAAGCGAAAUUUUACGAGGCCUUAAAGACUCUCUCCUACAAGGGCAUCUGCAUAAAGUAAUUAUAAUUGUUUAAACAAUUAACGAUCGCUUCUGCUCAAGAUGACGAAGGCUUAUGAAAUUUCUCAAUUUUUAGACAAAUAUUAUUCUGCAUUGUUCCUACUUUUAGUUGUGGCCAUUUCGCUAAAUUGAAAACAGUCAUCCUCAUCUCCUUACCUUUUUGAAAGUGCUGAGUUCUAAGACGUGCGCUAUCUUUUAGGAACACAUAUAAUUCAUGCAAUUGCAACUAUUGCCCAUGGCCUAGGCAUGCUUUUUUUUACCUGCUAUGAGUGCAAUUUGUCAUUACACCAUAUUCUCAGACGUGAGCAGUGGCUGUUUAUCUGCAUGACUAUAAGUGCGAUUCUUGGCCUCCGGCCAAUCGCUUCUGCGCAUAUUUUGAUUCUUCCGCUGGCGGCGACGGCAUAUGUUAUUUUCUAUUAAUUUGUCUAAAACUUUCGUUAUAAUUCACCAGACAGGAUUGAUAAUUUGUGGUUAUCGUAAGGCAUGAGGGGAGAAACAUGCAAAAAGGAAGGCUUCAUUUUUAAUGGUUUAAGUCAUUGUUGUGCGUGUGCUUUUAGAAAAAAGAAGUGUCUGGCGUUACAAAGCGUGUUUAUAAUCGAAACAGUAAGAAUUUGAAACAUAAAUGUCUUUGUGCCGACCACUGCGAGCAACCAGUCAAUUUGGAACCCAUCUACCAAGAAUACCAUACAUUUUCAAUAAUAGAUGGACAUGUUUUAAACAUUGUUUGUGAUAGGCAUUUAAGCAAAUACAGAAGGAACACCUGCAAAUAAGAGGGACACAAGACAAGAAGUUUUUAUGUAUUCCAAGGUCAAGCAGUCGUCUGAAAACUGGGGGUUUUGAAAUGCCCGUCAUAACUAAAUACACUGAAAGGCCAAUCUCAUAAAAUAUCCGAAAUUUUCAAAUGCGCUUUCGAUUAGGAGGACUAACUAAGACGGGGUUAUAAUACUGAUUAUUAAGAAGCAUAAUCCUAUAAUAUUUUAGAGUUGGCAGAGUGUCAGUGUUUGAAGGCACUUUUUUCAAACUCCUAACAAACCCUUCUUGGUAAAAAGCGAUCACUUAUGCAGUAGGCAUUUUUCACAUAUGGUUUUGAUGGUCUUAUAAAUUCAAAAUUAUUUCAUUCAAAAACAAGAAAAUGUGCUUCUUUUCAUUUGUUUGAUAGAGACUCAUGGCCUUUCUAUAUUUUAAACACGAAAGAAGAGUAGUAUUAGGUUUUAAAAGAAGUUUUUAAUGAAGAUAGAAGGCUCUUCGGAAAACAUCGAGUUGUACAACUCUAUGUUUUCCGACGAGCCUUCUAUUUUCAUCAUAUUGUCUCGGAAUGCACACUACCUCAGCUUUUCAAAGUUUUUAAUAUUGAGAAUUUAAGGACCGUGCAGUGUCCAUUCAUACAGCAUCGUACCUUUCGGUUUACCACUACUUCACAUAGAAUGUACCACAUAGUCCGCGUCCAUUGCAAAAUUCUAUAAAUACCUUAGAAUUUCUUUUUAAAACAUAGACGAAUGCCUGAUUUUCCUAACGCGGAAUGCAUGCGCCUUGCAGACUGUAAUCACUACUCGCUAAUGCAUCGGCGGAUCAAGCUCCGAAUUAUUCGGGAAUUGUAAAACUUUUAAAACAAAACUUUACCCCUUUUUUGAGUGUAAAAUAUGAAUAUGAUGUGAUGUCCUAUCAAGCAAGUGAAUUAAAAUAUAUUCACGCUUAUUUCCAUAGUAUAACAUGUUUUAAUUUAAACGUGCAUAGAAAAUCCGUGUGGAAAAUGAAUGCUACAUAAGUAGUCGGUUUUUUACCAAUUGUGGUUUGUACAGUAAAUUUAAAAGACGUUCCUUCGAAAGCUGACAUCCUGUCAAAUCCGAAAUAUAAUAGGAGUCUGCCACAUGUUAAUAAGUAUUAAAACCCCACCUAAGUAAUCCUUCCUAAUUGAAAACGCAUUUUUAAAUUUCCCGUAACAUUUUGUGAGAUCGGUCACCCACUGCAUUUGCUGUCACAAGGUAUAAGAGACUGGGCAGUUUCCAAUAAUGCGACCAGAUCAGUCAGAGCCCUUUCUACGUAACCUAGACGCCGAUUUGAUUCCAAAGCCUGCAAAACACGUUUUACGCUAAUAAUCUGUUAGCAUUCAAUGUAUGGAUGGAGAGAGUUUUCGAGAAGUCCCAGUAUGUAGUUCAGGAAAGAAGUACUUUUUUCUCUAAUGUUUUGUGUCAUUUUAUUGACUGUCAUACUGGCAUGGGUUCUAUCAUUUAUAAGUCGUGCAAGAUUGACAUCCUAGGACACCUGAAAAAACUAAUUGGCCUAGCUUCGACUGCAAAUCCGAAACUUAUUAAAUCCACAUCGUGUUUGGGUGCUAUAAAGGGCUUUUAUUGGACGAUCAUGAUGUCGGAAACUUGUCGACAGUGUAAUAUGAUUGGCUGCUGCUGCUGACAUGUAAGUGAGAAUUAUACGCCCCUCACCUUAUCCGAGUUAUAAGUUGUUCUGCGACUGCUUGUUAAGAUUUCUGUGUGGAGCUAUAAAUCCGAAUGCGAAACCCUUGUUUCGUUCUGCAAUCAUGUCAGAUCAGUGGUCGUCACUUCCGAUGUAGCCUUAAGUACUUUCUUUUGAAAGGAGACCCAGCCACUACACUCGGAUUAAGUCUUCUUUGGUCUAACCGAGACAUGUAGUAGACGCUUGAGUAACAUCAGUCGCUAGAUCCGACAACCAAUUUCCAUGCAAAUUAGUUCAGUUAGUCGUCCCGGAGAUGCGAACUUAUGUGUAAUAAAAUAGUUACUAAAGUUUCUCUGAUUUAUGUUACUCAGGGCAUUUCUUGGCUAACUGAAUUGUCGUCUCCUUCCCGCCAGUUUUUUUCAAAUUCCAUGAAACAAAAUUUGUAGAUGUUAAAAAUUAAGGUAGCCAAACCAAUCGAAAACCUUUAUGCCAUUUUUCUGUUUCUGAGCAAAUCAAAAUGACUUUUUUGUUCACAGUAGUGAACAAAUAUUUCGUCAACAAAUAUGCCUCGAAAGGCCUCGCUGGCGUCCGUGCACACAGCCAGAUUCCCGGCAUCUAUUUUCCUUUUCUAAAGCAGAUCUUGCAGUUUUAUAAAACUAGCGGACUACGUCGGCGGACAUUUUGAUUAGAGCUCCCUAAAUCCGCGAAGAUAAGACAGUGCAAAUGAGUAAAAUUCCUGCAACUCAAAAGUUUCCAAGACUGAAUCUCUUCUAAAUUUUACAAUUUUUCUAGAAGACACAGAUACUUGUCUCUUAUCUACAAGGUGGUUGGUGGCUGUCACCUUUUUUAGAUAAAAUUCGCAAUUGGAUGGAAACUCCGAUUUAUUACUCGAUCCCAGAUUAUUCUUCUUGCGUAAAUAAACAGUUUUUAGAAGAAUUUAUUGGAGGCAGAUAUUAUACCGACAAUUAAUCUCCAAAUUGUAUUACCAGUAAAGUCUACGCAAGCAAAAACGCAUUGCACUGAGAAAUAUUUGCUUUUAAACAAACGAAAACAGUCGAUUUACAGGUCAAAUAAUUUUUGACAUAUUAAUAUGUCAGUUUUCGCAUUAAUGUGUCCGACCUAAGCAGUAUUUUGUGGAAAGGUGGGUUUGGCUUAGAUAGUAUUGUUUUCAUUAACUAACGAGUUAUAUCUUAUGAGUCCCUAGCCUUAAAAGCAGUGAAUCAUAUAGAGAUUUUGAACGUUAAGAAAACUUGAAAACAGAGCGCGACAACGGAGCACGCUAGCAAGGUGUCUUGUACAGGUGUGUCGUUUCUCGUCACAUUGAAAGAAGCAAUCCGGUCAAAGAAAAUGGGGCUAAAUUGUCAAAGGUAAAUUCGUCCGGUACCUCAACACAGGCUUAUUUACGAUUCAACUUAGUGCACAACAGCUAACAGUUAUAAAGGGCCAUCAGGUAUUGCAACGGGUUUUUCAACUUUUGACAAUCAGACACAUGUCGGCCGUGGCAGUUAUGUCAGAAGCAGAUGCAUCACGCUUGAGAGAUUUAAAAUGAAUUAUGUGACCGUUUCAACUUCCAAACGCCAGAUAUGGGAGAACAUUGUUAUGGGGCGCUCACCGAUCGUUCAUACGGAACUCACUCGUUCCGUUGUGCCUUAAGGGCUCUCUCUCGAGCCCAACCAGCAGCCGCACAGCGGCGCAUGAUAUACAGGCAGAAUGAUAUUACCGACAAAGACAAGGCAACGGGCUCGUGGCCCGGUGAGUAGAGGCGCUGACUUCUAACCCAACAGGUCGCGAGUUCGAGGCUCGGGUGUUCCACACUUCGGGCUUUGGUAAGGCUGGCUGAGGACGGCUAAUAAGCCAGAAAUGGCCAUUCCAGUCUCCCUUGUCUUUGUCGGUAAUAUCAUUCUGUCUAUGGGAGAACAUUAUAUCAUGCGCCGCUGUGCGGCUGCUGGUUGCGCUCGAGAGAGAUCCCUUAAGGCACAACGGAACGAGUGAGUUCCGUAUGAUAGAUCGGUGAGCGCCCCAUAACAUUGUAUAUUCCCGAUCGAAAACCGACAGGGCAACGUGCUCGUGGCCUGGUGAGUAGAGGCGUUGAUUUCUAAACCAACAGGUCGCGAGUUCGAGGCUCGGGUGUUCCACACUUCGGGCUUUGGUAAGGCUGGCUGACGACGGCUAAUAAGCCAGAAAUGGCCAUUCCAGUCUCCCUUGUCUUUGUCGGUAAUAUCAUUCUGUCUAUGGGAGAACAUUAUACACUUCACUUAGUAAGUUAAUUUUGACCACCGUUUAGCCGAGAGUCAUUAAUGCACGAUAAAAGUGAGAAAGGUACCCGACCUAAUUGGAAAAAUGUUCGAGGCCACAGCGGAACCUAAACCCACAUCAGAAAAUAGAUCCAACUGACGUUGCAUCAACGUGAGCAACUUGACUCAAAUACUCUCAAACCCAUGGCUCGUGGCCAACGUCUUAAUUUUGACUGUACUAAAACUGUGCAUUCGCAAUCAUGAAUUUAAACGCCAUCAAAGUUACAGUGCUUUUAAAAGGCGGCGACACCGAUAGGACGUAGGACCCAAAAGUAAAUGGCAAUUCCAAAAUCAGACCCUAAAAUUCAGCAUUAUUUUAAACAUCACUUACUGUUCGCCCUUCCCAUUGUUUGUAAUCUCCUUCUUUUCUAGACUAAAUGGACGCUUAUCAGCGACAUUUUAUUUAAAGUCCGUUAUUUUUUAGACAAUCCCUUUUUGCCCAUUUUUAAGUAUCGCGCCAACUUUUUUGCCAGAUGACAGCGUACGACGAGACAAUUGGCAGAAAUGUAUCUGCGAGGAGGGACGACAGAGAAUGCGGGUAGAUUGAUACAGCACUGUUUCGGGCUUAUUCUGCCUUCAUUCAGCCAAUCAUAACCCUGACCACCAGCAGCUUGGACGAGAAACACUAGCAUUCGCACAGACGCACCUGGCGCAGACGGUCCACCACUGAAGCCAAUAGAUCGGUGUGCGCCCAUUCCUGAUUGAUAAAUACCCGAUCUGCAGCGACAGAAAAUGACAGGUGGCGAGGCACUGAUGAACGUCGGUUCGAUGAAGUGCUUAUGACCCAUCUGGUAGGCCUCAGUGGUGGACCGACUGCGCCAGGUGCGUCUGUGCGCAUGUUUGUGUUUCUGGUCGCAGCUGCUGGUGGUCAGGGUUAUGAUUGGCUGAAUGAAGGCAGAAUAAGCCCGAAACAGUGCUGUAUCAAUCUACCCGCAUUCUCUGUCGUCCCUCCUCGCUGCUAUUAUGACUUGGCCGACUUCGGCCUGGUAAUUGGUUGCCUGUUCGUGACCUUUGCCACACAUACGGAGCUUGUUUGCUUUGUGAAGCCAAUAGAUCGGUGUGCGCCUAUUCCUGAUUGAGAAAUGUACCUGUUUACUGUGUUCUCUUGCUCUUUAUUCUGUGUGUUGCCCCACCCGUAAGACUUCCUUUAUCACUGUCCACAGGCUAGCUCAAUUUGGUUGGGGGUCGUGUACCCUAUUGCUGUCGAAUCGGCUUACAUAAAUUAACCAAAUAUGCCACGAAUAACUACUGGAGGUAUAUAAGUCAACUAAAUGCGGAAGUCUGACUUGCGUGGCUGUCCAAACAUGACGUGAGGACAGGAACCGACUGUAAUACAGCUGGCUUAAACCCAACUUCCAGUGAAAUUAGAAAUAUGUUGACAGUGAUGUUUAGGAUCAAGUUAGGAGCUAGAUUAAAGGUAAGACUUAAAGCUAACGGUAACGUAAGCAGGGCUCAACUUUAGAUUUAAGGCAGAGUCAAGGUUUAAGGUUGAGUUAAGUUCAAAAUUAGGCUAACGCGUUGAUUCUAUGUAAGGGUUAUUGUAAAUGUUCGCAUACGGAAAUAUUUUGCGUCUUCUAGAACUAUCCGCGAUUCCAUCUUUAUCACCUGUGCAGAACGUGCCUAUGUCCAUGUCCUGUUUAGGCGUACACCUAGAUCGGUUUCGUCUCUUGAAUACUUAUUUCGCAAGAAGCAUUCGCAUAUGAGAAAGUCGUAAGUGUCUUUCUUGUUCCUCGCAUUUUUCGUAUUUCUUUGCUUUGGUUACGCUUGUGGGAGACCGUGCACAGAAAAAAACGGAUUGCUUAAAAAGCAAUCCGAAAUUUAAAAAGUUUUUUCAGGUAACACUUAUAUAUGUGGAUCAUACCUUCAAUGUAAAGUCCCUGCUUCCUGGCGUAUGACAAUACGACUGAAGCCCAUUAAAUGCAUCAAAGCACACGGUGCUAAACGUUGAAUUUGCAGCCUUUGGGUUUGACUGGCUUUUUUAAAGGGGUAAUUAGAAAACGUAGUUCAAUCUGCACUUUUUGUUUAUUCAUGGUGAUGUCCUUUCACGCAACUGCAGAGCUCUAAGUUUCAUAUGAUAACACGCAUGUAUCCGACGGAGCUGUACGCCAGCAAACCUGAGGCAGAUUCCGAUUGGAACAAAUCAGUACUUUUGUGCUUUUGUGUAAGUUAGGCGGCUGCCAAAAUUUGACAAAUAUGUCUACGUUAAGGGCUUAAUUUUCGAGUUUUGUUCCAGGAAUUGAGGAUGAUACAGAGAAGCAAAUAUUGAAUUUUUAUUUGGAUUAUGGGAUCAGUUGCAGAAAAAAUAAAAUCUUGCUUGCUUAUUGAAAACACAGUCAACCGGUCUGGGUGUAACUCCCUAAGGGAACAUGCCGUCAGCGUGGGCUCUGUGCGCACAAACAAUUUGGCUCAUUUCGGAAUGGAAAUUAAGUGUCAUUUGACGAGGAUUUUAAUUGAUAGUUGCAAAAUAAUUUCAGAAACUGGAAAAUCUCCCAGGUAGGUUGCAAUCAGCAGUGAACUGAGCCCUAAAACUGAUAUAUUACAUGAAAAUAAGAGCUACUUGCGCCAAGGAAUCUGCGACGUAUACUUUGAGAAACGCCCAGAUGUGGAGUAAAAGGCGGGAGGGAAGAAUACUGUUUUUUUAAGAAAAAGGGUCUUUUCCUGAAUUAGAUCUGACUCAAUUUGUUAACACUUUUCGUGUCCAUUGAACUUCUUUUUUGGAUUGGACUUGAUUUACCCUCAAUUUACGUAAACUCUGUUUUAUGAGAAGGUAAUUUGUUAAAACCCCCUGUGCUCUUAUUGGCUUCGUCCUAAAUUUAUAUAAAUAACAUGCUUAGUUUUGGCGGUUACAUUUUGGCCAUAAUAUAGAAAGUGGUCGUUGCGUGCCAUAGACAAGCAGUCAUUGUAACCACACAAACGAAAGUCUGAAAAAACGAGCUUUACCAACUGUUAAAAUCCCCUGAUUCAUUACUGGCUUUUCUACCGAUUUUUUAUUAAAACUUGAGUUUUGAUGCAGCUGCUUAAAGUCCUUGAUUUAUUGAUUCAUAUUAUACAUAUUAUUUCUUUUAAUUGGAAAUAAACCCUAUGAAAACUCAACAAUUAGUUGAACGCAGUGGAUACAGAUACAUUGUGUGAAUAUUGCUCCCAGCUAACAAUCGACGUUAAUAAAAUUUUAAUGGAAUUCGGCCUCUAAAACUUCAUAGGAAUGAAGACUGCAUUUCCACCGGCUUAUCACGAAGCGACGCAUUUUCCCUGGUUUUUACUGACCUACCUUUGUUGCAAGAAAAUCUUUAGCAUAGCAUUUUUCUUGAAUGAUUAGAAUCAAGCACACUCUGCAUGUUUGUUUUUGGAAGGCCAGUUGCUUUAAAGGGUACGUCCUGGUUUAUUUCGACCUUUGAUCAAAUUUUGUCUACUUUGAACCACGGAUGGAACUUCAGCAUUACGAUAGAAGGCGCCUUUUCCCAGAUUGUAUAUUUCUUGUACUUAGGUACUUCGUGACAGCAUGCUCAUUUGACUGAAUAUUGGCAGUUGUAAAUAACGAUAUAUUUUCGUCAUUUUUAUGAAAUCAGGUGCAAGUAUUCUUGAACGGACGCCAGGUGUCCAGGCGAUACCCGACAGAAACAAAAGUGGAGACAUUUUCGACUACUCCUGUUGGCCAACAUCUCCUUGUCGGCGCCUUUUGGUCUGAAGAAAAGAGACAAUUUUCAGGUUUCUUAAAGGUGGGGCUAAAAUCACUUGGCUAAUUUGAUACUGACACUUUGGGAAUUUUCAUAUAGAUGCUUAUUUUGCUGAAUUAAUGAAGAUAUCAAUUACUUGUAAAUAAACUUAAAUGAAUCUAUAUCACUAAUUUUAUCUCGGAGGAAGAUAACAUAGAAGACUCAGAGCAUGGACAGGAAUUUACGUGUACUAACAUCUAGGAAAUCCUACUCUUUUCGUCAUCCGUCUCGACUACCGACGAUCUCCUCAAAAACAAAUAUGACGAAUUAACCGACGGCCCGAACGACUGCAUUUCGUCCAACUCCUGAUACUUCUCCUCAGUAGUUUGAGAGAAAACAAAGCGUACACCACUAGAUUCGUCUUCGUAAAAACUGAUUUCUAGUAGGAUUCUACAGAACUCGACCGACUGGCUUGCAGUCUAUACUUCUGAAAUUCUGGAACUUUUACGUGGACAAUACAUUUGUCGUGACUAGAGGAGCCGACAUGGAGGCCUUCAAGUCACCAUAAUACGUAAGCUUGAUAGAAGUUUAUUUUACAAUGGAAGACGAAGGUGACGAUGCGUUCCACCUCCUUGAUGGUAGACUUUCAACUAAGGACAAAAGUCUACAAUCACGUAGUGAGCAACAAAAGUAUCUCCGAAUCUAACAACAAAUGUAUCGUUGACCAAAAAUGGAACUGUGUCAUGAUCCUUCUACCUUACUGUUAAGCGCAAUGUUGCGACGACAUGUGGAAGGCGGAAGAAAUCACACACCUACACCGCCUGCGUUUGUAAUAGUCUACGUUAAAACAGAUGAAUUGAAAAAAGUCAAAAUAAGGACUCACGAUCCUCUACUUAAAGUUGCUGAGACGACUGCUGGCGCCCUAAAACAUCCCGGACCGUUGUGACCCAUAUAGCGGUAUUUUUGAUUAGACAGUAGGCAAGUAGAUCACAUUACAUAAUAAAAUAUAUUAAGCGAGGCCUAACUGCAUACCCUACCCAAAUCUCCGUCCAACGUAUGUGGGUCUAAAUGGCCCACCAUCGCACCGACGAAAAGUACAGACAACCUGAGGGAUAGACUAUCUUUGUUCUUCUUGGUCACGUUCACUCUUUAAAAAAUAUUUUUGUUUCUGAGAUAGCCAUGGGCCAAGAUAGAUUCGGCGAGAUGGCCAGACCGUUGGUCUUCGAUCAUUAUAAGAAACAGAGCUAUGUAAUUGUAUCCGGCCGAUCAAGUGCUGAGCACAAGACUUGCAUCAGUUCGGACAGGACCGGCAGCACAAGAGAACGAAUUUCCACGGGUCUAACAGCUGACAGAAGCGGAAAAGGGAGAAAGGGCGGGCAGAGUUAACACUUGCUUACCGAUACGCUCAAAAAAUACGCACGCGAACCGGUAACUGAUCGGUCUGCGGACUACGACCGGAGGGCCAACAGGCACGUCGAUUUCGCUACAGCUAUGACGGCCGCGAAAGGCAUGGAGGUCGUGUGAGCCCGCCAGCGGUCGGCUGGUCGCAGCCAGCUGGGAACGAUCAUCCAGGUGAAAGGCCUUGCCUCAGACGUGGUAGUGAUGCGAGGCUGAGCAAAUUAAGGCUGGCCUGAACAGCCAUCUCAGUGCCCUGUAAUGGAAAUAAGGAAGCUUCCGAAAUGUUCAUGAAUACGUCUCCUUUUCUGUUCGACCACUAUGCUAAUGAUUAAUUCGCUAAAAUAUCUACACAUCGGAUAUUCGCAAUUCAUCUAUAGGUGAUACUGAGAAGGGCAAGAAACUUAUUAGUUGUUGUCAGCCAGCUUUACUCUAUCUCACGUUUCGGAGCACAUGACAUUCGAACCCGAGUUUAUAUAUAUAUUGUAGAUCAGGGGUGGUGUGUAAUCCGAGCCGACAUAAUCAAAAAGUAAGAGGUUCUUUGGAAAACUCGAGUUGUCUGCUUCCGAGCUGGUGACACCAACCCGUCUUCAGACGAAAUGAAAACAGCGGAGAAAGUUACUUUGUCACACUAGACCAGUUAGCGUUAAAUGACAGACAGACUGUUAGUCAAUGAGAGGGAUGUAUGCAGAUUAAUUGUAUGUCACUGAGCGGGGGGAAGAGGGGGAGGAAAAAUUACGGCUGAAGGGGAAGGAUUGCUGGCGGAUCGUUUGGACUCCGUGUGGCUGGAUUAACGGUCGUUGCAGCAAUAUCUCGAAUCUAGGAUGGCCUCCCCAAAGAGCAAAAAAGUAAUUUAUCUCACUCCGUACGCAAAUUGCUCGUGCCUGUAUGUUGGUCAUACGGCUGGACGCCUGGGCACCCUUAUCAAUGAAUACAAAGAAGUUGUCCACCGACGAGACGCCCUGUCCCUCGUCUUUGUUCACACCUUCGAGGGAGACCACCGAUUCAAUUGGGAUGCCACUGAGGUCUUCGUCACGGCUGACAGAAAACAAGCAAGAGAAUUUCUCGAGGCUUGGUACUCCAAUGCUGGUGGUAUCAAUCGCCAUGUUGACCUGGACGCCCAUUGAUCACGACUUACCACCACCUGCCCUUAUCCCACAGCAACGGCCGCUAAUCCAGCCACCCAGAGUCCAAUCGAUCCGCCAUCCAUCCUUCCCUUUCAGCACAGGGAGACGUAAAUUUUCCUCCUUCUCUUCCUCCUGCUCAGAGACCUAAAAUGACUCCGCGGAAAUCCCUCUCAUUGACUAACAGUCUGUCUGUCCUGUCACGCUAACUAGUCUAGUGUGACAAAGUAACUUUCUCCGCUGUUUUCAUUUCGUCUGAAGACGGGUUGGUGUCACUAGCUCAAAAGACCACAUCCCGGUUUUUUCCGGAGAACAUUUUUCUUUUCUCUUAUACAUAUAUAUCUGGAAUGGGUGCAAAUCAACAUGUUAGCUUCCCGAAGAGAACAUGCCCCGUAUGGGCGGCAAAGUUCAUGAACAGGCAAUCAACUACCAGGCCGAAAUCCGCUAGGUCAUAAUAGCAGCCAGGAAGGACGACAGAGAAUGCUGGUAAAUUGAAACAGCCCUGAUAGGACUUAUUUUGUCUUUACUCGACCAAUCAUACUCCUGAUCAGCAGCUGAGGCCAGAAACACAAAAAUGCUUACAGGCAUACCUUCGCAGUUGGUCCACCACUGAGGUCUACCAGAUGGGUCAAAUAAGCACUUUACCGAACUGAAUUCCACCAGUGUCUUGUCACCUGUCAUCCUCUGUCGCUGCAGAUCGGAUAUGUAUUCCCUCAGAAUGUGCGCACAUCGAAGCAAACAAGCUCCGCACAGCCUUUGGCUUGUUAUUUGUUUGCCUGUUUGGGAAUUUUGUCACCCAUACGGAGCUUGUUUGUUUCAUGAAGCCAAUAGAUCAGUGUGCGCCCAUUCCUGAUUGAAGUAAUACCCAAUCAGAAACGACAGAGAAUGAUAGGUGCCGAGGCACUGAUGAACUUCAGUUCGAUGAAGUGCUUAUGACCCAUCUGGUAGACCCCAGUGCUGGAUCAACUGCGAUAGGUGCGUCUGUGCGCAUGUUUGUGCUUCUGGUGACAGCUGUUGACCAGGGUUAUGGCUGGCUAAAUAAAGGCACAAUAAGCCCGAAACAGUAUUAUUUCAAUCUACCUGCAUUCUCUCUUGUCUCUCCUUGCUGCUAUAUAUAUGGAUAUAGGCGAAAAUGUAUAUAUGUGUUAUUAUGGUAGGCGCUUUCCGAACAGGUUACGAACAUGCUCGUUCCGUUGGGUCUUGGGGCUCAUAAUAAAACCCUCGCAGGCAGUUGCAUAGUGACCAGUAGUAGACGUAGGUGAAAUGGUGCGAAAAGGACAAGGGAGACCGGAAUGGCCAUUUCUGGCCUAUUAGCCGUCAUCAGCCAGCCCUACCCAACCUCAAGUGUGGAUCACUUGAGAUUCGAGCUCGGAAUCUUUGGUCAUGGAGAAUGACACUCCACUAUUGAGCCACGGGCCCGUUUUUCUUUUGGUUGUGAUCCGGAAUAUCAAUUAUAUAUGUAUACAUUGUAGGUGGACUGAGCCGCAACAUGUCAACCGACAUUACUAAAUACGUUUUUGUCCAGAAAAGAUUAGUUAAGUAGGACUGCAAAACAAAUCGUCGGGUAGCAUAAUUCCAUAAUGAUACAGUUACCGCAGGAUGCUGGCUUUCGAAGGAACUUCUAUCCUGCUGCAUACUAAAACUAUGAUCUUUAAAUAAGUGACUACUUAAGUGGUAUGCAUUUUUCUCAUUGAUUUUCAAUUCCCUUAAAAAUGUAAUUAUACUUAAUGGGAAAAAUUUGUAUAAAAUAUUUGUUCUUUUACUGAAUUGGUAAAAAAAUUACGUUUUCUUUUAACUAUUGCUCAAGAGAAGGGUAUAAAUCUGUUUUAAAUAAGUUUACUUUUGGGAGAUUUUUCAAUACCAUAAAAUAAUCGUUCACAAUAGUCACGUCUCUACAUUUACCAAUGUGACUUGCAAAGUUAACAACAUAGCUUAAAUCCGUUGCCAAAUUUUAUGAAUCCCGGAUGGUUUCCUUUUAAUGAUAUUUGGUUUUCCGUACGCGGAAAAUAUACGACUUCUGGAGUAAUAACCCCAAAUGCAAGUGAAACGGCAGGUCGGGGUUCAAAAUUAUCGAAAAAUCAAAACUUAUUUUUGAAAACCCAAUUAUUCCCAUCCUUCGAGUAUAAAAUUGGAAGAAGACAUCAAUUCCUACCGAAUGAGCAAAAUAAUGAAUAUUUUUCUGCCUGUUUUCUAAGCAAUAUGGUUGAAUCUUUAAGGGCACUGAAAAUCAAUAAGGAUUAUGCAUGCCACAUAGACCAUUCUUUUUUACAGUGCGUGGUUUUUGCAUGCAGCCAAAAGGAAGUUCGGUCGAGAACCGGCGUCCUAAGGUAGCCGAAUUAUUAUAAAAAUACGCUGCAGGCUGAUUGUUUUUACAACUCUACUCAAUGAAUAUCUUCGAAACGAAAACUCAUUUAUAAAUUCCGGUUGAAAUUUGAUGUGUACGCCCACCUUCUGCAUAUAGAUUAAGAGUGCUGACAGAGUCGAGAAAUACUCUGAUGCCCAUCGCCAACCACACGAGUCAUUAAUAAACUAAUUAGAAGCCAAAAUACGUUCUUAGAUGGUUAAAUGCCUCAGCAAGAAGAAGCCUUGAGGAGAUAGACGCAUAAGUGUGCCUCUUGGGCAAUUUGAUUUGUGUUAUGGGUGUCAACAACAAACCUUCUGCUAAAAUCAGAUGUUAAUAAGCAAAUGUGGCGUAUAUUAGUUGGCACAAGCUUUUUUGAUCCCGAUAAACGCUGGUGUCAACAUCUGACCUGAAAUCGUAUAUUUAGAUAGAAGGGGAAGAUUGCAAGAUCAUUUCGCUAAAGCUGAUGCAUUUCGGAUAAAAUAUCCGUAUUAAUCCACAGAUCAAAUCUAAAAAGGUUUGCUUUAAUGGAUUUACUCCAAAUUGUUCCAUUGAUUUCAGAAUGAAUAAAAGACCUCAGUGCAUAAACAGAUUUCGUAAGUUGCUCUGUUUACUGCCUCCGACAACGCGAUCAAAAUAAGUCUGACUUAAAAGUGAAACCUUAAUCUGCCAAAUGUGAUUCUCAUUCAUUUUGCGAAAGUGACUCUCUCGUCUGUGGAAUUCCGUCAAUUUUCUUAGCGUUCUUUUUCAACCGUCCGGUUAGAUUCGAUUAACUACUAGAAAAUGUGCUCUUAAAAAACCCAAUACUGAAAAUAAUGUGAGUGCAGUUGGACUUGAAAAGGGAUGAUGAGAAGAGUAGCACUUUCAGCAUAAUUCAAUUGUAUUGAACGUUGGAAUGACUUCGGAAACGGUUCUUAAACAGGCAAACCUAUUUUCUGCCUCCGAGCUAGGUUAACUGGGGUUAAGCAAAAACAUAGUCAUAUAUCCGGGGUUUACUUUCAGAAUACGUUUAGCUCAAAAAUGAAGAAGAAAACAAGACCCAGCCUGGAGAACGGAACAUGUUCAUUUCAUUAUUAUCUUUUGCGAUAAAGGCCUGUAAAACCAAAUUGAAGGAUCUCGAAGGCAGUUAGUUCAGCUUAAACAAAAUAACAGAAUAGGGAUGUGGGUUCAAUUAAUGACUGUGCUCAUGUCCUAUUCCCACAAAAUGUGCAAAACCUGCUUAAUUUAGUGUAGGGAUUAAUGUAAAUGUGAUUUGGAACAAGCGGUUAACGUGCGGGCUUGCUUCAAAAUGCCCCUGUGAGGAAAUUAAACCUCGGACCUGCCCAAAACGCAUUAAACAUCUACACACUGUCUCACACUUAAACACACAUAUGAUAAACGAGUAUCUUGACAGAGGGUAAUGAAAUUACAACAUGUUUGUGUCUAUAACUGUCAAAUAAUUGAACCAGCUGCAAAGCAAUCAUUUUUUUCUCAUGGGAAGAGGCAACAUGAAAGUUCCUUGUUUCGGCCUCGCAAGCAUCGAUGUGAUAGCAAACACGUUUCUUACUUCGACGCUGCUUUAUGAAGGUCAGAAACGCUGUCAUGCUUACAAAAACAAAUAUGCAAACUUGUAAAUAUCCAGGAAACACAUCGUCUUUUUCAAAGAGGCAAAGUAACUGGAGGUAGCAUAAGUUACACUUUUAAGCUGGUGCUAUUUUAUUAAGAUAUUUAGGAAAGUUCAUCCCUGUUUUAUCUUUUACUGAGAAAAUAGAACAGGAAAAUGGCCCAAAGUCAUUUUAUUGUUGAAACACUCCCUUGUUUAAAUUUUAAAUUUAUGUGUAUGUCUUUAUACGACUUAUUUUUGACAUUUCAUAAAUUUUAACAAUUGACGCUGCUGUUUAUGCUGCGUUCUGCCAGUAUUUACUUAUUACUUAUGUGGCUUAUCAGACAUAUUCUUAAAAUACACACAUGGUCCAUCGUCAAAUUGUUGACAGAAGUCAGAUGUUUAUGAAAAGUGCCUUAAUGAUUACAAAAAUGUAAAUAUUUUCGCACCCUUUGACGAUGAAUUAUUUACCUAAAUACUUAGAGCCAAGCUUGAGGGUGAAAGCUUAAGUGCAUUAAAAAACCCCUGACGGUAUUCUGUAGUUAGAAAAUAAAGCAUUAAAUGUGAAACUUAGGUUCAGUUUUUGAGCGAUGGGGUACUUACGGAGCUGCAUUGGAGUCAAUGGUGGUAUUUGCGUGCUGGUGACAAAAAAAUCUGCCGAAUGCAGGCAAUACAUCGAACUGAAGAACUGACACUGUGUCACAAAAUGACAUUUGAAUACAUUGUCGAAUUUAGAAGAAGACAUUUAAGCAAUCUCAGGGAGAGACGAUUUGAUCAUCUGACGUUUCGUACUCGUUCUCGAGCACAUCUUCGUGAUAGACAAGAUAAGGAAUAUAUGUUUUAAAAAGGAAAUUUGUGAUCGUACCUGAUAAGUCGUACCGCUAUCUUCUCGCACGUAAGUGGCCUCGUAUUACGCUUCUAGUUUAUACUGCAGCUGAUCGAGUUGGCGUCUGAUUACCAGCCGUCGAUUACUUCUCUCGCCAGUUUGCUUUCGUCUCGGCCGAGCACUUGGGCACCGCCAAAGUCGAACAUGAUAUUAUUUUCUACACUGCGCAUAGCGACUUGCCAUCGUAAUCUUUUCGCUUUACGGCUAAACAUUGUUCAUGCACGCUCGUUCGCAGUCGUUUGUCGAUCAUGCAGCGGUAGUUGACCAGACACCUAACGUGUCUGCAGGUUGUAGCCGGCCCUUAGGCUCUAUGAGUAAGCGGCGGAUGGUGGCCUUUGGUAGGUGUCCAACGCCCACGCUUAGCGAUCUCAAAAUGCGCUCAGUGGCUUAAGAGACAUUUCUAGUGUAAAGCCAAACACGAAAGACUUCAGGUCUUUGCUCUUACCGACGGCCCUCGUGUAACCUUCGCAUAAGCAUUUGUUUGCAAAACUGCGCGGAUAUCAAUCAGCAGUGAACAGGUGCCACAGGGUUUUUCGCGCCCGCAGAAUUUCGGCUUCUGUGCAGCAGUGUGUGUUGAUAAGGCUAAAAAGUGUCCGGACGCAGCUGAUUUCAUGCGAUAGGGAAUGGUUGCUGUCGUAGUGAAAAAUUUUGCAUGUGCUUGUUACUUUCUAAAAGACACCAAUCUGGAGGGUUCCGUCUUCCUGCCUCGAUACCUGGAUGUCGCUCAUAUCCGUAGUCGAAUCUAUAAUCAUCAGAACUUUGGAGCUUAGCCGCGUCGAAGGACUUAUAAGACUAAGAGAAAAUUCUUCCUUUGUCUGCUCAAAGUGUUAUAAAUUGUGUCUCGUGUGCGAGAUUGAUGAAAGUCUGCAAGUUCUACCUGCGUGGUUGUGCCUUCUUAAGGACGACUUUUUUUCCAUCGAAUAUUACCGGAAAAAAACGUAUUAAUCCCUAACUACUACAAUGCUCCCAUGGUGUGCUUAAUUCUGCCAUAAAAACCCCCAAUGUGCGAGUUAUCGAAGGCCGUAUUUACAUUUUUAGCCGUAAAUCCUACCAUGGAAGCCAAUAUUUAAAAGGUUCGACCCUUUAUUCUAAAUAGCUUCCUCAGUAACGGCAACUUUACCCUUAACGAGAACUCAUCGUGGCGAAAUCGGUUGUUUUUCGCUUACUAAAGUGAAAUCAAAAAAUUGUAGGAUUGAUAAGUAAAUAAAAUGCUAGCAGACAAAUGAAAAUCUUGGAUUUUUUGGCAGAUUUUGAAUAAUUCAUAUAGACCCUACAGUGGAAACACGGCGCCUCGGUGGGAGUUGAACCCACGCACUAAAGAGAAGGUCUUAGUGCCGCCAACGCUGUAACCACUUCAGCUACGAGGCCUCGCCGGACGACGCGAGUUUAAUCACGUUUGGUUCAAGUUACCCGCCCAGCCUACGGCAACGUCUGGAAGCCACGAAAUCUGAUACAGUAAGUUGACUGCCUAAGCGGGCGGGUAACUUGACCCAAAUGUUUGAGCAGUCAACUUACUGUAUCAGAUUUGGUGGAUUUCAGACGUUGCAAUAGGUUGGGCGGGUAAACGAGACCCAAAUGUGAUUAAACUCAUGUUGCCCGGUGGGGCCUCGUAGGUGAAGUGGUUAGGGCGUUGAGUGUAUAGAAGCCUUCCCCUUACUGUGUGGGUUCGAAUCCCACCAAGGUGCCGAGUUUUUCACAGUCGGAUCAAUAUGAAAUGAAAAUCUGCAAUUUUGUGAAAUAACCCAUUUUUCCACUUUUGCUAGUAGAGUACGUUUUUAUAAUUCGUUUCUGCCUUCAAAAUGUAUUUCAGUCAAUCCAAACUGCCAACCCGAAUGCGCAAUUUUAAUUUCCUGGGCGUUACCCUUACUGAUUUAGUCUUGAUCCCCCCACAUCAGCUUAUCUGCCUGACCGAUCUACCUGCAUAUGUGUUGGUCGGUUGGCGUGAGCAUUUAACUAACAUUAUCACAUAAAUUCGCCAGAUUUCGCUGAAACUGGUAAUAAUCGCCAUGGUAUAAAUGGUGACGUUAGCAAACCUACCGUCCCCCUCUUUCCCAGCCUCUCCCCUGUAGCUGUGAGCAGUACUGGUUGCGUGCGCGAAACACGACUCAUUUCUGCCUUGCCUGCACGGUUUACUUUCAUGUCGUCCGACCGCAGGCUGCCAAUCCCUCGACCGCGUAAAGCAAGCCUUAUCGCUUGAAUGAUUGUCAUCACUGAUAAACGAAAUAAGACCAGCCCAUUUUCGCGUGUGUAAUAUUUGGCCUGGAGCGACGUACACCGAGCAGGAAGACAGACCUCGAAAAUGCAGUCUGUUCACACCGAAUUCUCAGGAGGUCGAAAAAUCAACAACUGAUAAUUCCUCUCAAUAAAUGUAAUGAAGACGGGACUGACCAUCGUCUGUUGAACAAACGUGCAUGUAUUGAGCGAUGGAUAUUUAGAUUAUACCUACCAUUGUUGGCUGAGGACCGAGUGCCGUUUGUUUUUGAUGCAAAGACUCGCACAUAUGGAAGCGGAUGUGCUGCCUUAUGAAAUGCCAACCGAAAUUCUGAAGGACGAUUUUAGUUCGAAACAAUUACUAAAAUAGGGUUGUUUUAUUAAUUGCCAUGCGGCAUAACUCUAGCAUAGUUUACUCCCAUGAGAAUGUUUGUUUUGAAUAGGCCCCUGUUUAAAAGUCUGAAAGAAUUAGACUAUAUAAAUGACUGCAGUGCAUAUAAACUGUUCAAACUGAUUUUCGAUGUCCAUAUAAGUCAAAAUAUAUUUUAUAGAAAGCAUGCGUAAAACACUCAUUAUUUAACUCCCUUGGUAGGGUCUUAUGUCUCUUUUGAAUUUUGUUCUCGAAAAAAUCAUGUUUCUUUUUUGAGGUUUCUACGUAGGAGAGUUUUUGACACUCUGAUAUUUCCGCUCAUAAAACAUUGCAACUCUACGCUCAUAAAUAUUGCUUGCAAAACAGACAAUGCGGCUCAACUUCACUGUGCAAUCCAUGAAAGCCUAUGUGCUUACUUCUUUAAAGCAUUUGGGGAUAUAUGAUCUUCUCUACAUUUAAAAUACACAGUGUGUAGUUUGAACCACUGAACAAAGGCCUAACGGCAGUUUGGGGUCAGAAUUACUUUGAAAUGUAGAAAAAAUUAUAAAACCCAAUUAUAUUCUUUUUCCAAUGUAAAAAGUUAAUUAAAACGUAUUUUGCUAAUAAAUAGGUGAAAAAAGAAGAAUUUUAUGCCUGGUUUCUAUAAAACAUAUACUAAUUUUUAAGGGCAUCAAAAAUCUAUGAGAAAAAUUUGAAUUACAUCAUAUGCCGUUUUUUCAGCGACCGAAAAUAACUUUAUUGGAAAAUCGGCAUCCUGCAAUUGAUACGUUAUCUUGGAAUUCGUCCGGAUCCUGCAACCUUACUUAACUUAUCAUUCGACUCAAAAACGCGUUUCAGGACAUCGGUCAAAAUUUCUUGAGAUAUCGCACACGUCUACCUUUCUCUGUCACUCUUGUUCCCCUGGUACUGAUGCCAGAAAAUUACAGAACUCCAUAAUGGUGUACAGAUGUCGGUUAUAUUUGCGUGAUUUUACACGCUAUGCGUCUAGUUAAAGUUCACGUCAGGUAAGCAAGUGUUUGGAUACAGACAGAGUCCGGACGUCGUCAGGUCAAGGGGCUAAAGGGCCGCCGUUUUGCAAAUGACUUUACACUAAUAAAUUGCACUAACAUCUAACUGUUGUGUUUUGGUUUGGCGUUGACGAUAAGGGUUGAAAUUUUGAUUUGCGUUAAGAUUAAUGUUGGCGAUAUGUUUAGUGGUGGGGUUAGAUUUUGUAUUGUUCAGGUGCGAGUUGGGGGGAGGGCUAAUUUUGGAUUGAGGUCAGGGACUAGUUGCUCCUGUGGGAUUUGGUACAAGUUCAGCUUUGGUACUGAGUCUCCCUAUUCAUUUACCUAGCCCAAACAAGAAAUCUACUUUGGUGCGAGAGACAACAAUUGUUGUGGAUGCGGCACCAAAUGGGUCAGUUAACGAACACUAAUCAGCCUGCGUAACUACAUAGCAGUGGAAUUCUCUUCUGACACUUUUAUCCUUUGUGGUUUGAUGAUACAGACGGAAAGUUGGUUCUAACAAUUUGUUUUUUUUCUGAAUGUGUUUUGGCGGAGAUCCUAUCUUUUGCAUUUCGCCAACGUUCAUACUCGAACUUUGUCUCGAAAUGUUUCAUUUUAUUUUAUUAUCUUAAAACCUACCCAGAUGGGACGUGGUAGUGGAGACCUGUGCAAUGCAGAUGGUCUCGCGCUUAUGCCCAGGGAGAUGAGGAUUAGGGUAAGGGUUAGGUUAAAUGUUGGAUUUAGGGCUGGGAUGUGGUAAUUGUUGCCCUUAUUAGAAUUUACAGUAGAUGUGCUAACCUAUGAAAUGUUGACUAAAAUUGCGCACUGCGUUUUCGACUCAAAAAUUUAAGUGGGGUUGUACUAAUAAUACCCAUGCGGCACAAUCUCAUAAUAGUUAGGUUGCUUCAGGGUGCCAGCUCUUGAAUGAAUUUCUUCUCGGUCGCCUGCAAAAAAUGCACUCGGCAAAAAAUGACUGCUUACGUAACAUGAGCUUUUCUUAUCGAUUUUCGACGCCCUUAUAAAUUCAAACAUACUUCAUGGAAAAGAUGCAUGCUAAUGUUCAUUCUUUAAGGCUGUUGGUGGAACGCUAUGCUUUCAUUAAAUUUCACAGUCUGAGGAAGAGCAUAAUUCAGUUCUAAAAAGGUUCUACUUUCCGAAUAAUUUUUAAACUAACGUGCUCUUACACUUGCAUUUGGUGUUUUUAAACUACACGUUUAAUGUUUUUCCUAACGGAAAAUCAUACGUCGCUCUUCGAUAUUAAGAAGAAACCGUAAAGUGGUUUAUAAAUUUUAACUUUAGAUUCGAGCCUACUAGAAUAUCUAGAAGCAAAUUAGGCAAAUGCAAACACACAAUAUUUUGUGAAUGGGUAUUUGAUUUCCUUAAACAUUUCAUAGUUAGAAAUGUUUUUAAGAACCACUUUAAACCCUUUUAAAAGCGUAUAAGUUAAAUAAAUCAAAACAAUCUACCGGAUGAAUGAGAAAGUGAGUACUUUCAUGCAUGUUUUCCAUGAAAUAUAGCUGAAUUUGUAAGGGCAUCGAACGUCAGUGAGAAAAUAUUGUGCAACUUAAGCAGUCCUGUUUCACUGCUUGUAAUUUUUGUAGCCGGCCAAAGAAAGUUCCUUCGAAAGCCUACGUCCUGAUGUAACUGAAUAUUAAUGGGAUUAUGUUAAACGGUUGUUAAUAGUGUAGCCGUAUUUUAGUACUCUUCUUGAAUCGAAAACACAGUUUUCUAUUUCGACUAAGACUUUAUGAGUUAGGCCGCUUAUAGUACCCGGAAGGUGCUCCUCCCUAGUCACACUAACUUCAGCCAAAUUGCCGUGCUAGGCUUCAUCUGUGAAAUACUUGUGUCACCGGUAAUGAUUCUUUCGUUAAUUGAACCACCUAACUUAAAUUAGGGGCGCUACCUCAUGAGGUGUCAGUCAAAACUUCGAAAUGCGUUUCCCUUUUCAAAAAGAUUAAUUAGGUAGUGUUGUAAAAUAUAUCAUCAUGCGACAAAAUUGCAUAAUAAUAUAGUUACAGCAGGGUGCCGGCUUUCGAAUAAAUUUCUCUUUCACUACAUGCAAACACCAUACUGUGCAAAAAAGGACUUCUUAAGAAGCAUACAAUUGUCCAAUGAAUUUUAGAUACCCUUUAAAUUUAAAUUAUAUUUCACAAAAAGCAUGCAUAAAAAUAUUGGUUUUUUGCUUAUUCGGUAGGAAAUGUCGUUUUUUCGAAUGUUAUACUCAAAUAGUAUAUAAUUCGGUUUUAAAUAGUUUUUUUUAUUGUGCGAGGUUUUAAUGCCGUGUAAUGGCCAUUCAUAGAACGUCAUGUCUCUGCAUUCGCCAGUGUACCUUGUAAAGUUAACGAUAUGGCUUAAAUCUACUGCUUAAUUUUAUGAAUAACAGGUGGUCUCCUAUUGAUGCAGUAUAGAAAUAUGUGGUUUUCCGUACGCGAAAAGUAUACGACAUAGAGUUUGGAAACCCUAAAUGCGCGUGUAACAGCAGGUCGGGGUUUAAAAUUUUUCGGAAAUCAGAAAAGUUUUUGAAAACUGAAUUGUACCCUUUCUUUGAGUAUGGACGUGGAGGGAAACCUCAAUUUCUACCAAAAGAGCAAAAGAAUGAAUAAUUUUAUGCGUGAUUUCUAUGCAAUGCGGUUGAAGUUUUAAGGGCUCCGAAAAUUAAUGAGGAAAAUGCAUGUAACGUAGAUAGUCAUAUUUGCAGAUUGUAGUUCAUGCAUGCAGUCUAAAAAGAGUUUUGUCGAAAGCCGGCACCUUGAGGUAACUGGAUUAUUAUAGAAUUGUGUCGCAAAAGGAUUAAGUUUACAAAUCUACUUAAUUAAACUUUUCUACAGGGAAACGAAUUUUAAAAUUUUGGUUAACAGUUCAUGCGUUGCCCACCUACCGUGUAUCAACUUAAAUGGCAAAGUACCCGUAUUUGCACACCAAAACCACUUCUGCAGGGUCCCGUCGAUGUUCUGCGUGUCUUAUUAGUAGUUUUAUUUUAUUGAUUAAGCAGACUUGCGGCAGUUGCCUAUAUUUCCUCUAAAGAUGUUAAAAGUCGCCUCUUCCAACAACGACGGUCUAUGUUUAGAUUCAUCCCGGUGGAUUUGCCCAAAAAGAUGAAUUAACGCCUCGCAGUUGCGCAGUCAGCUAAUUUGUCCGCGGCUAUAGCCUGUCCGUUGGGACUGGCAUGUAAGCCUUAUCGCACAGUCAGUCACAUUUUGAGCAACGACCACCCACGCAGAUUUUUACGCUUUUGAGUGCAUGGUGCCACCAAAGGAAGUUGCUGGAGGAGAAUAAUGCCACUAAGGCGACCGUUGAGCAUUGAUUAACAGAGAUGAGAACAUCUACCUAGGUUUGUAAGCUGAUGAAGUAAGAUUUGAUUGUAAGUUUUUCCAGCCAGCCUAGUUUACUUUGUUUCGCAAAAUGCAUUGCUUCUCUAUUAGUGCGCAUUUUUAGUUCAUUUUGAAUAUGUUAAGCUAGUCAUCUGAUUAUUUUGCAGAAGCAUGUGACCCUGUCAAUUUAAUUUUUCGAUUGUAGUAUUAAGUGUCUAAGGAUUUUCUUAAUUUUAAGAGUAGUCCAAAUUAAGUGGUAGAAAUGGCGUUCCCCCUUAAUUGGCGUUAAUAUUAAGGAUCAACAUGUGCGAUGCCACAGCGUCCCUAGAUGUUCGCUCUUUUGCUUAUCUCCGACCAUACACAAUAUCCUUGUGAGACUUGCACAAAAAUGGGAAAUUUUAAAUCUCAGUUUAAUUUCCUAUUGUCUAAAACGGCCACAUAAUAUAAUGCAUUUUAAACGUCUAGCCAUUUUUGCCAUUUUGUUUACGGGCUAAAAUAUCUCCAGGCAUUUUACCGUAGUCAUGCCAAAAGUCCUUUUGUUAUGAUUUAUAUUCAGGCCGAGAACGGCGUUUUUCUUACAAUUACAGCAAGUUUGAAAAAAAAUAUUUAUUGAAAGUCCGGUGCAGUCCGGAGGCAUUAAUUCAUUGCAAGCAAAGUCAUCAUAAUAGAGAGAAAAUAUCUUCCUUUUAAUACUGCAAGUCAACAAGGGCGGACUUGUCAAUCUGCCUGCGGUGUGCAUGUUCCCUGUUAGCGUUUCCUGUGCAUUGGGGUCUGCGUACCUCUUACGUGCACAUGUCGUACUUUCGCGAAGGGGUGGAAAAAUCUAUCUUUCGCAUUCGCCAAGGAAUUUACUGCAGGUUGUUAAACCGAGAUUACUGAUCUAGGAUUGGAUUUGAUGCUCGUGGCUACUCACAAUGCUCAUUCUUUGUCCACUUUGACGAGGUGGGCGUAGGGAGGCUGAAUGCACGUAGUAAUAACCGACUUGAAAAACAUCCGCGGCAGCAAAUCCUGCCAACCCUCCCGGACUCUAUGGCAUGACUAAGUCAGGACGAUCAAAAGUCGGAUGGGAUGCAACGUCUGGCAACUCAUAUACGCGUGCCACACACGCUCGAUCUGCACAUUCCGGUGCACGGUUCACUCUACCAAAUCCCUGAGGGAAAAUUUACAUUUCGCUGAACCGUCGGAAGUGAGAAGCUGUGCCUGCAUAGAACAAGUCGGUCCUUUAAAAUGUGGCGGUGGAAAAAGUCACAUAAUGUCGCCGGAACGCUGAAAACUAACUUUCCUUGUGCUAUAUAUAGUAGUUUGGCUAACGCAUGAAAUGCCAACCGAAAUUCGUUAUCGUUUUGCAAAGGGUAAGUAUGUAGGGUUGUUAAACCAAUCUUUCCGCAGGGUAAUUCUAUAGUAAUUCAGUUUUCUUUGGAUGUUGGCCCUCGAACGAACUAUUUUGGCUGCAUUCAAAACCUAUAAUCUGUAAAAGGUGGCUAUUUAUGUAGCAUGCAUUGUUUUCAUGGAUUUUUUAAUGCUUUUAAAAAAUCAAUAACAUUUCCUGGAAAACAUACAUAGAAUAAAUUUAUGCCCUUUCUCGAUCGGUAGAGUAUUAUGUGUUCUUUUAAUUUUAUACUCGAAGGAAGGGCAUAUUUCGUUAAAACCUUUUCCAAUUCCCAAAUUACUUUGCACUCCGACCUGCCGUUACACUUGCAUUUUGGGUUUCCAAACUACAGGUCAUAUAUUUUUCGCGUACGCAAAAUCAUACAUUUCUGUCGCCAUACGGGGUUCAUAAACUUUACCGGUGGAUUAUAGCCAUAUUGCGAACUUAAGAAGUCAAAUUGUUUAAUUCAGAGACAUGAGCAUUAUGAACGUCUAUCUCACGGCAUCAAAAAAUCUCCCAAUUAGAAACUUAUUUAGAACCGAUCUAUAACUUUCAUUCAAGCAUUUUAUUGAAAGACGACCUAAUGUUCUAAAAAUGAGUAGAAGAAUGCACAUUUCAUGCAUGUUUUGUACGAAAUAUAAUUUAAAUUUUUAAGGGCAUCUAAAAUCAAUGGGAAAAUACAUGCCACCUAAAGUCAAUUUUUACAAAAAAUUGUUUUUGUUUAUUGCCGUAAAUAAUUUUUUUAAAAACCUCCCUCCUAUAAGAACUGAAUUUUUAUAGACCUAAACCGCAGGCUUAAUAGUUUUACAAACCCACGUAACUUAUAUUUUCAAAUUGACAACGCAUUUUGUGAUUUUGGCUGACAUUUCAUGAGUUAGUCUUCCUACUUUGAGUGUAAGGUAAGACGUAUUUCGAAAAUAUUUAAUAAUUUAAUAAAAGGUCGCCAAAGCUUAACAGACCUAUUAUCGAGGCCGCCACAGUUCAAACUGUUUUACGACAAUUCUUAAUAGCAGUUGUCUAAGGAUCGAAUUUUAAGUGGCUCUUACUUAUCUUCUUGUUUUGAGCUUGAUUGAUAUAACAAAUAAACAGCUUUGGAACGUUUUAAAUACUGCGAGCCUUUGAAAUUGGUUUUUCUUUGUCUUUAUUAAGGGAGAUCUUGCUGGCCUUACACUCAUACGUGGAAAAGCUCUGGACACUGCGCAACUACAAUGUUUCGUCGACUGUACUGCCCGCUUCAGUCUGGACUCUGGUGCAUUUCGAGGCAUCAGCCCGGACACGAGGGUCGUCUGGGAAAUGCCGUUUAAUAAUAUUCUCAUUGAUAGCUUCGAUUCUCAACAAGUAGUGCUUCUGAUUCGUCGUUUGCGCGUCCUCAACUUGGAAUCCAGACUGGCCAGCAGAGAGCCUCGAACGGCGCUACGUCUGACCACUCACAUAACGUAUGUUAUUAAUAUCCAACGUUCUGUACGCCUUAAAAAAAAAUACUAUUACUCUGUAGAUGUGCUACGUCAAGAAGUAUGAACUGAAAUUCUAAAGUGCGUUUUCGAUCCAAAAAGAUAAUAAAUUAUGUUGUAACGGUAAUAAUUGUGCAACGGAAUUUCAAGAUAUUUCAGUCGUAUCAGAAUUUUGGCAUUUGAAGGAACCACUUUCCUGCUGCAGUAAGGGUUGUGCUUCGUAAAAUUGGCCACUUAGGUAGCUUGAAUUUUUCUUUUCACCUUUAAACUUUAUACCCGACAGAAAGGCUUUAUUUAGGUUCAAAAAUCUUUUCCAAACACUGAAUAAUUUUGAUUCCGAUCUGUUCUUGUACUUGCGUUUAGGAUUCUAAACCACAAACUGUACAGUUCGCUUAUAAGGAAAGUAAACUAUUUCUGCAUGUAGUUGAAAAGACAUCAUGUGUGCCUCAUACCAUUUUGCAGCGGAUUUGAACCAUAUUAUAUUGUUUGGAAGCAGCACUAAUAAAUGCAAAGAUAUCAUGUUUUAUGCAUGAAAAUUUAUUGGGCUUAAAAAUCUCAUGAUUGGAAACUUUCCAAACUGGAAGACACUCUUUCUUUAGGUACAAUAUUUAAUAAAUAUGUAAUUUGCUACAAAAUGAGUAAAUGAAAGAAUAUAUUGUUCAUAUUUCUAAAAGGUAUAUCUCGAUUUAUGGGAAAGUCAAAAAUUGAUGCGUUAAAGUCAUACGACCCAGGUAAUUGUUUUUUAUUGGAUGUGUUGGUAGCCUCAUGAACAAAUGAAAUUUCUUUCUAAACCGCCAUCCUGACGUGACUAAUAUAUCUUGGGAUUGUGCUACAGAAACUUAAUUUUACAACUCUACUCAAGUAGCAUCUUACCAUUUAAAACGCAUUUCAAAUGUCGACUAUGCGUAUGGAUGCGUAUGGAUGGAGGGUGCACCGUUCGGUCAGGGUCGUCCCGUGGUACUUCCGGCUUCUUGCAGGCUGUCCCAUAGUUGCCGACUUGAGAUUUGAUCUCUAGUUUUUCGGUCGUUGAACGAUAAUAAUUUGACGCAUUACGAAUGAGCCGGAAAUAGUCGUGCCAAUCUCUUCUAAUUCUGUCGACAGUCCUUUCUGUAUCCUAACUGGUUUUUUGUAAUUGCCUGCGCGGUACAGCCGAGCAAGCACGGCCCGCAAUCCUAUUUCUAUGCAGGCUUCCGCCAUUAUUUAUUUUCUUGUUGUCAAAUUAUAUGACACUGGAUUCGUGGCACAAUAGUUGGGCGUUGAACUACUUUACCCACAAUGGUCAAUGAGUAUAAGUCAUAAUUUACGAGAAAGCAGGCAGGAGGGUAGCCCUUAUCUCCCUUGUCUUUAUUGUACUUCAUUCUCUACAUACAAUUAAUCUGCUAUCUCAAAAAUGUUAACUGAAAUUUAAAAAUGUGUUUUUGACUUUAAAAGAUCAGUUUAGUAGGGCUGUAAUGCAAAUUAUCGUGUGGCAUAACAUCAAAGUAUUUUAUUCAUGCCAGAAUGCCUCCUUCGGAAAGAGCUCCUUAUUGUUUUCUGUGUAAACUGCAUUCUGUUAAAUAUUACUGCUUAAGAAGUAUGCAUUUUUACUAGUGGUUUCGUUUUCUCCUCAUAGGCUCAAUUAUAUUUUGUAGAAACAACGCACACAAUUUUCUUUAGGAAAACGGUUUGGAAAAUGUGCAAUUUACCACCAAAUGAGUAAAGGAAAGGAUACUCCUGUCUAUGUUUUCAGAUAAAUGUACUUGCAUUACAGAAUUGCAAAAAACCCCGUUAAAAAAUUUAAAAGACGACUUGGUCGACAUACGUUUGCUUUCGAUAAAUUCUCUUUAGACCGGUAUAUCUAUAAGGCUAUUGUAAAAGGAGUAACAGAUACAGGCAAGUAGAUAAUUAUGCUAAAGGCCCAUUCGGAGAGGGGAGGGCGUAGAACAUCAAAUUGCCGGUCGGCGUCGGGGGAAUGAUGAGGCACUAGGAAAGGCAGUUACAUGCGGGUGGCUGGCUUAGUGGCUGUGAAAAUGGGAACUGCGGAACUCCUAUUGAGUUCUGUGCGCACAGUCUUGCUAUUCAUACAAAGAUUGCAGCCAACUCUGACGUAUCUAACAGGUCUUGCUCAAGUUAUUUUGAAUACCUUGAUGUAACUUGGACUUGAGCUGUUGCACGCCCUCUAAAUAAAAUGGCUGAAGGUCGUUUGUUUGAUGAGGAGGUUAUUAGACUGUGUUUCUAAUUCCAGCUUUUUAAGUCUUGAAAAGGACUUCAUAAAUUUAUAUACGGCCUAAAUUUGAGACGACUAGACAUUCCAUAGAAUUUGGUCCGGAAUCGGAUGAGUUAUUUAAUAAAGCAGCACAAUUAGUUCCAUAGAUUCUCAAUGCUGUUCCUCCAAGCCGUUACCAGACGACUGUAUUUUCAUACUCGACUAAAAACGAUAACAACCUCAUGUCUAAAGAAGAGUGGGCGUUCACCGGGAGGGGUUUAUUUGAUAUCCGACGUUUCGGGUAGUUUACUCGUCUACCCAUCUUCAGGGACUGAGAGGUCCUGUGCACAGCACUCCUUAUUAUGGCGCCCUUUGUCCAAUGCGUGAUCCGCCAAUGCCGCCUGUGUGGCUGCAUCCAACCCGCAUGUCACCGUUACCUGAAUCGCCCCCGUCGGCCGCGGUGAUGACUGACGGCCCCGAUUGUCCGGCGACGUGACUGUCCCCCGCUAAGAAGGUUCGUAAAGUCAGAUAAGGGGGAGGCAAAUUAAUGUGGCGGUUGACAGAGCGGUCGGUGGACAUCCAGGCUUCUUGCACUUGCCUUGCUGUGUGGUCGCCGCCCCGGCCCACAAUCUCAACGGCGUCAAAGUUGAAGAUGUGUCCCAUUUGCGCGGCAUGGGUUGCUACCUCCGACUUUGGGUCCAACCUUCGCACGGCCAACUUAUGCUCGUGCAUUCGCGUUUGCAGCCGUCGGCCGGUUUCCCCAACGUAGUCGCAACCUCCGCAGCUGCAUUGGAGUCGGUAGACAACGGCCGACAUCUCCUGCUUAGGGAUCGGAUCUUUCGGCCGCAUCACUUGCCGGCGGAUUGUUGAGUCAGGCCUGUGGGCAACACCUAUUCCGAGUGGCGCGAGUGAUCGAGCCACGACUUCGGAGACCCCUUUAAUGUACGGAAUGCUCCGCCACGAGUUUGGCUGACUGUGCUCCUCGGCCGUUGUCUACCGACUCCAAUGCAGCUGCGGAGGUUGCGACUACGUUUGGGAAACCGGCCGACGGCUGCAAACGCGAAUGCACGAGCAUAAGUUGGCCGUGCGAAGUUUGGACCCAAAGUCGGAGGUAGCAACCCAUGCCGCGCAAAUGGGACACAUCUUCAACUUUGACGCCGUUGAGAUUGUGGGCCGGGGCGGCGACCACACAGCAAGGCAAGUGCAAGAAGCCUGGAUGUCCACCGACCGCUCUGUCAACCGCCACAUUAAUUUGCCUCCCCCUUAUCUGACUUUACGAACCUUCUUAGCGGGGGACAGUCACGUCGCCGGACAAUCGGGGCCGUCAGUCAUCACCGCGGCCGACGGGGGCGAUUCAGGUAACGGUGACAUGCGGGUUGGAUGCAGCCACACAGGCGGCAUUGGCGGAUCACGCAUUGGACAAAGGGCGCCAUAAUAAGGAGUGCUGUGCACAGGACCUCUCAGUCCCUGAAGAUGGGUAGACGAGUAAACUACCCGAAACGUCGGAUAUCAAAUAAACCCCUCCCGGUGAACGCCCACUCUUCUUUUGAUAUGCCACCUGGGAAUCGGAUUUUCACUAAUAUUAACCUCAUGUCUGCGUUAAGGAGGGAUCCUUAUAUGACCAAAGUUCGUUUAGAUAGGCUGUCAUUUAUUACAUGAGUACCGGACUUUUUAAAAGCGACAUCAAGUUCGAUAUGCGGAUUUACACAACAUUCCUUUGCAUGUUUGGCUUUAGUAACGUUUCGACCUUUAAUGUAUAAACGGCUGCCACUGCCCAAGGUGAGCUCACAUAUACAAGUUUAUCCCUCAAAAUUCUCUUAAAGGUGACGCUCCCGCUGUGUACUAGUUGGUUGCGCGCAGGGAUGCCUUAACUGACACACGCAAGGGCCUCUAUUGACGUGAUUAUGUAUCAGAAAGGCAUGGAGAUGCUAGCAUACUCCAGUAAAAUGUUUAACGAAUUUGUGAAUAAAUCCCCUAACAUUGACUACAACUUUACAGGCAAUCAGAAGUUUUUUUUAGCUUAGUAGUUUCUUGGGAAUUGCUGGAUCAAAAAGGCUCGCCAAGUGUCCAGAGGGUAGACUUAAAACUUAGCUAAUCAUUCGAUGCAAGUAAUAGGGACUAAUAUCAAGCGUAUGCAGACAAUUUAGUGUAGCGAGACACUUGGUUCAUUUAUUGACGAGUCCGUUUCACAAGUUUCCGCUCCAAAAGGGGACAGGGUUGUAGCAGACAAGAUAUUUGAAUUUUUUGAUGUUGCUCAUAUGUCCACGCUAAACAAAUUCUGGUCUGGAUAUAUUUUUGUCACGCAACUGCGUAUACUACUGGCAACAAGAAAAUACCCCUAUUAGUUUACCCAUUUCUCGUUAUCCUUCUAAGGUAGCAUUUUACAAUAGAUUCAUGCAGCACCUCUUGGUCGACAACUUGGCAGAUUUCGGAAUUUCUGUUGCUCAGUUGAACUUUGCUUGUUUUGAAAGGACAGUAGGAUGCUGUGCCUUGAAUGAAUAAAUAGCCUAUUUGCAGCACUAGAUAAUACCACGUGACUAGGUAUUGAUAACAUUCCGGUCGAUGAAGUGAUUUUAUGCAUAUAGGUGUUUUGAGGUUACUUUGACAGACAUGGUGACAGGAGGUAUUCGUCCCUAUAGAGCGCUGAGACUUAACCUAAAGUCCUCACAGGCAGUUAACGACAAGCAGUGCUGCUAAAAGGAUUCGAAUACGUUUUCUUUGGUCCUCUAGCAUUGCUAACCCGGCACGGACUUCUGUUUAUACUGGUGGUCCCUUUGCGAUGGCCCGCGGGGCCUCCAAAUUACGCAGCAUGCCUUGACGGGACGAACAUGCCCCGUUAGUCGACUGACUAAUACACUUCUGAUUUAGGUAAUAUUUCUGAUCUUUACCGGCAAAACACAGUAUUAACCUGCUGCCAUUGACUUACAUUGCGUUUUUUACAGGGAUAAUUAAAAGAGUAUGUGUUUUUGCCCGAAUAAUCUAAUGGAAGACUUGAAGUUAGGCUAAAAGAGGGACAUGUCGAUCUAUUGUGUGCAUUCUUUUUACAAGUAAGAAUCGUAAUGGUUUUUUAAAGCUAAAAAAGGGCAUUUCGAUCUUUUGUGUGCUUAACAUUUGCAAGUAAGGAUCGAUAGGGUUUGUUAGAGUUUGACUGGAUGUCCAAAAGAUUAAAUCGAUAUAGGGUAAUGCUUUUUGACGACAUAAGUGCAAUUUAUUCAGCCCACAGCAUAUGAUCAUUUUUCUCGUAAGGUUUCGUAACACCUUCCUAUCCCACCCAAUUUUAGUUUUUUUAGGAGCGUCAGUUAAUGUUUACAUGUUCUGAACCAAUUAUACUUAAAUGCGUAUUAGUUACAAUGACUGCAUAUUUUCCGAUGUGUUGUGGCUAAUGUCCGUCCGUACCUUCAAUCAAAGGCGCUAGACGCUCGUGUUUUUAGUCCAAAGUUAGUUAUUCGUUAAACUUAACGUGAUAUUACUUAGAUUAUGUGCUGUAUAUUCGGCAGUUAUUUUGAUCGCAACAGCCCUCGUCAUUUCUUAUGUGUCCACCGAAUUGCUUUACUUUCGCUCAGAAGUUUUCAGGGAGUCGUAGAUCAACCAGUAAUUGAGAGGUAUUGCCGUGGGAGGGAAUAAAGUGCAGAAUAUUUAUUUCUGGGUUAGUCAUCAUCGGCGUGGUCAAAAUACCAACAUGAGUGAGACCUUGAUAGGAGAAAAAAUUUUCACUAAACCGAUCUCGUGUCGUUUGUAGAGCAAGUUCGUUUCAAGGCUUCCAGUGCACGUUUUAGUCACUCAAAAUGUGAGAAACAUUCAAGCUCUCCCGGAGAUUAUUAAACUUCCUCUUUUGUGAUUGCACUUGCAUUGCCUUUAUGUCAGGUGAAAUGUUUAAUUACUCCCCCCUUCCUCCCCAACUCUCGCAAGGACCAUCGGUUUCAGGCGGUUUUUCUUUCUAAAUAAAUUAUUCGGCCAGCAGUCACCAUUUUAAACCUCGAUUCUUGUGUUUCUUUUCAGCUGCAAGAACUCGGAUGAAAUUCUGCACACAAAACCAACAGUAAUUACUCUCGCCGGCACACGUUCAAAUGACAGGGGUCCUACUGGGGCUUUCGAAAAAGAGGAGCCCUCCACCUUCAUUCCUUUCCAGUCAGGGAACCUCCCUGAAGCUAAUUCGCUGAUAAAAGACGUGGACCACGAGUUGACGCAGAAUGGAGAUGGAGCAGACGAGAUUGGAGAAGCCGACUUGAUUGACGAUCAACCCUGCGCGUAUCGCCUUCGUCUGUACAGUGCUCUCAUUGACUCCCAGGCCGGCCGAACACUCAGAGUAACAGGCCUAGGUGCGGGAGAUGGGCAACUACUUGUGCCCGAUAUGGAGCUCUACUGGGAUGCCAACUCGAUGCGCUGUCAAGAAAUCUUAAAGGAGCAUGAAAUAAAUGGUGAGAUUGACCUCCAUUGCUGCAUCAUCAUGUUCAGAAGAAGUCGGCUUGAGGAGGAGUUGACCGGAGAGUCCGUAUCUAGUCAAAAGGACUGGUAGGGAGGGCAGGAAAGAGUCGGUGACUGAAAGCCGUGCUACCUGCUGAGUUGUCUAUAGUGGCGAGAUGAGCGCCAAUGUUGGCAAAAAGGUGGAAAUGGGAAAAAUUGGUGGAUAAGAGGAUUUACGUGGGUCUUCAGUGAUGAUCAGCCUGAAAAUUUGUCUUCAGUGUUCGGUGUAAGUUUCCUACUCCAAACAAUCGAUCGUAAGAGCGGUCAAAACAGUACUUUUAGUUAACGGCUGACGCUGCUUCGGAGCUGUAAAUUGAGCAGUCAGCCAAGCUGAGCGCGAAACAGAAAGAGGUCCCUCCUUAAUGUUCUGCCAAAGCAAAGUGUCUACGCUAUGACGUUACUGCUAGUAUUACGGCCGGUUGGGUUGCUGACCCGAACUCAGAUUCUGACUGGCGUAUUUAUCUUCAAUUACGUAGAGGGGAGUUCAAGGGUCUAUCUAGUGUUAAAGAAGGAGACAUGAUCGCUUCGACAAGGGCUUUAUUAGUCUGACGCUUCGAAUUCCUGCUCGCACCCAUCAUCAGAGAAAAAAGCAGAUGCGGGUGGUUCAUGCUCAAGGGGCUGCAGUAUUUAUAGGGUGCAGUCGCCAUGCUACCGCAUACCUAUGAAUGUUCAGGGCUCUACCCUUCCUCAGGGAUCGUUGCAUGUGAUGUUAUGGCUGGUUGCAGCUCCUUGUGCAUGAACCACCCGUAUCUGUUUUUGUCUCUUAUGAUGGGUUUAAGCAGGAAUUCGAAAAGUCGGGCUUAAAAAGCUCUUAUACCAGCGAUCGUCUCUCCUUCUUCAAGACUGCUUCCUGAGAAUCGUCUCUUCGCUUCUAUCGGUCUGUGCAAUGUUCAACUUUUUUGGCAACCAAACCUUUGAAGCCUCCUCUGGAUGGCGAUAAGCUUUUUAAAGGCCGUAUUUUUAGUUUAUAUUUAGAGUGUUGGGGAUAUUCUUCUUAAAAUCUUCGUCUGUUUGUGAGCGUCAACUUUAAUGAAUUUAAUGUCAGUGCAACAUUUGAGAUGAUCAGUCCGGCCAUUAACAAACCCCUCAGCAUCCAAUUUUUGGAGUUCUGCGAUUUCUGCGCAAAUCGAGGGUAGAUUAAACUCACCAGCCUCUUAUUGCCUUCCGCACAGACCCUUUUCCGUGUGCGAAAGCAAAUCCCGAGGCGUGAGGUCAGACCAGGAAGGUGUUCACUUAACGAAACUCGUUUCAUCUUUGUCCAAGAAAGUCACCGCAAAUUUUAGUUGUCAUGCAGUCCCAGCUUGUGAAUAAACUACCAACGUCAGAACAUAUCUCACCUUGGCGCACUUCGGUGUACCAAACUGACACCUUUAACUCACCUCCGUCCAGGUCAAAGGCUGUUUUUUUUGUCCGAGAAAAAAUAACAGCGGUCAUCACAUUUUUAUUAAUCAGUGGAGCCUGUAAUACAUUGGUGACGACCCUAAACCUGAUUAUUACAAUUGUACAGGGAUGUUGCUUUCUUGUCGUCAUUAAAAGAUAAAAAAAAAUUAAGUUUUUUUCAUGUAUCCAAGUCUAUGAGGACUUUUCAGACAAAUCGACGUGACGGCACUUGCAGCGGUCGGAAAUGCUUCAGAGACCGACCAGCCAGAUCUCUUUCCGAGAACAAGAUGGCCAUGUUAGCCUCAUCUGAAGGCCUGGGCAAUAGUUCUUCGAACUGGUGGCUGGUGAUUUUCGGGUCGUUAAUAAAUGUUUUCAUGAAAUGACCUUUAUCUAUCUUGUUAGGGACAGUCUUUGAACAUCCCUCCAGUAGGGUUUCCUUGAAGACAAAAUAUAUGAUUUUAAAUUUUGUAAACCACUGAACCAAACUGCGAAUCUUUAACUUGAGCGCUCCAGCUCUCCGAAGCGCCCAGAAGCACUUAAACAGUAAUAAAAUUUGUAGAAAAGAACCUGAAGCAGGUCAGCUGUCUCAUUGAUUGACCGUUAGCAUGACUCAUUGUCGACAUGAUUUAUUAUCGUUUAAUUCUGAAAAGAAAAAAAGUGGCUUUUUGAACUCUGACAAAGGUUUCGGCUAUAAACAAAUGGUUUUGUUUAAACAGGAAUUAGUGUCAGCCGCUGCACCCAGAACUUAACUUGAAGGUAGUUUCUGCUUCACUCUCGAAGACAUCAUGGAAAGUACAGUCAGGAAUUAGCGAUCGCAUAGGGUUUAAGGCACUUUUGGGCUGUUGUCGCCAGGCCAAUGCCGAGCAGUCCACAUAAUAAACUCCCGUCCGUUGCGGUGGCUACCAAUAGCAAUGUCCCGAUCAUUCUCAACGAUAACUUCGAUGCAGCCAUGAUCACGGUUCUUCUUACGGAGCAGCAUUCGACUUGGGUGGUCAGAGCGCUGUGCGGUGCCUUUGAUAGCCAGGCCACAGCAACUAAAAGUGAGAUCAUAUACAAUCUAACCCAUAGCAAGCGGGGGAGAGUAAGGUGGAUGCAUUGCUCGCAAAUGCGUACCUGCUGUCUGCCGAAAUUUUAAGCCGGCAGACAUCUUGGGUGGCCUCCUUUAGUAAGCAAGUAUAUUGACUCUGAAAACCUAGGCUAUGAUUUAAGUUAGAUAAGCUCUCAUGCUCAAAGCCUGCGGCUGCUUGCUGGGAUGCCAGGGUGUCCAAAUAAUCUUUCACAGCGCGCCGUCUAGACUGCUUCUGCUAAGCUGCAUGAAAAUAACCUUUAUACUGGUUUUACUUACUUCUAGGUCCCUCUAGGUAUUUUUCAAAAAUAUAAGUCGAUAUCAUUUAAACGUGUUGAGAUAGACGUGACAUGUGCUACUGUUUCAAAAUUACAAAAGUAAAGUAAAUAAUUUGAAGUCUGGAGUAGAUCAUCUGGUCCAAAUGCAGAGCAUCCGUGAGUCGCACACCCCAAAAUUGCUUAUACAGCUGAGGAAUAAAGGGGAAUACAACAUCUUCCCUCUUAUUUUUUGGCCGUUGACCGUGCGUAUUUCCCAGUCGCAACUCGAUCUCAUUCGCAAAACGAUUAUGUGAAAAUAGCCUGUAUUUUUCUACCAAGUUCUAUUUGUUUCAGAAAUUUAGACAUUUACCUUAAAAUAAUUCCCUUAACUCUCGUGAUUUUUUCUCUUCAUAUUAUAGAAUAUUUUGGAAGUACACGCUUAUUAAUAAAUUGUGUAUUUUUUCCCGAUAGCCAAUGUCUUUAUUUUACGUUCUAUGCUCUUUUUAAGUACCGCUUUGUUGCUCUGACGUUCCCUAAGAUUGCUAUGAGAAUCUUGCUUUCAUAAGAAACUCGUAAUUCCUUAUCCACCUGUCGUCGCAGUAUUUCGCAUUUCACGUAAAAAUCAGGGUUUGCCAUUUGUUUGACUUCAUCACGAGCGGAGAAAAAAGUCACGGUUUGUGCUGCGUCAAGCAUUUGUACGCCAUUGCGUAAACCGAUACUUCAUCUGUGGGGAAGAAUUAAGGGGUAAAGUUAAGCUGUAAUCCAUAAAAGCCUACCGGAAGGAAUUUGACACUCAUCGGACACCAUACGUCGAACUAUUUACGGUCCUCCAUUUGGAUUUUUCGGACGCUCACUGGAGAUGAAAACAGAAUUAAGCCAACCUUGUACUUAUCGCCCUGUCACAUGCCUCAUGACAGCAGGUAUCGUGACAGGCUUUACCAAGGCACUGAUUCGAUGAGGUUUCUGCCACUUUGUUACUUUGUUAGUUACCGCACUCCAGGGCCCGAGUAAGGGCGAAAAACGAAUCAGAUUUUUGGUGAGGGAGAAUAUUAGGUAGAUGGUUGCCCAAGCUAUCAAUCCGAAAUCGAAAUUUCGCUGUCUCUCGUCCUAAAAUAGAAGUGAAUAAAUGAGUGCUACUGAUCCAGCGACCUUGCCUAUUUCUGACCGCAGGUUGGUAAGCAUUAAUCUGGCAGUUGAAGUGGUUAAAUGUUUGACUUUAGAGCUCUAUGAUCACCUGGGCACAAACUACACCGUUGGCAACAAAUGCGAUCUAACUGUGACUGGCCAGCCACGCAGAUAGGCGGGAAUCGUUGAUACUUACUUUACUUCUAGUCCUGAGCUUGUGUUAAUACCAGAGAACAUUCUAACUUCCGGUUUUAUUUCAUUUUCACGUCCUGCUACAUGCAUCUUUUUCCAUAACUCGCAUUUGCUCUAGGUGUUUAUAUCUCGGAAAAUGGACUUAAUGCCCAUAUCAAAUGGACAACUUGCUUCACCAUGUGGUACACUGGUCACAAAUUUUAUUUUUACCUGCGGUAGAGAGACAAUGUUUUGGCCACUUUGAAUCCUGUCGCAGUUUAACCUAAACCACUUUAUUUAAAAAGGUUAAUAUGGGGCCAUAAGUUCUUAUUUGCAGUUGUCCAGCCCGUUGAAAGUUACAUUUAGGCAGAAAUUAGCUUCAUUCCUGCGGAGUUCGCCCAGCGCAAUCCGUAUUUAGAAAAUUUUGUCUGCGAGCCAUAUCCUCCAAGCUUCUUCUUUGGGACAUAUUUUAAUUGUCUCAGUUUUUCCAAGGUGACGGUAACUGACAAAACAAGACCUGUCCUCUGCAAAUAGUCUUUUGGUGCAUUAUCUGUCAAAAUACCUCUGAGGGAUCCCAAAGUUAGCUCUUUUUAAUGGUUUUUUUUCCUAUUAUCAUCCCCUAUAAGUUUUCUAAUAACCUGGAAAUAAGCGUUAUUUAUUACCUGUGUAAUCUACAGGAGUGAAUGACAGUGCAAAAGCCAUUUCAGAACGUAUAGUUAAAGAGGAUAAUUGUAGAAUGAUUCGAAAUGUGAGGGGUUUUUUAUACUAACCGAUUUUGCCCGGGAUAUCUUCUAUCGUUUUUUAGGAAUACAUUGGGCACAGUGGGACACCUCUAUGGUCUUCCGAGACACUGAUGACUAAACAACCUACCUGACACAUUAAGUCAUACGUGAAAAGUACUGGCCUCAUAAAAGUAUAUACGUGAUUUUGGCAGUUUGGGAGCGAUGAAUGGUGGCGGAAGUAAAUAUUCCCCUCAGAUUUAAUUUUGAUUUAAAAGAAAGGGAGUGCCUAUUCGUGUGUUCUACCGCCUCCUUUAUUCCAACCCCCAUACGCCUAAACCCUACCUAAAAAGCUCUCAUAAACCUAAUACUUUCAAUUUACAUUAUAACUCCAACUCCGCUCUCUGCAUUGCAGUGAAAGGCAUUCCAAACUGUCUAUUCCCCUGUCCUUUUUCGGAAGUUUUUCAAGCCAGAGAGCUAACUUAUCAUAGUGUGUGAGAGUACAGCAGGUGGACUAACUCGUGAAAUAUCAAUUAAAAUUUCGAAAUGUGUUCUUGAUUCGAAUUUAAUCAUUUUGCAGCAUAAUUCUAUAAUGAUCCAAUUCCCUCAGGGUAUCCGCUUUUGAAUGAACUUAUUUCUGAAUGCAUGCAAGACCUAUAAUCUGCAAAAAAUACCACUUAAGUAGCACGCAAUUUUCUCAUUGAUUUUCGAUGCCGUGGAAAAUUAAACUAUAUUUACUAGAAGACAUGGAAAAAAUAUUUACUUUUUUAAAUAUUCGGUGGGAAAUCACGUCUUUAUCCAAUUUUAUUCUCGAAAGAAGAGAUAAUUAGGUUUUUAGAAACUUUUCUAAUUCCCGAAUAAUGUUGGACCCGCCCUGCCGCUACAUUUGCGUUCAGGGUUUCCAAACUACAAGUCAUGUAUUUUCGUGUACGGAAAACCAUGCAUUUCUCUACAGUUUUAAGGAGAGAUCAGAUGGGAGUCAUAAAAUAAAGCAGUGGAUUUAAGCAAUAUUCUAACAUUUAACACGUUUGUAAAUGCAGACACAUGACUAUGAACUGCCAUUUCGCGGUAUUAAAAAAUUUCAAAAUUAGAAACUUUAUUGAAACCAAAUUAUGCCCACCUGUCGAGUAUAAAAUUGAAAUUAGACGUGAUUUUCUACCGAAUAAAUAAAUGAAUAUUUUUAUGAGUGCCUUCUAUGAAAUGUAGUUACAUUUUCAAGGGCAUCAAAAAUCAAUGAGAAAAUUGCAUGCUAAUUAAGUAAACAUUUUUGCAGGCUAUGGUUUAUGCAUGCAGUCCGAAAUGCGUUAUUUCAAAAGUCGGCAUAAUGAGGUAACUGAAUUCUUAUGAAAUUAUGUUUUAUGGCGAUUAAUUUUACAAACCUACUUAAUCAGUCUUUUAGCAACGAAAACACAGUUCGAGAUUUCGGCUGACAUUUUAAUAGUUAGCCCACCUACUGUAAAUUUCAUUGAGGCCGUUUGAUCAUAGUUAUUCUAAAAUCCCGUUAAAUGGACACCACCGUGUAUAUUUUAACGUAUCCAACAAUAGGUUUCGCAGUCGACUAUAAUUAAUAGUAAAUGCGAUUGUACUGCUGGGCUACUGAAUCAUUUUUGGACGCUCCGUGCUUUCAUUAAUUGAGCUAAAUCUGCAAAGAAUUGUACCUUAGUCCACAACAGUAAGGCGCCAUUGACAUCUCUGGCAGGAUCAUUUUUUCCCUUUAAGGACUUUUUAUUAGUAGAAAAUCUCAAAAUACAUUGAUUCUAGUUUUAAACUGCUCAUCCUGUUUUGUUUAUUUUAAGAAAAUUUAAUUUAAGACGAACGUAAGAACUGGCUUUAACGAGACACUUGGUUGUAAGUACUAAGACGGUUGAUUCAAUCAAUGAGAAACAUUUUGCGCAGAGGUUUGCAGUGAGUUGAGACCUGCAUUAAGAUUUUGUUAGGCUCGUACAGAAUAAUGUAUAGCACUUCUAAAUAUCGUCAAUCAUUUACUCUCAGUAACACCACUGGGAUAUUGAGUGAGAUCUUAUGAGAGAGAUGCAACUGCCAUAUGUUAUGAUAAUAAAACCGGGCAUUGUUUUGCAUGAACAACCUGAGUAUUUGCUACACAAAACGAGGAGUUAAAAGCCAACUUUUUAGUAGCCCGCAGUGUCAUUGCAGAACGGUUGUCCUAACUCUCUUAUACGUUGGCUGGUCUUGAGCUCUCAUCUCUGAUUUUCGAUCACAGUGGUUUGUCAGACUAAAAAGCGAGGGAAGAUGCCAACGGUAGCGUUAAUUGCUGCUUUUCAGUCCUCCGUCUGUGAAGUCGGAAGCAUCAGAUGGUAAACCCCAAUGAGUAUUUAGUGGAAAUGCACGCCGUGCUGACAGUCGUUAGGCAUGAGUAACGCUAAGGAGCGUGCUCUUCAGCAAGACGCGGAUAAAAUUAAGGAUACUGGACUAGGGCUACUGGAAUUUGCUAAAAAGGACACGAUUCUGACAGUUGUGAACGUUGCGUUACACUAACCUGAAUAUAGCUUAUACAUUGGAGUAUUCUGUUAGAGUCUGACUCACUUAGUCACGAGCCUUCCAUCAAAGUCAAUAAAAUGAUUGAUUGAUUGGUAUUUGACCUUUUUCCCUAUUGGGUUUAGUACUGAUUGCGUUUUUCACAAUUAAUCUUCAAAAACAUACCUACCUACAAACAAUUGUGGGCUCUUACAUCAUAUCUGAAGAUCAUAUAAAAUGCAACAUUCGUGACAAUAUACAGGGGAACAGUCUUAUGGAAGCUUUAUGACACGUACCUUAAUGUGUGCAUUAUCUACUAUUUAUAGAGCUCACGUUUUACAUCUCAAAGGUGAAAGUGGUGUGCUUAUCUACUCGAAAAUUCAAACAUAAAACCGAUUUUUGAUGCGACACAGUCCGGCCGGUCGGACUUAAUAAGCACAGCUAAGUUUUAGACUUCACUGUGAAGAUUAACUAAAAUGAAUGUUUUAUACACGAAUUAGUAACCGAGUUGUGGUGUUCAAUUUAAGGUAUGGUUUCCAUAAAUACUCGGCAAAAUGUGUUUACACAGCUUAAAUGAAUAAGCCAAAUAGGUUCAAGGAAGCACACAACCCGUUGAGUCGUCGAAAUUACGUUAAAUGUGGUGAGACGAUAAUUGGCAUCUAUAUAAAAGUGCAGGGAAAGGCCGCACAAAGUUCAAUGGUAGUGGCACGUCCCCCGUUUCGGGGAACUUUGCUAUUAAGUUUAAAAAAAAUUAGGGUGAGUCUAAAUAAUAAAAUCGAAUUUUAGGUAAGGGCUAGUCUUGGAACCAUGUUUAGGUUAAAAGUUAAUGUUUGGGGUAAGUCUGCUGUUUGGGCCAGAUUUAGGGCACGGAAACAUUUGCUUCUUCUGGGAUUUUGCGCAAGGUCACCUGGAAAGGGGCGGUUUUACGCAGACUGAGCCUUUAUAAAGUGUUUGUGCGAACUAGAACAGCUUCCGUUAUAAUGACUCGCAACUGUUUCACCCUUUGCAAAACCUACAUUUCAAGCAUUUGAAAUCAUAAGCCACAUGGCGGAUUGAUUUUAUAUUUCGAAAGGCGGCAUUUCAUGAAAUAUACGUUGCUGCUACUGAUAGCAAACAUUUGAAUACUUUUGAGUCGGUGGUGGAUGUUGUUUGGAGUUCACAUCCCUGCAGACUGAAAGCAGCCAGUUCGACAAACACAGACUUGAAAACUAAAUCAUUUACAUAAUUCAUUGGAUUUACUUUACCAUUCCGCCCCAGACAUAUUCAUUAAUAGUGAAAGCAAGCGCAGGUGACCUUGUCUUACGAUCGUUCAUCAAGUCGCGCAAUCACGUCAGGAAGCGUUGUUGGGCAGGAAGCUUUUCUUCUGGCGCCAUUACCUCUCGACAUAGACGACCAAAACACGUGUGUUAUAGCUAGUUGGUUGCUAACAAAUUCGUCUAUGUUGUCGCACACCAAACAGGAGUUAUAAAGGGCAAACUGGUGGAAACCCAGUUAUUUUUACUACCUGUAUUCAAAAAUGCACUGCUAUGUGCAUUGAUACAACACCAAAUCCUGUCUUAAAGGAUUGUGCCACAGGGUGGAUUUUGCAAUUUUGAGGGCGAGAAAAGUUAGCCAUAUCAUAAAAUGCCGUUGUUUGCAGUCCUUUUUAUUAGAAACGGACUUACAAAAUAAGUUUCCAUCCAUACGCAAAAUUAGAACUGUCUUAUGGUAUGCUGCGCCGCCUGAUCAAGCUCGAGUGACUGUUUAUUUCGCAGCCGAUUUCGUUUUAGUUCCCGCCGGCAUCCGUGCCGGUUACCCCGUCAAGAAAAUGGCAAACACGCCCAUCUGCUAAGCGUUCCUCAAAGUCCAGUCUAUAGAUUGUGACACACGCAUUCUGUCGCAGUUUUCCUAACGUUCGAGUUAAUUAGCUUACGGCACUAUGAUUUUCUGGUGUUAUAAAUGUCAGCUUCAAUUUUUACUAUACGGACAAUAUUCAGACGACAGAAUUCUAUCGGUGUGUCUGCAUUUUCAUGGUAAAUUUAUUAACCACCUACUUAAAAUUGGCUCUUGGUAUCAAACACUAAAAGAACGCGCAUAGGAGUAUCUUAGUGGUAUCUCCAUUUUCGGAUGGUUUGAUAACUGACCAUAGGGCGUCGAAACAAAUAAAAAUACUAUUUUCGACGUUUGUGCAGGCUUUCCUUCUUUUGGCUAAAAGUUGUGCGGUCAUGUACUUUAAGAUUUGAGCCAUCUUAAAAAUAAAACCAAAAACUGUCAGCUCUCUACUCAUUCUUAUGUGCUUGCUUUAGUUUUCUCGAAAUACUUUUUAUGUCUUUCUCUAUGCUCAGAGCGGUUUUUCGUUGCGUGACGUGCCACGAUAGCCUCUUUUAAAAACUUCUCUGAGUAACGCCGACUGGCAUGAAUAAGCAUGUUUCUGCGCAGUUUGCCUCAAAGAUUUCGAGAAUUCUCUUCCUGCGCGUUUUUCUUGCAUGCCUCAAUGUCAUGUUUAAAUAAGUCACUGGCGCCGCUUUAUGCGAGAAUUUGUUUUCCCUGUUAUAUUGCUCGCUUAAAAUGCUUUUUACUUUAUAGCAGUGCAUUUGACAUAAAAUAAAGCUUGAAAAAAAAGAUACGAUUGCCGGGACAAUAGAUUUAUUAGCCUGAUGUUUCGGAUUCCUACUCGAAUCCAUCAUCAGAGACAAAGAAACAAACGGCUAAUAAAGCUCUUGUCCCGACGAUCGUGUCUCUUUCUUCUGAACUACUUCCUGGAACUCGUAUCUUCGCUUCUAUUGGCAAUGUAUUUGGGCGCGAUGCGCUCCGAUCAGCCCGGCGAUGGGGAACCUUCGUCCUUCGGGAGGCCUCUACGUAUUCGCAGAUCCGGUUUCUGCACAGGUGUCUCGACAAUAAUGUGUUACCGAAAUGUGUUUCAUACAAGCCACCGGUUAACACGGAUUUGGCGAGACGAGCAGUAUUUCAGCACAACAGAAGGAUGAUUCCAGUGCUCCUCCAAGAUUGCCACGCGAGACUUCGUAAGUACCGUCAAACGAUUGACCAAGAAAAGACCAGAUGCUGUGAGUUCAUGGGUGAAAUCGGUGCGAAUCUGCUCCUGCGGAGGAUAGUCGAACAAGCCCACGAAAAGAGCACGAUACGCGACGCAGCACUGGAGAAAAAAUUUCGAAAACUGCCCAAUCCAACGUCGCCCAGAAACGACAAACGGGUGCACAACCUGUCAUCGAAGGAUCUGACGAAGGAUCAGAUGCAGAUUUUUCGGUACGAAGCUUCAUUUUACACGGCUGACGGCAAACGUGUUAACAUGAUUGCAGCAGUGGAAUCAAUCCUUUGUCAGACGGAGGCAACGGAGGAGACUAAGAACCUCAUCCGACACCAAGUGUCGUCUCUCCUGAUGGCCCACAGGUCUCAGGAAAUGCUUUCUAAGGUCGAACGUGAUGCGCUUAGAGAACUCAAGGCCACCAAAAACCUGGUCAUCGUGCCAGCGGACAAAGGACGCGCCACAAUUGUACUGGACAGGACAGACUACCUUCAAAAACCCAAAGGUUUACUGAAAGACCGACAGUUCUAUGUCCCAUGUGCAACGAACCCUUUAAAGGCGCUGACACGCGAAAUUAUUGCUACGUUGUUGGCCUUGGAGAACUCAGGUGCAAUAACACCGACCGACAGACGCAUGGCGAGACCUCAAGAUACGGCUUUGGCCCGAUUCUAUGGCCUCCCUAAGGUGCACAAAGACGGCGCUCCUCUCCGACCCAUCGUGUCGUUCAAAGGUACUCCAACGUACGGACUGGGUAAGUGGCUGUUUCGGCGUUUCAAGUUACUGGCCGCUGAGUCAGACAACAUGGUCUCUUCGUCAGCACAAUUCCUGGAGAAACUCAAAGGGGUCAGCAUCCAUCCAAAUGAGGUCAUGGUAUCUUUUGAUGUUACAUCCCUUUUUACUUCUAUUUCCCAGGACCUGGCGAUCAAGACAACUGUGCUUCUACUACAAAUCAAAUACGAUGAAACGGAGAACCAUCUUGGACACGCCCAAAUACUUCAGCUCCUGAAGCUCUGUCUCAGGACGUACUUCACGUUCAACGGGACAAUCUGCGAACAGGUGAAGUGCAUACCAAUGGGUUCGCCGAUUUCGGGAUUCGUCGCCGAGGCGGUCCUGCAACGGUUAGAAUCGCUUGUCUUCCGACACCACAGACCGAAAUUCUGGGUCCGGUAUGUGGAUGACACCUUCGUCGUCAUCGAACGGGAUCAGCUGUUGACAUUCCAAGAAUAUCUCAACGCCGUCUUCCCGGACAUUCAAUUUACGAUGGAGGAGGAAGAGAACAACCAGCUGGCCUUCUUGAAUUCCUCGUAUGCCGCAAAGAUUGUAGUGAACUAAAAACCAAAGUGUUCAGGAAAGCGACAAAUACGAUGCAAGUACUGAACUUCAACAGUAACCACCCAAUCAGCCACAAACGCAGUCGUUUAAGGACGUUCUAUCGGCGUGUCGAUACGCACUGCAGUGAGCCGGAAGACAAAAUUGCUGAACUACAAUACUUCCGACGGGUCCUCAAAACCAAUGGCUACCCGCGCAACUUCGUCGACCGGUGCAUACGCAAAAGGGACCAAAGGCCUAACCGCACGGACACCAAGUCUUGGCGGGCACUUCCGUAUGUCAAGAACGUUUCGGAAGCUGUUGGCCGCCUUCUCGCACCACUUGGGGCUGGAGUUGCACACAGGCCGGAGGCAACUAUCAGGCGUCAGUUGAUGAAACUGAAAGACCCACUUCCACGGCAAGAAACGCCUGGAGUCGUUUACUGGAUCUGGGGCAGUUGCGGACAAAGCAACUACGCCGGAAAAACCGGAAGACAGCUCCGAACGAGAAUGGCCGAACACGCGGCAGCGGUGCGCAGAAAUGACGUCAGCUCUCAUGUUGCGGCUCAUUCGACGAGAUCCGGCCACACAUUCAAAUUCGAUGAGGCCGAAAUUCUCGCAAGAGGUGUCAACCGCAUGAGCCGGGAGCUACUGGAAUCAUGGUUUACUGGCCCCCUGUCCUUUAAAAAGUGCAACGAUCUUCCCACUCCAUACUCCGAUCUAAAAUUUUGCCUAGGCGGAACAACAAGCCAUAAAGGGAGAGCAGAGGUGACAGAUUUUCCCAACACCGGGGUCGGUGCGUCAGAUGGUCGAGCAGUCAUCACACCACCAUCCAACGCAUGUGAUGCAAUUGCAGCAAUUAUCGACUCGAAUGUCGGCCAUCAAGCAGCGAUCACACCAAGUGCGACGAUCCUGGAUGAAGGGGGGAGGGAGCCGUGAAUGUUCAUAUGUAUGUGGUAGCAUGGCUACUGCAUCCUAUAAAUACCGCAGCUCAUUAUGCAGCAACCACCCAUUUCUGUUUUUUGUCUCUGAUGAUGGAUUCGAGUAGGAAUCCGAAAAAUCAGGAUAACAAACCUCCUGUCCCGGCGAUCAUGUCUCCUUCUUCAAGACUACUUCCUGGGGCUCGUCUCUGCCCUUCUAUUGGCAACAAAAUUAAGCUUCAAAACCCGCAUUUAAACUGUGAAUAUUUGCGGACUGGCACAUGUAAGUAUAUACUGUAACCGGGCGAUCGAAGAUUCUCCAAAGUUCAUUAUGGACAAUAGAGCGUCAUACAAUCCGACCGAUUUAACGAAUACCCUGCGGAUGCAACUUUCGCGGUUUUACUGAUUAAUCUAAGCAGGAUGAGCACAUCCUGCUGUCUGAUUGGUUAAUGUCCCCCCGAUGAUUCAUGCAACGCUAGUUAAGCGAGUGACAUACUGUUUCACCCAUUGCAACUGGCCACGCUUCCGACAACUGAUGCACCCGGUCUUCUACGUAUCUUCAAAAAGCAUAUUUCUCCGCCUUGAAAGCUUGACGAUCUUAGGUCGGUUAUGAUGGCAUAUGCUGCGCCAAUCGCAGUUAUAGUAAUAGUAGUAGUAUAAGUAGUAGUAGUAGUAGGGACGAUGGUCGUCCAGAAGACAUGUCGACCUGACGACUGUUCACAAGGUGCAUCGCGAGCAAGCAAAUAUCACAGUUAUUGUAGAUUUGCGUUCGAUUCUCUUUUUGUUGGUCAAGUUGGAUUUAGCUAACAAGCUUUUAAACGCCUUGUGAAUAAAUUGCUUUUUCAGGAAAUCUCAGCUCCAUCUACUCUCUCUGAACUUUGAAUAUAUUCUUCGUUUCAAAAAUGUCUUGAGGUUUUGUUUACAAAGAACGUUAACGUGUUUUUGUUUAGUUCUCAGCUGUAGCAUAAGUGCCUGUUUGCCCUCCGACACCGUCCUCCAUCUGGAUUCCGAACAGCUCAGUCUCCAUGGCUUCGACCAGAACAGCCUUCAACGCCUGAAUAUAAGCACCGAGUUAGACAACGAAGGAAUGGGCAUCUCGGGCAAGGCAUCUCUCCAGACGUACGCUCAGCUGUUGCGCAAUCUCGGCUGGAGUUAUUCCUAUCGCAUGCCCGGUGAUGAUAUGCGACGCUGUUUCUUGAUCCAAUGCACGGCGACCAUCCAGGACAACAUGAACCGUGUCAUUGCCUUCCAUCGCAGUAACCAAAUCGCCGUCAAGGUGAGGUCUUGAUGUAAUUUCUAUGUUGCAUUCAGAAAUACAUUCACAGGGAUAUAAUCUUAUUCCGGAAAAGUAAAGUUAGGUCAUGUUUGUACGAUUGUUGUCGCAGCCACUUACAAACUGAAACAAAAACGCUCAUCAAACACUUUCAGCAGAUAGUGCAGGGUGAUGAGUUAAUGCGUACACGCUGUUGUUUGCCCCAAACAUAAACGCAGGUGACAAUCUGUUUUUAUUAUAAAUUGCUAGUCAGGUCGCGCUUAACCAUUGCGUCUAAAAUCCUUUUAACGUACAAGCGCAGCUACUUUGCCCGAAGGGCCUGUACUUUCAAAGCACUUAUACUACUAAUGCAUCAAUUAUUUGACAAAUUAAUUAGAAUACGUCAUUACAUCCGCACUAGCAGCGGGGCAACGAAAACCCUGUCUUAUGGUUUGUCUAAUAAUUCAUUUGACAGCGUGUUCAGGUCGACGGGUGUUCGGAGCAAAUGGUUACCCUUGCGUCUCUGUCAUCCGGUACACACACAAACGUGACGAGAGGCCAAACCAUACUGAGCCCCGAUCGCUCUAGGCUAAGGACUUUUCGGAGGCCGUCGGACGCCUUUGCGUACUACUUGGAUCUGGAGUUUCACACUAACCAAAAGUAAUCAUCAGGUACUAUCUACUGAGACCAAUAGACUCACUGGUACGGUUAGUAAGGUCUGUUGUUCAUAAUCGGAUUGAGCGCAGUUGCGGGCAAAGCAACUACGUCGGGAUAAAGUGUAAGAUUGUAUCGAACGCGAAUAGUCGAACAAGUGACAGGAAUGCAAAUAUCCUAACGUCUAAGUCAUAGUUCAUUGGUCAGGACCCUGGUACCACGUUCAAGUUUGAUGAGGCCGAAAUUCUUUCGCUAGAUGUGACAACCGCGUGGAUGGUGAGCUGCUUUUGUCAUUGGCCGCUGGCCCCGGUCUGGUUCCAGGCGUGAUAACCUCCGCCUUCCAUAUUCUCUGCUGUGACUUUACCUGGGCAAUGUACGGCGAGUGACCGAUCUCAUGAAAUGUUCGCUGAUAUUCUAAAAUGAGCUUUUAGUUAGGAUGGAUUACUUAAGUAGGGAUGUAAUACUGAUUACCAUGCGACAUCAUGCUAUAAUAUUUCGUACUAACCAGGGUGUCGGCUUUUUAAUGUACUUUUUUUAAUCUCCGUAGAGACCGCACUUGCUAAAAAUGCUUUAAAUGUAGUAUGAAUUUUUCCAUUUAUUUUCAGUGGUCUUAUAAAUUUAAAUAUAUUUUCUAGAAAACAUGCAAAAGCGCGUAGUCUUUGCGUUUUAUGUUUAUUUAGGUUUUAAAAUGUUUCUACAUAUGAGAUUUUUUAAGAUAGUACCAUGUCCACUUAUACGACAUCGUACGUGUCCAUUUGCCAGUGCUUCUUAUUAAAUGUACUAGACAGUCCACAUUCCCUGCAAAAUUUUAUGAACUCUAUAUUGUACCCUUUUAAAUGCAUAUAUAUCAUUUUCCUUACGCGGAAAGCGUGCAGUUUGUGAACUGAAAUAGCUAUAUGCUUGUGCAACGGCUGAUCAGACACAAAAUUAUUCGGGAAUUGGGAAAUUUUUUCAAAACGUAAAUGUGCCCUUUUUCAAAUAGAAACAGGUAAAAAAAACUUGAUUUUUAACCAAACGAAUAAAUGUGAGCAUAUUUUGUGCAUGUUUUCUAUAAAAUAUGUUUGAAAUUAUAAGGCCAUCAACAAUUAGCCUAAAAAAGACGUGCUAACUUAUUAGUCCUUUUUGCCUAGUGCGGUUUUUGUAGGAUGUCGAAAAGCGGAGCAUUCAAAAGCCUAUAUCAGGGCAAAUUCUAAAUAUUACGGGAUAAUGCCACAAAGUCAAUGCAACCAGUCACAACGAAGCAAGCAUGCGACCGCUGUUUCCAACGCCCGUAUCAGUGAGUCAGAUAGCCUAAUAUUCAUCACGCCAUCAUCCAACGCGUGUAAUGAAGUUGGAGCGAUUAACAACUCGAUCGCUGGCCAACACGCCAUUACCGCACCAAUGGCAACUGUCCUCGAUGAGUGGGGAAGGCGUUAAUUUUCAUAGGUGUGCAACAUCACAACAACUGCAUGCUGUAGAUACGGCAGCCCCUUGUGCACGAAGUACUUAUAUCCGAUGCUGCCUACGGUGCUGGGUUUUGGCAUGAAGCAAAAACGUUAAGAGAAUAAAUCCAUCGCAUAAGCCUAUUCGGUCGCAUGUGCAUUCAAGAAAACCUGUGGUAGGUAUGGAUCGAGUUAAGGCCCCCAAAAAUAUGUGGCAUGCAAAGAAUACCUAAUCUUUGAAGUGGAUUUAGGUCCGACAAGAUUAUUUUGGUUUGAUGUUUCAUCGUUCAAGGUUGGGUCGUCUGUUGUAGACGGUGUGAUGCACUAUCUACACUGAUCUCAUGUCAGAGAGCUGAGAAGCGAUCGUUGCAAAAAUUUAAUGUUUAUUUUUUAAUAUCCUGCUUAAUUUUGGUUGUUACAUGUCAAUGCGUUAAAAAUUUUCUAACCGAAAAACAAACUUACUAUUUUUCUAUAUUUAUUUGGCAAAUCCUCUAUUCAUACAUAUGCCCUGCCCAUGAAAUCCCUAUUACCACAUUCCCCGUAAGACAGGCACCUUUGGCUGGCCUUGUGUAUUUGGGUGCCAUCUCCUGAUCAUUACACUGUGGUAAAUCACCGCGUACCUAAUCACAUCGCUACACACAUCCCCUACAACAUGUCUCAUCACUGGAACCUCUCAGCUAAGUAGAGAGUUGGCUUUUCGGCUCCCUUUUUCAUGUGGUUCGUCUGCUGUGUGUAAGAUCCCAACAUUCCUCUUCCUCGUGUGUGAAAUAUUUGUGUGUUCACGUGGGCGGUCAGGUCGUUGUGUGUGUGUGCGACCCACGAGUCGAGGUCUAUAGCUUUAUUAGCCACCGCGCCUACUUCAAGUAGCAGAUGUUUGACCACCUAGGACAGUGGGGGGUUGAACGCGAGUGAGGUCGACGGUCUCAGCGUAUGUUUCUCACUCUAGAUAAUUUAACGAUCAUAAAGCCCUGAAGGUGCGCUAACAACCGUGGCAAGGGACGGGUUCAGUCUGACCCCACAGUCAGCCCAGCGAGUUUGACUGUAGUGGCGUACUCGUGGGCUGAAAACCAGGCUGCAAUGCCUCCUUCUUAGUGUAGCCUAUAUUGCACCUUCAACUACUGGGAUCAGAGCUACCUGUUACCCUGGUGACCUUACGCUGUAUACCGUAGGGUGUGGUGGCACGCCAAUGUGAAGGACUAACUUAAAAUAUUAAGUAGUGGGUAUGAUAUCAUGGAACGCAGACAUCGCGAUGUCUGCUUAGAGGAAUUUUCGCCAUGAUCGCAAAGUCAAUGGACUAAUAAAUGCUAGAAACCAUAGUCAAGCGUCAACUUCUAUAAAUCAACUGAAAUUAAGCUUUUAUUUUAGCAGUAGAGGAUACCAUUCUGGCUGAAGGCCGGGACACUCUCUUGUUCUCAAUAAGCUACCGCUUCACAGCAGUAAAGUGCCGAGCCCUUUUCGGCUGUGACAUGCAGCGGCAGAAUAUCGGCGAAGCAUGCGUGCCUGGACUUUUCGCUAGUACCUAUGCUGCUAGUAUGGUGUCCUAGAACUCUAAAAAUAUACUAAAAGCUGUGUUUCGGCAAUUAAUGGAUAUUACGCGGUCAUUCCGCUGUAUCUGAUAAACUUCUGCACAAAUUUUCAUAAAUUAAAUCCCUGUCUGCGCCUGUAGACCCUGGUAUAAACUGAAUUACUUCAAAUUAGCAGUUAAUUUCAAAGAAAAUCAAAAAGCGACUGUCAAGCAACUUGUUAUACAACUAUUCUUCCUAAAGGGAUGCGCGAAAAGAAUAAGUAUUUUAAGCACACCGGAGUGUCAAUGCCUAGACGACGUCCCUCCUUUGUUCUCUGUAUGUCUCCAAAGCGUUUGCUUGAUUCCCUCAAAUAUACUGUGGUACAUUAAACUGUUGUUCAUUUCGACGAACUGUCUUCCUCCGAUGAAAGUGCAUUGUUUAAAAUUACGAAAUUAAAAUUCUUUUGGUCUCAGCUAGGCUCCUUUCAUAAGCGAAGACUGGAAUAUCAUUUGCCAUCACGCAGUAGGGUUUCCUAUUGCAAUUUUCAUUACGCAGUAUCAACAGUUAGUUUUAUCACCAAACAUAUGAAAAAUCUUGCUUCCAUGCUGUUUUAUUAGUCUUGGUCAGGUAAGCGUGUAUUCACGGAGAAGUUGGUUAAAGAAGCUGAAGUUUUACUCAGAACUCGAUAUAUCUCCGCACAUGUGUGUCUAUAUGUCUGGAAUUUCAGCUGGAGCUGGUGGACUCGCCGGAUUCCCAAUAUGGUUCUUCGUUUGCCGAGUCAAACGACUCACGGGAUCUGGGGCAACACCUAACCAUACACGCCGGUUUACCAUCGUCUCCUCGACCAAGUUCUCUCAAGUCCACCUUUCAACUGCAUGGUGGGGCCAAACGCAACCGAAAGGUGCGCUUAUCAGCCUGAAGUAUCUACUGUUAUGCAUUGUAAUCACGCUACUAACUGUUACGCAGUAGGCUCUUUUUCUUCAUUUUUUAGUACAAUCCCGGUUAUUGGGCUGCACUGGUCAUUCUCGUGAUGGCCUUUGUGAGCAUCAUAACAGGUUUUGUGUGGGUGCGUGUGCAGUCCCGAAAGCGUCGCUCGCCCGCAUACUCACACAAAGUUCUCAUGCGAUCUUUCGUGGCCGCAAAUCCACACUGCGGUUUCGACGAAGAGACCUGGCUUCGUGACGCUGGCAGUCCGGACAUGCAGGCCCCGGUCGCCGGGACGUCAAGGUCGCCAGCGAAACCGGAUGAGAAGGAUGAGGAUGGAGAUGAGAACGUGUGGAUUCCAGUGAGACGGGAAACCAGUCCGUCGACAGAGACCCUGAAGGAUGAGAAUCUGUUGAAACUGGCAACUGUGAUGGAUAAGCCAAGUAGACAGGUCCAUUUUAUUCUAAAUCCCCUGUUGGCGGUGAGAAAAACACUGAACGCCGGCUCAGAGUGGACCAGUGAUGAGAGCGAUGAGGAUGAAAGUGUAAGAUGUCUUAUUGGGCUGGCGGAAAUGCAUAGAUGUUAAUCUGUGCAUGCUUUUUGGGGUCCUGUCUGUCGAAUCCAAAUUUGAGAAUCUAAUAGCUUUUUAAAUGAUAUUUCCAAAAGCUUCGAAAAUUUUCCUUUAAAAAAUACAAAAGCUUAUUUGACUAAAAUACAUCUGGCUUCGAUAAAUUCUGUUCAGGCUAGCGCAUUUAUAUAGCUAUUGAAAUAAUGAAUCAAAAAUAUGGGCAAGUAGAUAAUUACGCUGUAGCUGGGGAUUGAUGGGGGUAUGAAAAGUAAAACGCCAAAAUUCCAGUCGCAGUCAGGAAGAAGUUGGGGGUCAGGGAAGGGUGAUUCGUACGGCUUAAUUCUAAAUAUAACUUAAUCAGCUGUACAAAAAAGUGUAAGAAGGAUCUAACCAACAGGCCGCAAGUUUGAGCCCAGGGUGUUCCACACUUCGGAGUUGGGUAUAACUGGCUGACGACGGCUAAUAAGCCAGAAAUGGCCACUCCACUCCCCCUUGCCUUUGUCGGUAGUAACAUUCUGCCCGUGUCAUGCGCCGCUGUGCGGCUGUUGUUUGGGCUCAUGUGAGAGCCCAUAAGGCAUCACGGAACGAUUGAGUUCCAUAAGAACGAUCGGAGAGCGUCCCCUACCAUUAAGAAGGAUCUGUUUACCUGAUGGAAUAGAGCUUAGGGUGAUCGGAAGUCGUUUUCCCCAGAACGGAUGUCCUGAUCGAUUUAUUGCUAAGAACAUGGUCAAAAGAAGGGCUUAUUAUCAGGGUCCAAUUUCAAGGGGACGGGCCAAGUGAACUUUUAAGAAGAAACAUAAUUCAAGCUGUGCCAAGGACCUUUCCGGCAGCUGGCGCCCGUAUACUCUUCGCUAGUAGUCCUAUCCUAUAUGGAGGGGCCAAGGACAAACGAACAGCUCAAACCAUCUCUGUGUCUAUUUACUUCUUCACCAGCUCCUGUGGAAUAGAAUAUAUUGAUAACACGAGCUGGUGUUUGUCCAAAAAUGUAAAAAACAUUUUCCAGCAUGACUAGGCAAGGGUCAUACGAAGAACGUUAAAAGCUCUAUCCUCGCGCACAUGGUAUAAGCAGACCAUCGUAUAGACUCUAGUGUGGUCUUGCGAGUGUUUCGCAAAGUUCUGUCAAGCUGUCCAAAAUGGAUUGCAGAACGUAUGUUGACAAAGGAAGAGCCGACUGCAAUCAGGGUACACAAAACAGUCGUUUGUGCACAGAAAAACUUUAUACAGGUCCCACUGUUGCCAUGGCCGAAGGACACCAAGCCAGUCAUCCGCAUAUAAUUACCGUUCUGGGGUGUCCACCUUCUCCCUGACGCUAACAGUAUUUUUGGUUAUUCACUCUCCCCCCGUAGACCCGAGAUACAACAUUAUUAUCUAUUUGGCCGUAUUUUUCGGUUCAUUAUUUCAAUGGCCAUAUAAAUAUACAGGUCCAUCAGAUAGAUCAUAGCAACUUCGGUGGGACAAAGUUCAUCACCGUCUCGCCACCCCACAUCUGGCAACCUCAGCAGAACAAGUACAAUAGGUGGGCCACCUCAUAAAAUGUCAACCAAAAUUUCGAAAUGCGUUCACGUUUCGAAAAGAAUAGUUGAGUAGGGUUGGAAAACUAAACAGUCUGCAGUACAAUUCUAUGAUGAUCCAGUUCCGCGGGGUAUCGGCUUUCGAAUGAAAUUAUUUUCGACUGUAUGCAAGACCUAUGUUCUGAAGAGAAGAUUACUUAAUUAGAAUGCGAUUUUUCCAUUUAUUUUCAAUGCCCUUGAAAAUUCAAAUUUAUGUCAUGGAAAAAUGCCUAAAAAUGUCCAUUCUUUUACGUAUUCAGUAGAAAAUCACGUCUUCUUCCAAUUGCAUAUUCAAAAAAAGAGUAUAAAUCGGUUCUAAAAAACUUUCAUAAUUGUGGGCUUUUCUAAUAUCGUUAAAUGGCCGUUCAUAACGUCAUGUAUCUGCGUUUACGCAUGUGGCUUGUAAAAUUAACAAUAUUGCUCAAAGUCACUGCUUAAUUUUAUGAACCUCAUAUGGUCUUCUCUUAACACCGCAGACAAAUGCAUGGUUUUUAAUACACGAAAAUAUACAGCUUGUAGUUUUGUAACCCUGAAUGCAAAUGUAACAGAAGGUCGGGUUCAAGGUCGGGUCGAGAAUAAAAAAAUUUUUUAAAAGCGGAUUAUACUUUUCUUUUAAGCAUAAAAUCGGAAGAUGUCAUUUGCUAUCGAAUAAGUAGAAGCGUGAACAGUUUUAUGCAUGUUUUCCAUAAAAUAUAAUGGAAAUUUUAAGGAAAUCGAAAAUAAAUGAGAAAAUUGAAUUCGAAUUAAGUAAUCAUUUUUUCAGAGCAUAGUUCUUGCAUACUGUCGAAAAUAAGUUCUUUCGAAAGCAGACAUCCUGAGGUAAAUGUAUCAUUAUAGAUUUGUGCUGCAUCAUGAUAAGUUUUAGAACACUACUUAAUUUAUCUUUUCGGAACGAGAACUCGUUUCGAAAUUUUGGUUGACAGUUCAUGAGUUAGCACAAUACUGUAACUUCUUUCAAAAGCCGACACCCCGAGGAUCAUGCUUUAUGAUGAUAAGUUUUACAUCCUUACUUGUUUAAUCUUUCCGAAACGAGAACACAUUUCGAAAUUUCGGUUUACAUUUCUUGAGUUAGUCCGCCUUCCGUACUUAGGUUUUACGCAUAUUAACUGAGCAAUAAAACCCUAUUGGUGCCCAGUUUUCGGCGAUCACCAUCUAGGCACCAUACCUCUGUAUUUGCCGUGUUGGCACAGCAGACGGCCAGUUUGCUGAAACCGCUUGGAAACAAUAUAGGGUUAAACCAGGCUAAUUCUGUUCUCUGGAAGCGUAGAAAUUUCAACGCAAACCUUUUAAAUGUAAGGCACUGAGCACAGCAGAUCUAUCUCAUCAUCAAGGAGUUUAACGGGAAAAAGGAGACCGCGAUUGCGUCUCCAGAUAAUUUGUCGCCAUCAGCCUGCUACAAGUUUACCCUCUGUUCAGUUGGUCAUUGGACGUUUCACCUGACUGGUCGAGCCAUUAUCCAGGCCAAGUAGGCCCUAAUCGCGAAUCUUGCAAAUUAAAAAGAAGUGACAUUCGCUAAUCUAGUGUCCUCGAUGUGCGGUCGAUUGCGACGAUCGUCGCUUCAUGCGCAAGUUCUUUGGCCUUGCGUUCUAGCCAGCUAAGUGAGCACUAAGCGUUGGCGCUUUUCAUUACUUACGCAAAUACUGACUACGGCCAGCCUAUGAUUAGUGUUCAUUGAUGUAUUGUACUGAAUAUAUUCCCUUCAAGAAGCUAUCUUCCCAAUACGUCCACUACUAUAUGAACACACGCGAAGUAUCCAGCGUAGAGACCGUACCUGUUUUAACGCAAAACUACCUCAUAUAUACGGCCUUGCGGUCCGAUUUGAUUAUGUAGCCGCAACUGAGGUAAACAAAACCCAGCCGCCUGUAAUACGAGAUCGGGAGGUGAUAGGUAAUUUGCAGACGGGGCCGGGGAACGAGCAGGUGACGAGGUCAAGUAAUUUUAUGCAAAAGAAAAUCUAUUGGGAAUGCGCAGUUGUAUUUUGAGUGGUUAAAAAAAUAGUUGCCUUAAUUCCUAACCCUAACCCCCUAACGCCUAACCCAUAGCACGGACCCUAAACCCUAACGGUGUUUUGUCUAGCAGGUGCAGCUGCAUAGCCACACCUUUCUGGCCUUCCUAAUUAUAGACAUUUCGGGAAAAAUCUGAAAACUACUGAAAUGAACAACGACGCUUACAGCCAUCAAUGGCCAGCGUACUUACCAUUUCUAGGGGCUAGACGCGGAAAUGUUUUGCACCUAAGUUGGUGUGCCCGCUAGCACAGAAACGUUUUGUUGAAAUGAGUCGAGAGCAAGGGAGGCAGGACUAUUGCGUUUUCGUCUCUUAUUGAGCCUAAGAAUCAGGUUAUUUUUUGGCCUCUUAGUCAGAGCGCAAGUCGUUUAUCCGCAUUCUCUGUCCGGGCAACUAAGCGCUUUUUUCUUGCAAAACUGCCAAGGAGGACGACGAUUUUGAACCGAGCGAAAUCCCACGCAGUCUCAAGGGGACAGAAGUAACAACAGGAGUGGAGCCGGCUCUUCUUGACUACGAUCAGGUGCCCCUGAUUUUGGACACCCCUAGGCCCUCACCUACGCGUCCAGGUCCCUUCAUGGAACAGGCCAACAAGAAAGAAGACAGUCUACCGGACAAUUUUGUUUCCAGCACGACAAACAUUACCCCUGUGGCCGGUUCUUCGAGAGGUGCAACCAACGGCUGA